GUGUAACAACCAUGUUCGCACUUCUGAGCAGUUGGAGCAUUCCCAAACCUUGCCUCGGGUGUAGGGAUUGCAGAGAAAAGCAAAACUACACGGUGAAGACCCUGUGUAGUUUUGUUUUGGGGGGUGUUUUAGGGAGGCCAACUCGUUCUCACAUUGGAUUUUUCUGAACCGCUUUCUGGAUAAGGAGAUUGUUUUAGAAGAUUUCACACCUUUGGGCUUCGUCCCUUCAAUUCUAGGCACUCUUGUGAACACAAGGUGCCUACCAACAUGUCAACACAGGCGCCAACGUUUACACAACCGCUUCAGAGCGUUGUGGCACUAGAGGGUAGUGCCGCAACGUUCGAAGCUCAAGUUAGUGGAAAUCCAGUUCCUGAGGUGAGCUGGUUUCGUGAUGGCCAGGUUCUUUCUGCUGCUGCUCUGCCCGGCGUUCAGAUCUCGUUCAGCGAUGGCCGCGCUGUUCUGAUGAUCCCUGCCGUGACAGCCGCACACAGUGGAAGAUUUUCUGUUAGAGCCACCAAUGGAGCUGGACAAGCCACUAGCACCGCUGAACUUCUUGUUACAGCGGAAACUGCGCCGCCCAACUUUACUCAGAGACUACAAAGUAUGACCGUGAGACAAGGAAGCCAAGUGAGACUGGAUGUUCGUGUGACAGGAAUCCCUACACCUGUGGUGAAGUUCUUCAGGGAGGGAGCUGAGAUUCAGAGCUCCACUGACUUUAAGAUCGUACAAGAGGAAGACCUUUACAGUUUGAUGAUUGCUGAAGCCUUUCCAGAGGAUUCUGGAAACUACUCUGUCAGUGCCUCCAACAGCAGUGGCCGUGCCACCUCGACUGCUGAACUACUCGUUCAGGGUGAGGAGGAAGCAGUGCCAGCCAAGAAGACAAAAACGGUUAUUUCCUCCUCUCAGAUUUCACAGUCACGUCAGACAAGAGUUGAGAAGAGAAUGGAGGCUCGCUUUGAGUCGUCCAGUUCAGCCAUGAUGAUUGCGGGAGGUGUUGUCACUGAGCACCUGGCACACAAGACACCCCCACGUGUGCCCCCAAAGCCAACUUCAAGGUCCCCGCCAUCAGCAAUGUCGAGAGUGUCCAGCACUCGUCACCAGUCCCCCUCCCCAGUGAGGCCUGUAAAGGGACCAGCACCAGGCCCCGUCAGGGCUGUGUCCCCAGCCUCCAGACUGUCUGUGUCCCCCAUCCGACCAGUCAAGUCCCCACUCAUGAUUCGCAAACAGGUGAUCCAGACCACAGAGGUGCUGCCACCAUGGAAACAGGCUGGCUUCUUGUCCGAGUCCAGCUACAUGACUUCCGGAGCCAUGCACAGUCAGACCUCGGGAGCCAUGCACAUGCAGACCUCCGGAGCCACGCACAUGCAGACCUCCGGAGCCAUGCGCAUGCAGACCUCCGCAGCCACGCACAUGCAGACCUCCGGAGCCAUGCAGAUUCAGACCUCGGGAGCCAUGCACAUGCAGACCUCCGCAGCCACGCACAUUCAGACCUCGGUCACCCAGUCCGGCUCAUGGGAGAGCUCUUCCAUGCAGCAGUCAGUGAGUGGGAUGGCAGUAAAAGAGGAACAGCAAAUGCCGGAUGACAAAACAGUCGCUGUUGCUACGGUGGUAGCCGCAGUGGACCUUGCUCGUAGUCGAGGGCCCCAAAGUGGCUCUGUCAAGCUGUCUGCUCAUGAGUACAGCGUCACCUCUGCACAAGUUACAUCUGCAGCAGAGCAGAUAGGACAGGGGGAAUCCGAGGACCUAUCUGAUACCACAGUGUCCCUUGACAUCAGUAUUGGUGCACCAUACAUUGAAAGCACCACACUGGAAAUUCCUUCGACUAUAGAGAUCACACAAGAGGUUAAGAAAACUACAACAAUGGUGGCAGAGGUUGGCCAGGCUAGUGAAGCACUACCUGUUAGCUCUCUGGUAGAGCACAGUGAACUGGACACUUCUUCUGUGUCUGGUUGUAACGCAGCCCAGGAGCAGGGUGAGGAUGGGAAAAAGGCUGACGCCGUGGCAACCGUGCUUGCUGCCGUUGAUCACGCACGUGUGCGCAAGCCUGUGCAUGCAGAGAUGGCCGCAGCCGAAGAGGAAACCGUAGAGUUCGAUUUAAAACAGCAGGCCAUGCUCGCCGCUGAGCAACAAGUCAGAGUUAAGACAGAGGCCACACUAAUGCCCUCUGCUGCUCAAGUCUCUUUCACUGAAAAGACUGUUCAUGUGUCCCAGAUCCAAAGAAGCACCGAAACUAGCGCCCAGGUGGAUACUGGCCUGGCUCCUUCCCCAAUACCGCAUUUUACAGUUUCAAAAGUUACUGUGCCUAAACCUGAACAUAGCUAUGAGGUCUCAAUAGCAGGCUCUGCUAUUGCCACUCUCCAGAAAGAGUUAUCCGCCACCCACGGCGGUCAAAAGGUCAUCCAGCCUGUCAAGGCCCCGACUCACAGGGUCGCUGAGAUGAGAGUGACCCCUGAGCCGACACUUCCUCCAUUUAGAGAUGAGCGUUAUCAGGCGCAGUACGACACGCAGUUGCAAACGGAGAUAGGCGAAUCCUACACAGGUGGCAUGGAGCAAGCUUAUGACGAAUGGGAGGCCCAGGUUAUGGAGAUGGCAGCUGUCCCAGCUGCACAAGAGGCAGCUGUGCCACCAACACUUGUUGCUGCUUUGAAAAAUGUCACUGUCACAGAGGGAGAAUCUGUGACUUUGGUGUGCCAAAUUUCUGGAACCCCGGCCCCAACCAUCAUGUGGUUCAGGGAGGACUACAAAAUUGAGAGCACCAUUGAUUUCCAAAUUACAUAUGAGAGCGGAUAUGCCCGUCUGGUGAUCCGCGAGGCCUUUGCUGAGGACAGUGGUCGCUUCACUUGCACUGCUACUAGCCAUGCUGGAACCAUCAGCACAUCUUGCUACCUGCUUGUCAAAAUAUCUGAAGAGAUUGAAACCAGAGAGGAAGUGACCAUAGUCUCUGGACAAGUUAUUUCUGCAGAACAGAAACUUGUCGUAAGUGAGGCCAAGGAGGAGACUAUGUCUGAAAUGAGCGCAGUCUCAGAGACCGUGGAGGUGGUUGAUGGUGUUGCACCUUUCUUCGUGAAGAAGCCCUUCGUACAGAAGCUGGUCGAGGGGGGAAGCGUUUUCUUUGAGUGCCAGGUUGGAGGAACACCCAUGCCUCACAUUUACUGGAAAAAGGGUGGUGUGCCUCUCACAACUGGAUACAGAUACAGAGUAGCCUACAAUAAGGAGACUGGCGCCUGCAAGCUGGAGAUCUCCAUGACCUUUGCUGAUGAUGCAGGAGAGUACACCAUUGUGGCAAGGAAUCAGAUGGGAGAGUCAUCUGCCUCUACUAACCUUCUUGAAGAGGAGGAAUAUGACGCCUACAUGAAGCAACUUGAGGUGACUUACAAGACAGAAGUGACUACCAUGGUGCAGGAACCCAGAGCAGGGGAUCUGCCCCCUGUGAUAGUGAGUGAUUAUGAGAAAGAGCAGCAAUUUCUCAUGCAGAAGAGGACAACAUAUAUUUCUGGACAGGAAUUCCAAAUAUCUGCUUUUGAGCAGAGAAUAAUCCAAGAGAUUGAGAUUCGCAUCCUGAAGAUUACCUACCAACAGCUGGUGAUUGAAGAUGGGGAAGAGAUGGUCAUAAAUGUGGCCGAACAUGAAGCACAACAGCCAAGCUUUGACACACCAGUCAAAAACUACAGAAUCCUGGAAGGCAUGGGUGUCACAUUCCACUGCAAAAUGGCCGGCACCCCACUGCCCAAGAUUGCUUGGUACAAAGAUGGAAACCGCAUCAGGCACGGGGGCCGUUAUCAGAUGGAGUUUCUUCAAGAUGGAAGAGCCAGUCUGCGCCUGCCAGUGGUGCUGCCAGAGGAUGAGGGUGUCUACACCGCUUAUGCUUGCAAUAUGAAGGGCACUUCUAUUUGCUCCGCAAAGCUGUACAUGGAGCCUUCUGCUCCUCAGGGGCCUCAGCCCUAUCAUCCCCAGUCAGAGGCCAUGCAAAGAAUUAGGUCCACAUCUCCUCGUUCCACCAGCUUCUCUCCUGGACGUUCACCCAGCUUCUCCCCUGGACGUUCCCAAAGCUUUUCUCCAGCACGUUCUCCUGGACGUUCCCCAUCCCGUAGGCUUGAUGACACCGAUGCAAGUCAGCUUGAGAGGCUAUACAAGCCUGUGUUUGUCUUGAAGCCGUCCUCCUUCAAGUGCUCUGAGGGACAGACUGCAAGAUUUGACCUGAAAGUUGUUGGCAGACCCAUGCCAGACACAUUCUGGUUCCACAGUGGUCAACAGGUGGUUAAUGACUAUACCCACAAGAUAGUCAUAAAGGAAGAUGGAACACAGUCUUUGAUUGUGGUUCCAGCCAUGCCCAGUGACUCUGGUGAAUGGACAGUUGUGGCCCAGAACAGAGCUGGAAAAACUACUGUUUCUAUGACUCUCACAGUUGAUGCUAAGGAAAACUUGGUCAGACCCCAGUUUAUUGAGAAGCUGAAGAACAUCAGUGUCAAAGAGGGCACUUUGGUUGAGCUGGCUGUCAAAGCCAUUGGAAACCCCCUCCCUGAUAUUGUAUGGCUGAAAAACAGUGAUAUCAUUUCAUCUCAUAAAUAUCCUCAAAUCAAGAUUGAGGGCAUCAAAGGAGAAGCACAGUUCAAAAUUCCCUCAGCUGCUGGAUUAGACAGUGCCUGGUACACUGCUACAGCCAUUAACAAAGCCGGACGGGACACCACACGCUGCAGGGUCAAUGUUGAGGUUGAGUUCAGUGAACCUGAGCCUGAACGGAGACUCGUUAUUACAAAGGGAACCUACAAGGCCAAGGACAUUGCUGCUCCGGAGUUGGAGCCACUGCACCUUCGCUAUGGUCAGGAUCAGUGGGAGGAGGGUGACCUCUAUGACAAAGAAAAACAGCAGAAGCCCCAUUUCAAGAAGAAGCUGACAUCAGUCAGACUGAAGCGCUUCGGACCUGUGCACUUUGAAUGCAGACUGACCCCUAUUGGUGACCCCAACAUGGUGGUGGAGUGGCUGCAUGACGGCAAACCCUUAGAAGCAGCUAACAGGUUGCGCAUGGUCAGUGAAUUCGGCUAUAGCAGCCUUGACUACGAGGGUGCAUACGCAAGAGACAGUGGCGUCGUCACCUGCAGGGCCACCAACAAAUUUGGUGUUGAUCAGACCUCUGCCACACUGAUUGUGAAAGACGAUAAAGGCCUUGUUGAGGAUACCCAGCUACCAGAUGGCAGGAGGGGCCAAAGAAUGGACGAGAUGGAACGCAUCGCCCAUGAGGGCGGCCCCAGUGGCGUGACCGGAGAUGACUACUCAGAGAAAACAAAACCAGAAAUUGUCUUGCUUCCAGACCCAGCACAAGUCUUGGAGGGACAGAACGCUAAAUUCCGCUGCAGAGUGACUGGGUAUCCAGCUCCCAAAGUCAACUGGUACCUUAACGGACAGCUUAUCCGCAAGAGCAAAAGGUUCAGGCUUCAGUAUGAUGGUAUUUACUACCUUGAGAUUACUGACAGCAAGUCCUACGACACUGGUGACGUCAGAGUUGUAGCCGAGAAUCCUGAAGGUGUUGUCGAGCACACUGUGAAGCUGGAGAUCAAACAGAGGGAGGACUUCAGAACCGUCCUGAGACGGGUCCCUGAGGUUAAACCCACAAUGGAACCCCAGGGAGAGCACGGUAGAGUGCCUUUUUCAGUCAUGAAGGUUGACAAGCCCACAGAUGUGGGCCGGGAGAAAGAGGUAGUAAAACUACGAAAAGUUGACAGAGUUGUCCAUGACAUAUCGACAGAGGAGACUGAUGAGCUGAGAGGCAAAUUCAAACGCAGGACAGAGGAGGGUUACUAUGAGGCUAUCACUGCUGUUGAGCUCAAGAGUCGCAAGAAGGAUGAGUCUUAUGAGGGUAUGCUUAAGAAGAGGAAAGACGAGCUUCUUCACCAUAUAAAGGACAUUCCUGAGUCUGAGAGGAAGAAGGAAGAAGAACAAGGCAAAGUCACCAUACCCAGCUAUAAACCAGAGAGAGUGGCUCUCUCUCCAAGCAUGGAGGCUCCCAAGAUCCUAGAACGCAUCCAGAGCCAAACCGUUGCUAUUGCAGACGAAGUUCACUUCCGUUGUAGAGUUGUUGGAAAGCCAGAGCCAGAAUGCCAGUGGUUCAAAAAUGGUGUGCUGCUGGAGAAAUCUGACAGAGUUUACUGGUACUGGCCUGAAGACCAUGUCUGUGAGCUGGUGAUCAAAGAUGUGUCUGCAGAAGACUCUGCUAGCAUCAUGGUCAAAGCUAUCAACAUCGCUGGAGAGACCUCUAGCCAUGCAUUUUUGUUGGUGCAAGCCAAGCAAGUUAUUUAUUUCACUGAAGAGAUGGAAGAUGCCGAAGCCAAAGAGAAGGACACCAUGGUUACCUUUGAGUGUGAAACAAAUGAGCCUUUUGUUAAAGUCAAAUGGCUGAAGAACAAUGCUGAGAUUUUCUCUGGUGACAAAUAUAGGAUGCACUCUGACAGAAAAGUACAUUUCUUGUCUGUUCUGGUAAUCAACAUGAAGGAUGACGAUGAGUAUUCUUGCGUUGUUAUUGAGGAUGACCAUGUAAGAUGUUCUGCCAGACUCCAUGUGGAAGGUGCCCCACUUGACAUUGUGAAGAAACUGGAGAGUGUUGAAGUUCCUGAAACAUAUGCUGGAGAAUUUGAGUGUGAAUUGUCCCGUGAAGAUGCUGAGGGAACCUGGUACUUUGGAAACAAGGAGAUCACUCCCAGUUUGAAAUAUGUUGUCUUCUCUCGUCGCGGACGACACACCUUAUCUGUUAAAGAUGUGAAGAAAGAGGAUCAAGGAAAAUACACUUUUAAAGUUGGAACUUUGAGCACAAGUGCUUCCCUGAAGAUGAAAUUGCGUCCUAUUACACUCAUGCAAGGCCUCUCUGACCUGACUGUCUGUGAGGGUGAUAUUGCUCAGCUGGAGGUACGCUUCUCACAGGAGAAUGUCGAGGGGACAUGGAUGAGAAAUGGACAACCCAUCGCAGCCUCAGACAGAAUUCACAUUGUCAUCGACAAAUUGGUUCAUAAGCUGCUCAUUGAAAAUGUCAACAGAGAUGAUGCAGGAAUGUAUUCCUUUGUUGUUCCUGCUCAUGACAUUUCCAGUACUGGAAAGCUCACCGUUCAAACUAUUGGUAUCUUGGCACCACUCAAGGACAUUACAUCCGUUGAGGGCACCAAGGCUGUGAUAGAGGCUAAGAUCUCUGCUUCUGACGUCAGCUCAGUGAAAUGGUACCACAAUGACAAGCAGGUGAUGGCCAGUGACAGAAUCCAGAUAGUGGCAAAGGGAACCAAACAACGUCUGGUGCUCACCAGGUCCUUUGCCUCUGACGAAGGUCAAUACAAGCUGGUUGCUGGCAGAGUUGACACAAGCUGUAAAGUGACCAUUGAAAAAAUUUCUAUUGUUAAGCAAAUGGAGGACCGUGUUUGCACAGAAACCCAGAAUGUGACUUUCGAGGUGGAGUUGUCUCACGCUGGUAUUGAUGCCCUUUGGACCCUGAGGAACCAGCCACUCAAGGCUGGUCCCAAGUACAAGAUAGAGUCCAAAGGCAAACGCUACAGCCUUACAGUCGUCAAUACUAUGAAGGAUGAGGAGGGGCAGUACAUGUUUGCUGCUGGGGAGAAGACAUCCAGUGCAAAACUGACUGUAUCAGGUGGUGCCAUCAACAGACCCCUUCAGGACCAGACUGUGGCUGAAUCCCAGAGUGCCGAGUUUGAGUGUGAGGUCGCCAAUGCCAGUGCCCGAGGGAAAUGGCUGAAGGACGGCCAGGUCGUUGACUUCAGUGAUAAUAUCCGCAGUGAGGACAAAGGUGCUGUGAGGCGCCUUAUUAUUGUCAUCACCAGAACACAAGACGUUGGUGAAUACACCUACCAGGUGGCCAACUCCAAGACAACAGCCAACCUGAAAGUUGAAGCUGUGAAAGUGAAGAAGACUCUUAAGAACCAAACUGUCACUGAGACUCAGGAGGCUGUGUUCAGCCUGGAGCUCACCCAUGAGAAUGUGAGGGGGUCUCAGUGGACCAAGAACGGCAUUGAGCUUGUUCCAAGUGACAAGUAUGAAAUCUCCAUGGAAGGCAUGGUGCACACCCUAAAGAUCAAGAACUGCAACACACAAGAUGAAUCAGUCUAUGCUUUCAAAUUGGGAAAGCUCUCGGCUAAUGCCAGACUGAAUGUUGAGACAAUCAAAAUUGUGAAGAAGCCCAAAGACAUCACCUGUCUGUUGGAUGCCGCUGCUUCCUUUGAAUUGAGCCUAUCCCAUGACAACAUCCCAGUGAAAUGGAUGUUCAACAACAUUGAACUGAAGCCAAGUAACACCUGCCAGAUACUGUCAGAGAGGAAAGCACAUAAACUUAUCAUCCAAAAUGUUGACAGCAGCAAGGCUGGGGAAUACACUGCUGUAGUUGGACAUCUGCAAUGCAGUUCUUAUCUACAUGUUGAAUCCCUGUGUGUCACAAAGCCAAUGAAGAACAUUGAAAUCCCUGAGACCCACGUGGCAACCUUUGAGUGUGAAGUGUCACACUUCAACGUCCCAUCCACAUGGCUGAAGAAUGGUGUGGAGAUCGAGAUGAGUGAGAAGUUCAGGAUUGUGGUGCAGGGGAAGCUCCACCAGCUCAAGAUCAUGAACACCAGCAGACAAGACUCAGCAGAGUACACCUUCACCUGCGGAAAUGACAAAGUCUCUGCUACACUGACAGUUAGCCCCAUUUUGAUCACCUCCAUGCUUAAAGAUCUCAAUGCUCAGGAGAAAGACACUAUUACCUUUGAGGUUACUGUCAAUUAUGAAGGCAUCACCUAUAAAUGGUUGAAGAACGGUGUAGAAAUUCGGUCCACUGACAGGUGUCAGACCCGAAGCAAGCAACUCACCCACUCUCUCACCAUACGCAAUGUGCACUUUGGUGACAGUGCGGACUACAAGUUUGUUGCUGGAGCAGCAGAAACAGCUGCAAAACUCUAUGUUGAUGCUCGUGUGAUUGAGUUCACAAAACACAUCAAAGACAUCAAGAUAACUGAAAAGAAAAAGGCCAUAUUUGAAUGUGAAGUCUCUGAACCUAAUAUCCAGGUGACAUGGAUGAAAGAUGGACAGGAACUUGAAAUAUCCGAAAGAUACAAGGUUACCACAGAGAAAUGCCUGCAUCGUCUGAUGAUUCAGACUGUCCGCAUGUCUGACGCUGGAGAGUACUCUGUGGUUGCUGGGUCCAGUGUGUCAAAAGCUCAUCUUACCGUUGAGGGCCGUGAUAUCCGGAUCACAGAACCUGUCGAGAAAGAGAUCACGGUUGUUGAGAAACAUAGAACUACAUUUGAGUUUGAAGUCAAUGAGGAAGACAUUGAAGGCCGCUGGCUGAGGAAUGGAGUUGAAAUCCAUAUUCUCUCAGAGGAGCGGUUCACCUAUGUGACCAUUAGGAAGACCCACCGCCUGUCAAUCACUGAGACCUUCAGAACUGAUGCUGGGGAGUACACCUUUAUCGCUGGCAAGAACAGGAGUGUGGUCACGCUUCAUGUAAAAAUUCCUGAGCCACCCAGGAUCAUUCGCCAGAUGGAGCCUCUCACCGUUGAGGCUGGCAAGCCUGCCCGCUUCACCGUGGAGGUGACAGGAAUCCCUCAGCCUCAGGUGGCUUGGUACAAGAACUCCCAGGCCCUGACAGCUGGAUUCAAGUGCAAGUUCCUUCGAGAUGGGAAUGAGCACACACUGCUGUUGAUCGAGGUCUUUCCAGAGGAUGCUGCAGUCUAUAACUGUGUGGCCACAAAUGACUUUGGCCAGGCAACUAGCUCUGCUAAUCUUACUGUGGAAGUCUCUGAAGUGGUGUCCCCUGACUCAGGUGCUCCUCUCUCUCCCCCUGUCAUCAUCUCUCCAAUUCACAAUGCCUCUGCCAAGGAGGGUGAAUCUGUCAGAUUCCAGUGCCGUGUCUCUGGGGAUGAUCUGAAUAUCUUGUGGUACUGCAAAGAUAAGGAGAUCAAGCAGUCCGACUUCUUCAGGAUGUCCCAGUUUGACGAUAACUGCAAACUUGAGAUCGCCAGGGUUUACCCUGAAGAUGAGGGGGAGUACACUUGUGUUGCCCGUAACUCCGCAGGAAUGGUAUCAUGCUCUGCAGUUCUGAAACUUGAUGGAGAAAAGUACGCUCAGGACACUGCAUCCAAACAGUGGCAUGCCACAUCCAGUCUCUCCACAAGCAUAUCAAGUGUUAAGAAGGAACCAAUUGGUCAAAGUCCCACUUUCAUGCAGCCUAUCUUGAGCUGCUCCGUAUAUCACGGGGAAGUGGCCAGAUUCCAUGCUUGUGUGUCCGGUAUGCCGAAGCCAGAAAUCUGCUGGUAUCACAACCAGGAACCCAUAAGGCCAACCAAAAAUGUUGUCUUCCAUUUCGAUGAGAUGACAAACACUGCCACACUUAUCAUAGUUGACGCUUUUUCUGAGCAUGCCGGACUGUACACAUGCAAGGCAAUCAAUAGCACAGGAGAGGCGGUUUGCACAGCUAUCCUGACCGUAACUACAGAAGUGCCGAAAGUGCAAGAGGUGAUUGAAGCCAAAAUUGAGGAAGAAGUCAAAGAAUUUUCUAGCGUGACUGUGACGACUGAAGAACAAGAAGAAACCUACAGCAGUGCCCUCCAAAUACCUGAAAAAUCUAAAACACUUGAACUCAAGCCAGAGCAAAAAAUGUACUCAAGUUCUAUAGAAAAGAAAAAAGAAAAGCCCAUUUUUAUUACCCAGCUUGCUCCUGUAGCUGCCACAGCAGGAGACACGGCUCGACUCACUGUCACCAUUUCUGCUUUCCCAAAACCAAAGGUUCAGUGGUUUCAUAAUGGCAGAAUUAUUACAUCAUCCUCUGUCUAUACAUUCAUAGAAAAUAAAGAUGUGUACACAUUGAUUAUCUCAGGAGUUAAGAAAGAAUAUGAGGGAGAAUACUCUUGUGUCGCAACUAACAAAUUUGGCAAGACAACUUGUACGACCACACUUAACGUAAACGUAAGUGAUGCAACAGAAGCAGAGAGGUGGGUUGAACAAAUGUUCAAGAUACCUGGCCAACCUCCACGUUUCGUCACACCGAUUGAAUCAGUGCAAAGUGCAGAAGGUGGGGAGGCGAAAUUUCAGUUUAAAGUGAGCGGGGCACCACUCCCCGAAGUUCAGUGGUUUAAAGGUAGUUUCCAAAUCCAGCCGAGUAAACGUAUAACGAUAGUGUACAACCCUGACGGCUUAGGCUUUAUGAGUAUGACUGGCCUCCAUCAGCAAGACAGUGGGCUCUACACAUGCAGAGCAUCUAACUCUUUUGGAGAAGCCUCCAGCAGUGCUGAACUGAUUGUCUUCCGUGAAACUGUUUCUGUGUCACGCCACAAAGAAAAGGCAGUCACCCAGAAGCAGAAAGGCUACAAAGUUUCAACGACCGAACAGGCGACUGAGUCCCGCCUGUACAUGGUUAAUAUCCCAGGCGAGACAAGAGAGCAGGCAGGACGUGAAAUGAUCUACACUAUUGGCACUGAGGAUAGACAGGUUGUUGCCAGUGAACAGGUGGAUACCUUAAGAGAGGUAGAUAUUUCUGCUGCCACCAUUCAUAGAGAGCAAGUAACCCACCAGGCUGCAGUGUUGCAGUCUCAUGAGGUGCAAGAGAGAGUGUCCAUGGGUCCCCCUCGGCCGCAGCCAGUUGUAGCAACUCCAGUGAAACAGAUUCAUACGGCUUCUCUAACGUCUGCCGUUGAGGAAAAUCAGGGCUUCAUAGAGCAACACUCUGAACGCAUCAAAAGCCCUGAGAUUACAGAGUUAGAAAUGGCAAGAGAACGGCCCUCAAAAAUGAUGUCUGCGAUAUCUGAAAACAUAACCCCUUUUACAAUAGUAAAAGCUGGACCUUUAGCUAAGAGAGAAGAGGAAAAGACAGAGUCAACUCGGGAACCCAAACACCCUCUCAGUAGUCAUCAGGUUGAGACUACACUUUCAAUUAUGAAAGAGGACUCGCAGACAAUUCCAGCACCACAAGUAGAGAAAAGUUACAAAGUCAAAGAAGGUGUGAAAAUUCUAUAUUCUGCCAUUUCAACAGAGAAACAGGAAAUCACUGAGGGCCACUCUACAGAAUUAGCCACCUCAGACUCAGCUAUACAAUCUUCUGUGAAAAAGGAAAAAUCAAAACCUGUUAUUCUUUCAGUAAGUGAGACUAAACAUACAUUAUCCAAAGAGGAGAGAUUUACCAUAUCGAGACCAGAAGAAGAGGUGGCGUACAGCGCCAAAGACAGUGUAUUUAAGACUGCUCUUUCAGCAGAAGAGAAGCGAGAGCUACAGGCGGAGCGCAUGGGUGAACUUCCUGGUUUAGACAGUGCUGUGUCAGUGCACUCAGAGAGGGAAGGAGAGCAAAUCUUGCACCUACAGGUGAUUAGUGAUCAGGGUAUUUUGCCUUCAGAGGGCAGGUUUACCUGUGAGAAACCAUCUGAGGAACAGGCAGAUGUUAGGAAGAGUCCCACCCUGCUCCACUCGAUAUCUACAGACGAGCAGAGAACUGUAACUUGUGAGGACUCUGCACACUUUUCUUCCGAAAAGACCACAAUGACUCUGCAGCCUCAGAAAGAGCCCUUUGGGACCUUGCACCUUCAGUCUAUUCAGUCAGAAAGUGCCUUGACCAAAGAGGGAAUGAUAUCCUUUGAGAAGCCAGACCAGCAGGUGGCAGCACAGAGGCAGGAGAAAGCUCGUAGACAUGCAGUUACAACAGAGGAAAAGAGGGAGAUGACAGCAGAUUACUAUGAGACCCUUGACACGUCCGUCACAGGUCUUCAGCCUGAGCACAAAAAAGAGCCAAAGCCUCAGAGUAUACUUCAGGUCAUCUCAGAACCCAUGCAACUACCUAAAGAAACACCUUUCUCGACUGAUAUGAAACAGCAACGUGCGUUAGUGCAGAAGGAAGACCGCUGGAAUAUUGUACAUGUUACUUCUGUGUCAGACAGGCAAGAUUUGGAGGAGGGCCACACCGAUGAUUUGGGGUCAGUUGAGAAAUUCACAUGUAAGACAGAUGUGGAGCCAAAACUACCCUCGGAAUCCAUCAGUGUAGAGGAGAGAGCAGUCUCCACAGAGAGCAGUGUGGCUCUUGAGGCAGCGGAACAAGAUUUUGCAGUCCAAAUUCAGGAGGGUCAGUCUGUCAGACAGUCUAUCAUUAUGGAUGAGAAACGCAUUUUGACUGGAGAGCAGUCUAAACAAAUCUCUAAGUCUGAAACAACAACAGCAAGUGUAGUGAAGCAGAGCAAAAGUGCCUUCAUGGUAUCAGAAUCUAGUGAGAGCCAGACCCUUCCGAAAGAGCUCACUUUUGUGAUCCAAGCACCAAAAUCAUUCACCUUGGAUGUCCGGCGUCAGCUAAAGAGUUCACUACAGUCUGCUGUGGCACGAGAUCAACCGCUGAUACUGGCAGAUGUUGUGCAGAGUUUAGCAGUCGUAGAAGUACAAGAGGUGAAGGUACUUAGAGAGCCAAAAUAUGCAAAGUACACAUACCUCAUCACAACAACAGGUGCACCUAUCGAGAUCACAAUUGCCUUUGAGGGUGACUAUCCUCAAACUGCAGAUCUGAAAAGUGAGCUUCAGGCUGCUUUCUACUCCAUAGUCUAUCGAGAGCAGCAUGUUCUGACAUCUGAACAGCCUGGCACAAUGCAAGUUGAUAGGCCUCAGAGAUUGCAGGUUACUAAGGCCUCCUCAAAAGAAAUCCUCUCACCCAUGGUGCAAACAGUCCAGACGAGUGAGAAUGUGUCAGAUAUUGCAUCGCCCAAGGCACAGUCUGCGGCGAUUAAAACUGAAACCAAAGCUUCCUUCCAGACAGUAACAACACAGGGGCAAACUAUUGUGCAAGAGUCAAAAAGAACCAUGGUGCAAAUGACCACUGAAUCAAAAUUAGAAAUCGAAAAGUCCAUUGAGAUUUCUUCUCAGGAAAGCAGAUCUGUGACAAUAUCGGGCCGUGAGAGAGAUGUUGGUGCAGCUGCUAUUACUAUAGACGUUCCUUUUGCACCAGUACCUGUUGAGCAGUCAGUAGAUAUCCACAUUAAACAUGAGAAAACGCAGGAAUUCCUUACAGAAGAGACCAUUAAAACAACCAAAAUUACUGAAAAGGUUGGUAAAUAUGCCCCAAUAUUUGAAACUGAAUUGGAAGAUAUUACAGUGGAGGAAAAAGGCAAAGUCACUUUUACAGUAAGCGUAAAAUUUGUUAAAAAUGUCAAUUGGAUGUUCAAUGGAAAAUUGAUUAAAUCUGGCAAAGAGUUCAAGUGUUCCAAACAAAAUAACACAUAUACACUAGUGAUCGACAAAGUAAUCAAGGAGAAGCAUGAAGGAGAGUAUGUCUGUGAGGCAGAGAAUGAAGGCGGCAAGACUUCAACAUCUUCAACACUCACAGUUGUCUCAAGAGUACCACCUGUUUUCAGGCACAAAAUCCAUCCCCUGGAAAUCAAUGUUGGCGUCAAUGCCAAAUUUGAGUGCGAGACAGAAGAUGCACCAAGUAUCACUUUCAAGUGGUACAAGUCUGGCUCCGAGAUCAGACAGAGUGAGAAGUACAGGAUCCUCAGCCGUAGCACCACAUCCUCUUUUGAGAUUCUCAACCCAGGCAAGGUGGACACGGCUGAAUAUACCUGCAAAGCUUCCAACCAGCAUGGAAGCGACAGCUGCGCUGCUAGUCUCAACGUGACUGAAGUCUUCCCACCAGAAUUUGUUACAAAACCUGAUCCUAUGACACUGUUUGUGGGCAAACAAGCCAAAUUCCAAUGUGUAGUCAAUGGGUCUACUCCAAUGAAUGUUUUAUGGCAUAAAGACAACAUUGCCAUUUCACCUGAUGACCAUUAUAAAAUAUCCUCGGAUAAGAACAAAUACACUCUUCUGAUUAGCAAACUUGAGCAGAACGAUCAGGGUACAUAUCUGUGCAAAGCAUCAAACAGUGUCGGGACAGCUACGUGUUGCACAGAGCUGAAGGUUAUUGACAAACCCAGCUUUGUAAAGACUUUUGAGUCUGUGUCAGUAGCAGUGGGUAACCCACUGUGCCUUGAGUGUCUGGUGAAUGAAGACACUGGAGUCAUCAUUACCUGGAUGAAAGAUGGCAAAAAGAUUCACAACACCAUGGAUUGUAAACUCUCUUUUGAGGAAAAAACAGCCAGUCUUGAAAUUCUAAAAGGCAAACUAAAAGAUACUGGCAAAUAUGUCUGCACUGCAGCAAACGAUGCAGGAAGCAGUGAAUGUUCAUCUGCGGUAACUGUACAAGAGCCUCCAACGUUUCUUAAGAGGCUUGAACCAAAGAUUCUUUGGAAACAGGGUGUAUCUGCACGCUUACAGUGCACAGUCAAAGGGACACCUGAGCUCCAUGUAACAUGGUUUGUUGACGACAGACAGCUCAGCACUUCAGACAAGCACAAAAUCACUUUUGCGGAUGGCAAAGCCACUCUGGAGAUUAAUAGUCUUGUCGAAUCGGACAGUGGAAAUUACACUUGUGAAGUGCUAAAUGAGGCUGGCUGUGAGAGCUGUAGCUCACAUGUGACAGUCAAAGAACCUCCUUCUCUCAAAAAAGAACUAAAAACGCUUGAGGUAGUCAAGGGAACCACUGUCCAGUUUGAAUGUGAAGUUACUGGCACAGCACCGUUUGAAGUCACCUGGUUAAAGAACAAGAAACCAGUCAGCACUGACAAGAAGCACAAUGUUGUUUCAAAAGAUUCCUGUGCUUAUUUGGAGAUCCGUUCUUUUGAAAGUGCAGACGUGGGUGAUUAUCAGUGUUGUAUAUCAAACGAUGUGGGUAAAAUCACUUCAAAAUCAGUUGCUAAAUUGAAAGAUCCACCAACAUUUGUAAAGAAAGUUGAAAACACAACAGCAGUUUUGGGCAGUGCUGUUAAACUUCAGGGCACUGUUAAGGGCUCUGCCCCAAUCUCUGUGAAAUGGCUAAAGGACUCUGACUUGCUGACAGAGGUGGAUCCCAAUAUCAAAAUUACAUUUGAAAACAACAUUGCUCAAUUGGCCAUUGCCAGUGUUGCCAUAACCCAUGGUGGUAAAUAUACCUGCCAAGCAGAAAAUGAGGCUGGUCAACAGAAAUCUGAAGCCACGUUAUCUGUCCAAGAACCAGCUAGGAUUGUUGACAGACCACCAUCUAUCAGUGUUACUGUUGGAGCCCCUGCAACUCUGGAGUCCACAAUUUCAGGGAGCCCAGAUCUUAAAGUCAAAUGGCUCAAAGAUGGAAAAGAAAUGACAUCAGGCCGAAAAUACAAAAUUACGCUAAAAGACAAUGUAGCCACCUUAAAAAUUCUUUCAGCUGAAAAAGGCGACAAUUGUGAAUACAGAAUGGAGGUGGCUAAUCGUGUUGGAAAAGAUGAAUGCUCCUUUGCUGUAACUGUGCUAGAUCGAAUCAUACCACCUUCCUUCACAAAAAUGCUUAAAAAGGUCGAUGGAAAUGUUGGAGGCGAUGCUAUUAUGGAAUGCAAAGUGUCUGGGUCACAACCCAUGACCGUAUCUUGGUUCAAGGAAGGAAAGGAGAUCACAUCAGGGAUGAAAUACCAGACUGAAUUUAAAGAGAGCACAGCAUCACUGAAAAUAUUACGUUUAGAGACUGUUGAUGCUGGGGCAUAUACAUGUCGGGCAAAUAAUUCUGCUGGACAUGCGGAAACAAGUGGGGCCCUGCAAGUGAAAGAACCCCCAGUCUUCACAACCAAACCAGAAACCCAGGAUGUCAUCCCAGGAUCUACAGUCGUUUUUAAAUCUGUCUACUCUGGAACAGCUCCAUUCAAUGUGAAAUGGUUCAGAGAAGAAAAGGAAAUUCUAACAGGAGGCGCGUGCUUCAUCAAGAAAGAGACCUCCUCAAGCACACUGGAGCUUCACUCUGUGAAGCCAUCUGAUUCCGCUAAAUACAUUUGCCAAGUGUCGAAUGAUGCCGGAAAAGUGGUUUGCACCACUGUCUUGUUCGUGAAAGAACCUCCAAAGUUUGUGAUGAAGCUCGACUCCACAAAACUUUUAAUGAUUGGAAACCCUGUAACUUUAGAGUGCAAAGUAACUGGCAGCCCUCCUAUCAAUAUUAAGUGGCUUAUGAAUGACACUGAAAUCAGCUCCAAUGACAAAUAUCAAAUGACCUUUGUCGACUCAGUUGCUACCCUCAAGAUGGUCAAUUGCAACAUUGAUGAUAGUGGCAGUUAUAUAUGCAUGGCAUCAAAUGAUGCUGGUAGUGACCGUUGCAGCUGUAUGAUUACUGUCAAAGAGCCGCCAGCAUUUUUUCGGUGUUUUGAAUCCAAGGAGGUUGUCAAAGGCUCUGAUGUUGUACUAGAAGGUUUGGUCUCAGGUUCAGCUCCAUUUGAGAUGUCUUACUUCAAAGACUCAAAACAGAUCAGGAAUGACAGGAGGCACAUCAUGAGCCUGAAGAACGACAUUGCGACUCUCAACAUUCUUAAAUUUGAUGGCAGUGAUGUCGGAAAAUAUCAGUGCACAGUAGCAAAUGAUGUAGGGAAGUCAUCUUGUGAUUUCCAGUUUUCUCUAAAAGAGCCACCAUCAUUCGUCCAGAAGAUUGAAAACACAAAUGCCGUUCUUGGCAAAGAGAUAACUAUGCAGUGUGUAUUGAAAGGAUCCGUGCCAAUGACUGUGACCUGGAUGAAGGAUGACCAUGAGGUCAAAGAUUCUGAGCAUGUACAGAUUUCGUUUGAAAACAGAACAGCAGUCUUAUAUAUCAGCAGUGUUCAGUUGAAACACAGUGGCAAGUAUACUUGUAUGGCACAGAAUGAAGCUGGAAGCCAGAAAUGCAUUGCAACAUUAGUAGUAAAAGAACCGGCAAAUAUCACAGAGCCAGCUAAGUCUAUCAACGUCACAGCAGGGGACCCCGCUACUCUUGAGUGCAGGUUCUCAGGGACUAAACCCCUUACUGCCAAAUGGUGUAAAGAUGGAAAAGAGUUGACAUCAGGCAAAAAAUACAAAGUGCAAAGCACUGACAAGAACUCAAUCUUAAAGAUUUUGUCCACAGACAAAAGUGAUAGUGGAGAAUACAUGUUUGAGAUUUCCAACGAUAUUGGAAGUGGCACUUGCGAUGCUGCUAUCACAGUUCUAGAUCAAAUAAUCAAGCCAUCGUUCACAAGGACGCUUAAAGAAUUGGAAAGCAUCAAAGGAUCUUUUGCCCAAUUGGAGUGUCUCGUCUCUGGCUCCUUGCCCAUUACUGUGCAUUGGUACAAAGACAAUAAGGAAGUAGAGGUUGAUGAGAAGCACAAAUGCAUAUUUUUUGAAAAUGCCGCUUCUCUGGAAAUUACCCGCCUUGUUAGUGGUGACAGUGGCACGUAUACCUGCAUUGCUGAAAACAAAGCGGGCAGUGAUCAGUGCUCUGGCAUUUUGCGAGUUAAAGAGCCCCCCUCAAUUGUUGAAAAGCCUGAGUCUAUGGAGGUAAUCCCUGGAUCAAGGGUGAAGUUCAAUGUACUUAUUGCUGGCACUCCACCCCUGACCAUCAAAUGGUUUAAGUCCAACAAGGAGAUCACAACAGGGGUAGACUGUGCCAUUCAAAAAGAUGAUUCCUCCACCUCUUUGGAGCUCUUCUUUGGCAAGACGUCAGACUCCGGGGAUUAUAUCUGUGAAAUCAGCAAUGAUGUUGGCUCAGACAAAUGCCAAGCAACCCUUUUUGUGAAAGAACCUCCGAAAUUCACACGAAAGCCAGAAGGGGUGUCUGUUGUAAGGCCUGGCCAGAAUGUUGUGUUUGAAUGUCAGGUCAUUGGAACUCCUGAAAUAGAUAUCUAUUGGUUCAAAGAUGGAAAUGAGUUAAGUCCAAGUAAUAGAUAUAAAAUGGACUUUUCUAACUCUCUGGCACGGCUUGAGAUAACUGGUUCUGAAAUCAAAGACAGUGGAGUUUACUACUGUGAGGCACGCAAUGAAGCUGGCAGCGAAAGCUGUAGCAUGGAGUUUAAAGUAAAAGAGCCUCCAGCCUUUAUCAAGCCAUUAACACCUGUUGAGGUUGUAAAUGGUGCAAGUACGUCCUUUGAGUGUCAGGUUACUGGAAGUGCUCCUUUUGAGAUAACUUGGCACAAGGACUCAAAGGAGAUCAAACUGAGCUCAAAGCACGUAAUGUCAAAGAAAAAUGAGUCGUUAUAUCUUGAAAUCCAGAAAUGUGACGCUUUAGAUGUCGGCGAAUAUCAGUGUACGGUGGCAAAUGAAGUGGGAAGUUGCUCUUGCCAAGCCGAACUUAGCAUAAAAGAACCACCAUCAUUUGUAGAGAAGAUUCAGAAUGUUGCCAUUGUCCUCGGGAAAGUGGCCGAGUUGAAGUGUGUUGUAAAGGGAUCUGUCCCCUUGAGUGUGCAGUGGCAAAAAGAUGAACAGUGGAUCUUGGAGGAUCCAAAGAUUGAAAAGAUGUUUGAUGGUAGCGUGGCUAUUCUGAGAAUUCCAGUCUGUGAGUCUUGUCACAGUGGAAGGUACACUUGUCAAGCUGUUAACGAAGCAGGACAGGAGAAAUGCUUUGCAACCCUUCUGGUGCAAGAGCCCCCACAGAUAAUUGAAAAGCCAGAGGUGAUCAAUGUCACUAUUGGCGAUCCAGUCAGUUUUGACUGCAAAGUUACAGGCACUCCUGAACUCAAAGUGAAAUGGACUAAAGAUGGAAGGGAGCUGGUUCCCAGCAGACAGCACAUCCUCAGCUUUGUGAACAAUAUCAGCAGUCUUAAAAUACAGUCUGCCCAAAAGGAAGACAAAGGACAUUAUAUCUUUGCGGUCGCAAAUCACAUAAAUGUCUGCACAUGCAAGGUUGAGUUGGUUGUAGUAGAUCAAGUAAUUCCUCCUACCUUCAUAAAACCACUGACUGACAUGGAGGAGAUUUUGGGUACCUCUGUGCACAUUGGCUGCAAAAUAUCUGGAUCCCUCCCAAUUACUGUGGAAUGGAUAAAAGAUGGAAAUAAACUAUCUGGUAGAACAAAGCACAAAAUUGUCCAGGAGGACAACAGUGCGUUCUUGGAGAUUGAGCACUUAGAAAAGGCAGACACUGGGACAUACACUUGCAAACUCACAAACAAAGCAGGAGGCUGUGAAUGCAGUGGAGUGCUAAGGGUGAAAGAGCCUCCAAGCUUUGUGCUGAAGCCAGAAUCUCAGGCAGUUCUUCCGAACACUACAGUUCGGUUUAAGAGCACCUUCAAAGGAACCCCUCCUUUUACUGUGAAAUGGUUUAAGCAGGACACGGAGCUGAUAACCGGACCAUCGUGCUUUACUGGACUGGAGGGUUUAUCAUGCUUUAUAGAUCUUUUAUCCGUUGGUGUUUCACAAAGUGGAACUUACUCUUGCCAAGUCAGCAACGAUGCUGGUACUGUGAAGUGUACCGCUGAUUUACUAGUCAAAGAACCUCCAGACUUUGCGCAGAAACUUCCGAGCACAAAGUAUGUGAAGCUGAGCGACGCAGUCGUUCUUGAAUGCAAAGUCACUGGCACUGCCCCACUCCAGAUUAACUGGUUUAAAAACGAUUCAAAACUGACCGACAGUGACAACUGCAAGACAUCAUUUGAUGGCUUUGUGGCAGUUCUCCACAUUUCAACCACAUCAUUUGAGGAUGGUGGAGUGUAUUCGUGUGAGGCUCAGAAUGACGCUGGCACUAAAAGCUGCAGCACCACACUCACAGUGAAAGAACCACCCUCUUUCAUCAAAGUGCCUGCACCUGUUGAAGGACUGAAAGGCAAAGAUGUCAGUCUGAACUGUGAACUGAAGGGCACGGCACCGUUUGAGAUAACCUGGUUCAAAGAUAAAAAGGCACUAAAGGAGGGCAGAAAAUAUAAGCUUGUGUACGAAGGAUGCUCUGCAACUAUGCAUAUCCUUGGUCUGGAGGCAUCAGAUGCUAAUGAAUAUGAGUGCAAAGCAUCCAACAGUGUAGGAAGUGACACAUGCAAUGUGUCUGUUAAACUGAGAGAGCCACCAGUCUUUGUGAAGAAACUGUCACAUAUGACAGCAGUGUCUGGUGAAGAAGUGACUUUGGUUGCCACAGUUAAAGGCUCUCAGCCGAUGACAGUAUCUUGGGUCCAGGACAAAGACCAUGUUCUUAGGGAUGGUGACAACCGCAAAAUUACCUUUGAGAACAACCAGGCCACUCUUAAAAUCUUUAAGGCUGACAAAACCACUACUGGGAAAUAUACCUGUCAGCUCAAAAAUGAUGCUGGGGUGGCGGAAUGCAUGGCUAACCUGACUGUUCUAGAACCGGCUCUAAUUGUUGAUAAGACAGAAUCCUUUAGUGUCACAGAAGGGGAUUUAGCAGCUCUGGAAUGUACUGUAUCUGGAACUCCCGAAUUAAAACCAAAGUGGUUCAAAAAUGGAGUGGAACUGUCAACUGGAAGGAAGUACAGGAUUACCUUCGCCAAAAUGAUCUCCAGUCUAAAUAUUCUGACAAGCGAGAGGGAUGACACUGGAGAGUACAUGUUCGAGGUCAAGAAUGAAGUUGGCAGUGAUGUCAGCAAAAUGCACCUAACUGUUCUAGAUAAAAUAAUUCCUCCAACGUUCUCACGGAAAUUGAAAGACACACAGAGCAUUGUGGGUAAAUCUGGUGAACUGGACUGUAAAGUCUCUGGAACCUCACCAUUCACAAUCUCUUGGUAUCAUGAUGGGACGGAGAUCACAAGCGGACCUAACUACGAAAUUGCAUUCAGUGACAACACCUGCACUCUGAAAGUUCCCACACUCAAACUGUCUGAUUCUGGAGCAUACAAGUGCAAAGCUGUCAACAAAGCAGGAACAGCUGAAACCAGUUCUACUUUUGUUGUAAAAGAGCCUCCAUCUUUUGUGACUCAACCUCAACCACUGGAAGCGUUGCCUGGCACUAACGUUACAUUUACAGCUACUGUGAGUGGAAGUGCCCCUCUGAAACUGAAAUGGUUUAGAGGGAGCAAGGAAGUUUUGCCGGGAAAGGGCUGUGAAAUAGCUCUUAAAGGUGACAAGGCUACUUUGGAGCUGCGCAACGUUGAUAAAUCCCACGCAGGAGAGUACACAUGCCAAAUUAUUAACGAUGCUGGAAAGGAGAACUGCACUGUCAACCUGUUUGUGAAAGAACCUGCUCGUUUCAUUAAGAAACUUAAAGACCUUUCUGUUGAAAUGGGAAAAUCCUUGAUUCUUGAGUGCACAUACUCUGGAAGCCCAGAAAUCCAUGUUAAAUGGCAUAAGGACGGGCAAGAGAUCUAUUCCUCUUACAAAUACAACAUGACAACCACUGAGACCUCCUGCAUCCUCGAGUGUCUGAACAGUGACAAAGAGGCUGCAGGAAAAUACUCCUGCGAAGUCUCCAAUGGAGCUGGAACUGAUAUUUGCCAUGCCAAUGUGUCCAUAUUAGAACCCCCAUACUUUAUUGAGCAAUUGGAGCCAAUGGAUGUCACAGCUGGAGAUGCUGUUUGCUUGAAAUGCCAAAUAGGGGGAACACCUGAAAUUAAAGUAUCCUGGUUUAAAGCCGAUGGAAAACUGAGAUCCUCUGCCAUGUGUAAAAUGGAAUUCUCAAAAGGUGUUGCCUGCCUGAAAAUAAGCAAAACUUCUAAAGCUGACAUUGGCGAAUAUACAUGCAAAGCUGAAAACAAUAUUGGAACAGCAUCCUCCAGUUGCCAACUAACUGUGCAAGAGGUCAAAACACCACCGUCUUUCCCCAAGAAAAUUACUAGUAUACAACAAACUGAGGGACAGGCAGUCAGAUUUGAGUGUCGUGUCGCUGGAUCCUCUCCUAUGGAGAUAUCUUGGCUUAAAGAUGGUGACACCUUGAGAAAUGAUGCAGAAUUCUCAAUGAGUUUUGAUGAUAAUUCUGCGGUCCUACAAAUUUCUCGAGGAGAAAUGAGACAUUCAGGGGAAUACACUUGUGUUGCAACGAAUAGUGUUGGAACAGCCUCUUGCAGAGCCAAGCUCACACUUCAAGAGCCAAGAUUUCCGCCAGUUUUUGAUAAAAAGCUCUUGCCAGUGGAUGUUACAGUGGGAGAUAGUGUGGAGCUGGAAUGUCACAUGACUGGAUCUUUGCCAAUAAAAGUGACAUGGUCAAAGGAUCACAAAGAUAUUCGCACUGGUGGAAAUUAUAAAAUAUCCUGUGUGGAUAACAGUGCACACCUCACCAUUCUAAAAGCAGAUAAAAAUGACUCUGGACGAUAUUCUUGCCAUGCUAGUAAUGACAUGGGGAAGGACUCUUGCUCUGCUGAAGUAUCAGUGAAAGAACGUAAAAUUCCUCCCAGCUUCACCAAAAAGCCCGCUGAGACUAUCGAGGAUGUUGAGGGCAAAGUUGUGAAAAUAGAGGGCCGUCUGGCUGGAUCUCAGCCCAUAACAGUGAACUGGUACAAAGACAGCAAGGAAAUCUUCAGCUCUGACUACUAUGACAUAUCCUUCAAGAGCAAUGUGUCUGUGCUCUGUAUCAAGAAGUCUCAGAGCUCAGACAGUGGCGCAUACACCUGCAAAGCCACUAAUGAAGCUGGCAGCGCUAGUUGCCAGGCGACAGUAAAUAUCUCAGAGCACAAGGUGCCUCCGAGCUUUGAUAUACCUCUUAAGCCAGUGACCAUAAAUGAGGACAACAAGCUCACCCUGAGCUGCCAUGUCCGUGGAUCCCCUCCUCUGAAGGUUCAGUGGAUGAAGGACAGACGGGAGUUGUCAUCCUCAGCCAGCACUAAGAUCACAUUUGUGGAUGGCACAGCCACUUUUGAGGUUCUCCGUGUGUCCAAGAAUGAUGCCGGAGACUAUUUGUGCAAAGCUACAAAUGAGGCUGGAAGUGAAUUUUGCAAGUCCAGGGUGACCGUGAAAGAAAAAUCAGCUGCAGCUCCAGCCCCUGAAGCGGCCGAAGUUGCUAAACCAGCAAAGAAACUUGAUAACUUGUUCUUCAUCGAAGAACCCAAGAGUGUUCAUGUAACAGAGAAGGGUGCGGCUACCUUCAUUGCUAAAGUUGGAGGUGACCCAAUCCCCAACGUGAAAUGGAUGAAGGGCAAGUGGAGGCAGGUUACUGCUGGUGGUCGCAUAACCAUCGAGCAGAAGGGCCAAGAGGCCAAGCUGGAAAUCAGGGAGGUUACCAAGUCUGACUCUGGACAGUACAGAUGUGUUGCAGCUAACAAACAUGGAGAAAUUGAGUGCAGCACUGACCUGAAUGUUGAGGAUAAGAAAGAGGCUGCCUUUGAGACGGUGAAACUGAAGAAGACACCAUCAAAGCAGAAAAGUCCAAAGGAAAGCCAAGAGAUUGAUAUUGUUGAGCUGCUCAGGAAUGUAGAUCCCAAAGAAUACGAGAAGUAUGCUCGCAUGUAUGGAAUCACUGACUUCCGUGGUCUCCUACAAGCUAUUGAGCAAUUGAAGAGAGAAAAAGAGGAGGAGAGUGGACGACCUGAGUCAGGUUUAGCUGGAAGAGAGUCAGACGAAGAUUUGGCCCAAAUCGUGGCUGAUUUGCAAAAGAGAAUGGAACAGACAGAGCCUGUUACUCUUGUGAGAGACAUCACUGAUCAAACAACAGUCGUUAACAAGGAGGCUGUGUUUGAAUGUGAGAUCCAAAUCAACUACCCAGAGAUCACAUUGUCCUGGUAUAAGGGCACACAGAAGCUUGACUCUAAUAAUAAAUACGAGAUCAAAAUUGUCGGUAAUCGCCACAUACUGAAGAUCAAGAACUGCCAAUCUGGUGACCGCGGCAAUUACCGGGUUGUAUGUGGGCCACAUAUCUCCAGUGCCAAACUCACAGUACAGGAAGCUAAAGUGGAAGCACAUUUGGAGGAAACUGCUGCUGAACAAAUUCACUUCACCAAACGCAUCCAGAACAUUGUGGUGAGAGAGCGUCAGUCAGCCACUUUUGAAUGCGAGGUGUCUUUCGACAAUGCUGUUGUAACAUGGUACAAAGACACAUGGGAGCUUAAAGAGAGCCCCAAGUAUAACUUCCAAAGUGAAGGCCAACGUCACUUUAUGAUCAUCCGCAACGUAACCUCAGAAGAUGAAGGCGUAUACUCAGUGAUUGUGAGGUUGGAGCCCAGAGGUGAAGCUAAAAGCACAGCUGAACUUUACCUCUCAGGCAAAGAAAUUGAUUUAGGAAGGUUGCCUUACGAUGUCCCUGACACAUCCAUUCAAGUGCCCGAUGCACCUACUGCAUUUGCCAUUAAAGAAGAGUCAUCAACUGAAUACUAUCAGUAUGAGGAGAAGAUGGAGUAUCGAGAACAUGAAAUCUGGACAGAAGAAGGGGUAGUUCAGGAGGUCACUACAGUUGAAGUUCCAAGGGUGCCUGUUGAAGAAUCAGUCCAGAAGGCGAAAUUGGGAAUGAGAGAGGAAGCCCCAGUUAGAGUUCCUGAGGCCCACAAGCCUGAAGAGAAACCAUCUAAGCCAGUUGAACCAAAGGCACAAGCACCAGCUAAAGUACCUGAAGCCAGGAAGCCCGUGGAGGAAAAAGUAAUUCCAGUGAAAGUGGCGGCGGCAAAAGAUGUGCCAUCACCAAAAGAAGAGGCAAAGGUUUCUGUUCCUAAGCCCACUCCCACUGUUCCUGUAGAACAACAGGUCACUCCUAAAAAAGAUGUCAAAAAACCAGCAGCCACUGUGGCUCCUGAGCCUAAACCACAGGUGCAAGUUGAGCCUAAAGCGGCUCCGGUGCCACGAGCUGAACCUGAAGCCAAGCCUGAACCUAAACCAGCACCAGCGAAGAAACCAGAGGCCCCUUCAGUGAAAGUCCCUGUGGAGGCAAAGAAACCCACGGUACCAGAACCAUCAGAACCAACAAAAACAGUACCAGCUAGAAAACCAGAGCCAACACCCACCCAUCCAGAAGUUGUCGCACCAAAAGUGGCUGAACCAGAAAAGAAGGCUCCAACUGAAAAAACCCCAGUCAAAGUGAAAGAGGAAGUACCUCCACAGAAAGUGCCUGAAGAGAAGAAGAAGACACCAGCUCUGGUAAAAGAACCUGUCGCACCAAAAGUAGCUGAGCCAGAGAAGAAAGCUCCAUCUGAACCGACUCCUGUGAAAAAGGAAGUUGCUCCCGCUAAAGUGCCAACGCCUGAAAAGAAACCAUCUCCUGAAUCUGUUCCUAAGAAGGUGUCUCCACCUGAAGUACCAAAAGCUGAAAAGAAACCGUCUCCUGAACCUGCUGCAAAGAAAGUGUCUCCGCCUGAAGUUCAAAAGAAAUCAUCACCUGAACUUGCCACAAAGACAGUAUCACCUGAUUCCGAAGAUGGUGGAAAGGGACCGGUUACUGCACCUGGACCUGCUAAGAAAGAUGGAAAGCCUAAAGAGGAGGGUGCUGCUGCUGGAAGAGGGAGAGGGAUGAAACCAAAACAAACUCCCUCCCCUGGAGAAAAGGGCAAAGGGCUGAGACCCGGAGGUGGAGGCAAACCUCCAGAGGAGCCAGCAUUCGCUGGUUUCCAGCUGAAGGCUGUCCCACUGAAAUUUAUCAAGGAGCUCAAAGACAUUGUGCUGAAAGAGGCUGAGUCCAUUGGUUCUGCUGCCAUGUUUGAGUGUGAGGUGUCACCCUCUACUGCUAUCACCACAUGGAUGAAGGAUGACAGCAACUUGAGGGAGAGCCCUAAGCACAAGUUCACCUCUGAUGGCAAGGACCGCAAGUUGGCUAUCAUUGAUGUCCAGCUCUCUGACAUUGGUGUAUACACUUGUGUGGCCACACUUGGCAAAAAGGAGAAGACCUCAACUGCCAAACUCAUGGUGGAAGAGCUGCCAGUGAAAUUCGUUAGGGAGCUUGAGGAGGAGAUGUCUGUCCUGAAGGGACAGCCUAUGUACCUGACCUGUGAGUUGAACAAGGACAGAGAGGUGACAUGGAAGAGAAAUGGCAAACCCUUUUACUCAAUCCCUGGAAAGAUCAAUGUCGCCGUCAUUGGAUUGUCACGCGCUGUUACAAUCCAGAACAGUGGUGAAGCUGACACUGGCAUUUAUACAUGCGAGUGUGAAGAUGUCAAGACAGAGACAAAUAUCAAAGUCAUUGAAAUUAUCAAAGAUUGGUUGGUCAAACCUCUGAGGGACCAGCAUGUGAAACCUAAGGCUAAUGCCACAUUCAAGUGUGAACUCUACAAAGACACCCCCAACUGGAAGUGGUUCAAAGGGGAUGAGGAAAUCCCUAACGACCCAACAGAUAAAACAGAGGUUCAGAAGGAUGGGAAAGACCUCACUCUGACCAUCAAAAAUGCAUCCCCUGAUGAUAUUGGGGAGUAUGCUAUGGAAGUAGAGGGUCGCAGAUACACUGCAAAGAUGACACUUGGAGAGCGUGAAGCUGAGGUCCUGAAGCCACUGGCUAGUAUUGAAGUUGUUGAGAAAGAGGAGGCUAACUUCGAGACUGAAAUUUCAGAGGAGGAUGUUCCAGGAGAAUGGAAACUUCAAGGACAAGUUCUGCAGAGAUCACCAACAUGUGACAUCAGAGCCGAAGGCACAAAGCGAUUCCUCACUCUGAAGGGCGUUCAGCUUGACCAGUCUGGUGAAGUGUCAUAUCAGGCUCUGAAUGCCAUCACCAGCGCAAUGCUAACAGUCAAAGAAAUCGAAAUGGACUUCACUGUCCCUCUGAAGGACGUUUCUGUGCCUGAAAAGAAACAGGCAAAGUUUGAGUGCACCAUCACUAAGGAUGUGCCUAAGGUGAUGUGGUUGAGAGGGCCUGACAUUGUAUCCUCCGAUGAAAAAUAUGACAUCAUUGAUGAUGGAAAAAGGCACAUGUUGGUUAUAAACCACUGUGAAUUUGAUGAUGAGGGAGAGUACACUAUUGAAGUGUUGGGCAAAAAGUCAGCCGCUAAGCUCACGGUUGAGGGCAUGAGGCUCAAGUUCACCACACCAUUAUCGGAUCAAACUGUGAAGGAAGGUAACACUGCUCGGUUUGAGCUGGAACUCUCUCAUGAGAAUGUGCCCAUUACAUGGUACAAAAACGAAAUCAAACUCCAUCCAAGCAGAAUGGUUUUGACCCAUGUUGAAGGAAAGAAACACAUAUUAGAAAUAAAGGAUAUCACUCUAGAUGAUAUAUGCCAAAUUAAGGCAGAGGCUAAAGGAAUAUCCACAACCGCAAACGUGAUGGUCCUAGAGGGCGAUGCACGCUUCGUUGUAAAAUUGCAAGAUUAUACUGCUGUUGAAAAGGACAAAGUUGUCCUGGACUGUGAAUUGAGCAAAGAUGUCCCAGUGAGAUGGUUCCAUAAUGAGAAAGAAAUCAAGGCCUCAAAGAUGGUGACAAUUAAGGCCGAAGAGAAACGAAGGAUUCUGAUACUUAGGAAAGUGGAGGAUAAAGAGAAAGGUCAAUACAUUUGUGACUGCGAAACUGACAAGACCAUGGCUAAUCUCAACAUUGAAGCACGUGACAUCAAAGUGGCUCGGCCCAUAUAUGGUGUUGAGCUCUUUGAUGGAGAGACAGCUCGUUUCGAGGUUGAGCUCUCUGAGGAUGAUGUUCAUGGCCAAUGGAAACUGAAAGGAGAAGUCCUUACUGCUUCAGCCGAGGUUGAAAUUAUUGAGGAUGGAGCCAAACACACCUUAACACUGUAUAACUGCAAAGUACCGCAGUCAGGAGAGGUGUCCUUCCAGGGGGCAAAUGCCAAGUGUGCAGCAAAUCUGAAAGUAAAAGAGAAUCCAGUGUCAUUCGUCACACCUUUGAGCGACGUACAUGUGUAUGAGAAAGAUGAGGCAAGGUUCGAGUUGGAGGUGUCCAGAGAGCCAAAGACUUUCCGCUGGCUCAAAGGAACUCAGGAGCUGGAGAAUGAUGACAAGUUUGAGAUAAUUCAAGAAGGGAAAAGGUACACUCUAGUGGUGAAGGCGGCUGGCUUUAGCGAUGAGGCCAAGUACACCUUUGAGGGAGAGGACAAGAGAACGUCAGGGAAGCUUGUCAUCGAAGGUAUUCGUCUUGAGUUUGUCAAGCCGAUUAAGGAUGUGACCGUGAAGGAGCGCGAGACUGCAGAGUUCAAAGUUGAACUUUCCCAUGAGAAAAUUCAGGUGGCAUGGUACAAGAAUGAUGUGCGCCUGCACCCCAGCAAGUUGGUGCACAUGUCAGAGGUCGGCAAAGUCCACACCCUCUCCUUCAAGGAGGUGUCCAUUGAUGACACCGCCCUGAUCAAAAUAGAGGCUCUUGGCAAGACCUCAGAGGCCAUGCUCACUGUUCUAGAGGGAGACAUUUACUUCACCACUAAGCUUCACAACUACACUGCAGUGGAGAAGGAUGAGGUUGUCCUGCAUUGUGAGUUGAGCAAGGCCUCUGCCGAGGUGAAAUGGUUCAAAGAUGGCAAGGAGAUUGUCCCCUCCAAGAAUGUUAUUAUCAAAUCAGAUGGAAAGAAGCGUAGUCUUACAGUGAAGAAGGCUGAGAAGGGAAACAUUGGUGAAUACACCUGUGACUGUGGUUCUGACAAAUCCACCGCUAGGCUGGAUAUUGAAGAGCGCAACAUCAAGAUUGUACGCCCCCUGUACAGUGUUGAGGUAACAGAGACAGAAACUGCCCGAUUUGAGACUGAAAUCUCUGAGGAAGAUGUUCAUGGUAACUGGAAGCUCAAGGAUGAUGUCCUUCACCAGUCUGCUGAUGUUGAGAUUAAGGAAGAGGGCACCAAGCACAUGCUUAUCCUCUACAAUGUGCGCAAGGAUAUGGCUGGAGGAGUCGACUUCCAGGCUGCAAACGCCAAGUCCAAUGCCCAACUUAGAGUUAAAGCACGAGUUGUAGGCCUAAUGAGGCCUAUGAAGGAUGUUACAGUCACUGCUGGAGAGACUGCCACCUUUGACUGCGAACUCUCCUACGAGGGAAUAGCUGUGGAAUGGUUCCUUGGGGGUACUAAGUUGGAACCAAGUGACAGAGUGGUCACCAGGGCGGAAGGGAAAUCGCAUACGCUGACCAUUAGGGAUGUUAAGCUGACAGAGGCCGGGGAAGUAAAACUCACUGCUAAGGACUUCCAGACACAAGCCAACCUCAAAGUGAAUGAGCCACCAGUUGAGUUCAGCAAACCUCUGGAGGACCAGACAGUUGAGGAGGAGGCCACUGCCACUCUAGAGUGUGAAGUCUCCAGGGAAAAUGCAGAGGUCACAUGGUACAGAGAAGGACAGGAGAUCCGCAAAACCAAAAAGUAUGAAAUGGUUGUCGAUGGCCGCAAAAGAAAACUCCUUAUUCUCAAUUGCACACUUGAUGAUUCAAAAAUGUAUACCUGUGAUGCCAAACAUUUCAAGACUUCAGCUUUCCUGAACGUUGAACCUCCACAUGUUGAGUUCUCUAAGCCGCUCCAUGAUGUUGAGGUCAAAGAGAAGGAAACCGCACAGUUUGAAUGUGAAGUAUCCAGAGAAAAUGCAAAGGUCCGCUGGUUCAGAGAUGGCAGCGAGAUCCGUAAAGGCAAAAAGUAUGAAAUCAUUGCCAAAGGUGUUAAGCGUAUUCUGGUCAUUAACAAGGCCGUAUUUGAUGAUGAAGCUGAAUACGAAUGUGACGCAAAGACCUCCAAGUCUUCCGGCAUGCUGACUGUUGUUGAGGAGGAGUCUAAGUUCACAAAGAAUCUGUCCAACGUUGAAGGAACUGAAACAGACAGUGUAAAAAUGAUCUGCGAAGUAUCCAAGGCCAGUGCAGAGGUCACUUGGUACAAAGGUGACGAGGAACUGCAGGAGGGAGUCAAAUACGAGUGCAUCCAGGAUGGCCGGAAGAGGAUCCUCAUUAUUCAGGAUCUUCACAUGGGGGAUGCUGGAGAGUACAACUGUAAACUACCAAACACAAAAACGUCAGGCACCCUGAAGAUAAAUGAACUGGCCGCUGAGUUUAUCGCCAGGCCUCAGAGCCAGGAGGUUGUUGAGGGACUGAAGGCUGAGUUUGUGUGUUCAGUCUCCAAAGACACUUUUGAGGUGAAAUGGUUCAAAGGUGACAAGGAACUUACAUCUGAUGACAAAUACGAAAUUGUCUCUGAAGGCAAAAAACGAGUUCUUGUUGUCAAGAACUGUGAACGAAAGGACGAAGGUGGCUACAUUGCGCUCAUUGGCAAUGUCAAAGCAUCUGCUGAUCUGGCAGUUAUCGAAAAACUAAGGAUAAUUACGCCAAUCAAAGACACCAAAGCGGGUGAGGGACAGGAGACUGUUCUGAACUGCGAGGUGAAUACAGAAGAAGCCAAAGCAAAAUGGCUUAAAAAUGACGAGACAAUGUUUGAAAGCGGCAAGUUCAUCAUGACCCAGAAAGAUAACGUGUUCUCACUGAGAAUCAAAGACGCCCAGAAGACAGACGAUGGCAAAUACACCAUUAUGGUGACGAACAGUCGUGGGGAACAGGCCAAGUGUUCUGCCCAGCUCACAGUCCAAGAGGAGGACCUCACAAUCAUUAUACCUAUUGAGGACUGUGAAACACAGGAGAAGAAGACAAUCGUCUUCACAUGUAAGGUGAACAGACCAAAUGCGACACUGAAGUGGAUGAAGGCUGGUCAGGAGAUCACCUUCAGCAAGCGCAUCGUGUACAGAGUGGACAAAGACAAACACACCCUGACGAUCAAAGACUGCACCCUCAAGGAUGAGGGAGAGUACUCCGUCAUCGCUGGAGCUAAUAAGGCCUCAGCUGAGCUAAUCAUCAGUGAGGCACCCACUGACUUUAGCACACAACUCUCAGACCAAACUAUCACAGAGUUUGAAGACGCUGAGUUUACUUGUAAACUGACCAAGGAAAAGGCUGAGGUGAAAUGGUACAGAAAUGGACGUGAAAUCAGAGAAGGACCCAGAUAUAAAAUCGAAAAAGAUGGCAAGAUUUGCAGACUUCGCAUCAAAGAAUGCAGACCAGAUGAUGAAUGUGAAUAUGCAUGUGGUGUGGAUGACAGAAAAUCCAGGGCUAGACUCUUUGUUGAGGAGAUCCCUGUUGAGAUUGUCAGACCACCUCAAGAUGUAUUUGAGCCCCCUGGCUCAGAUGUCCUUUAUGAGGUUGAGCUGAACAAAGAUAGAGUUGAGGUCAAAUGGCUGAGGAACAACAUGACCAUCGUCCAGGGUGACAAAUACCAGAUGGUGAGUGAGGGAAAAAUCCACAGACUUCAAGUCUGCGAGAUCAGACCUCGUGAUCAGGGAUGCUACAGAAUUAUUGCAAAGAACAAGGACGCCAAAGCCAAGCUAGAACUUGCCGCUGUGCCAAAGAUCAAGACUUUGGAUCAGGACCUUGUGACAGACGCUGGAAAGCCAUUUGUCAUGGGAGUUCCCUUCAGUGCUUACCCAAAGGCAGAUACAGAAUGGUUCUACGAGAGCACCAGUUUGCCGAAAGACAACAUUCACACAUCUGCUGACAAGACAGAGUACAGACUGAAGGAUCCAAAGAAGUCUGAUCAGGGAAGAUACAAGGUGACCAUCAAGAACAAGCAUGGCCAAGGAGAAGCCUUCAUCAACCUGACUGUUAUCGAUAUCCCUGGAGCUGUGAAGAACCUCCAUGUGGCUGACACUGCUGAUGGAGAAGUCAGCCUUGUCUGGGAGGAACCAGAGAGCGAUGGUGGCAGCAAGAUCAUCGGCUAUGUUGUGGAGAGACGUGAUGUCAGGCGCAAGACAUGGACUCUGGCAACUGACCGUGCAGACAGCACAGAGUAUACAGUGACAGGCCUGCAGAAAGACUCCAAAUACUUCUUCCGUGUGUGUGCUCGUAACAGGCUGGGAAGUGGGCCGAUUGUAGAAACUGACAAGGCAGUUCAAGCCAAAAACAAAUUCGAUGUUCCAGAUCCACCACAGAAUGUACAGGUCUCUAAUGUCACCAAGUUCAGCGCCACCCUCACCUGGCAGACCCCAGUGUCUGACGGCGGUUCUGAGAUCACUGCUUACAUCAUUGAGCUCCGUGACCGCACUUCUGUGUCGUGGUCUGCUGUAAUGGUGACCAAGCCUCAGGAUCGCACUGCAAUCAUCAAUGAUGUGAUUGAGAACAAAGAAUACAUAUUCCGCAUCAGAGCCGAGAACAAGGCUGGAACCGGCAAGCCAAGUGCUGCCACAAACCCUGUCCAGAUCAUGGAUCCUAUUGAGAGGCCAAGCCCACCCCUCAACCUGUGCCAUGCUGAUCAGACCAAGACGAAUGUUCAGCUCACAUGGGAGACUCCCUUGCGAAAUGGUGGCAGCAUGAUCACCGGAUACAUCAUUGAGAGAUGCGAAGAUGGCACAGACAAGUGGCUGCGAUGCAAUGCCAGACUUUGCCCAGACCUUGUCUACAAUAUGUCUGGUCUGAAAUAUGGAAAGUUGUACAACUACAAAGUAUUUGCUGAAAAUGCUGCUGGUUUAUCUGAACCAUCCAAUGUUAUUGGACCAGUUCUGGCAGAUGACCCACACUUUGCUCCAACGCUGGACUUGAGUGCCUUCAAGGAUGGCUUGGAGGUCAUUGCUCCCUUCCCUCUCAAAAUCCGUGUGCCCAUCUCUGGAUACCCAAAGCCCAAAGCAACAUGGACCUUUGGCGAAAAGCAACUCACUCCAGAGGAGCGUGUGUCUAUGGUUACCAAGAGUACCUUCACUGAGCUGGUGGUCUCACCAAGCAUUCGUCCAGACAAAGGAACAUAUUCUCUGACUCUGGAGAAUGAUAUCACCUCUGUCUCAGGAGAGAUUGAAGUCAAUGUCAUUGCAUCUCCAAGUGCACCCAAAGAUUUCAAGGUGGCAGAGGUCACCAGGAGGCAUGUGCACCUCAUGUGGGAGGCCCCAGACCAUGAUGGUGGAAGUCCACUGACUGGCUAUCAGGUUGAGAAGCGUGAUGCUUCUAGGAAGACCUGGGUUAAGGUCAUAAGUGGUGUCCAGGAUCAAGAAUACACCAUCACUGAUGUCGUUGAGGGAAAAGAAUAUUUGUUCAGGGUAACCGCCUGCAACAAGUGUGGCCCUGGAGAGCCAGCUUACAUUGAUGAACCAGUCAAUAUCUCUUCACCAGCAACUGUUCCCGAUGCUCCUGAGAACCUGAAGUGGAGGGACAAGUCUGCCUCAGGCAUCUUUUUGACCUGGGAGCCUCCAAAGUAUGAUGGAGGCACUGGCAUCAGAGGCUACAUGGUUGACAAAAUGCAGCGUGGAACCGACAAGUGGGAGCCAUGCAGCGACGUCUUUCCUGAGCUGAAGUUUCAAGUGACUGGACUGGUUGAAGGCAAGUGGUACGCUUACCGGGUAAGAGCCUUGAACAAACUGGGUUCUGGCAAACCUUCCAGGCCGACUGAUGAAAUCUUGGCAGUGGAUCCCAAAGAGGCCCCAGAAAUUAUCCUGGAUGCUAAGCUUCUUGCUGGGCUGACCGCCAAGGCUGGAUCAAAGAUUGAUCUGCCCGCCGAUGUUACCGGAAAACCAGAGCCAAAAGUAAAAUGGACCAAAGGCGACCUGGUCUUGACGGCUGACGACAAUGUCACUGUUGAGUCCAAACCAGGCCACUCUGUGGUGUCCAUUGCCAAAACUAAGAGGGGGGACACAGCUACUUACAUCAUUGAAGCUGUCAACACCAGUGGUCGUGCAACUGCAACCGUCGACGUUAACAUUCUAGACAAGCCCGGGCCCCCUGCUGCCUUUGACAUUUCUGAAAUCACCAACGAGUCUUGCUUCCUGGCUUGGAAUCCACCUCGUGACGAUGGUGGCUCUAAAGUGACCAAUUACAUUGUGGAGAGAAAAGUAGCAGAGAGUGAACUCUGGUACAAGCUCUCUUCCACUGUUAAACAGACCACAUACAAGGCCACCAACCUGACUGCUUUCAAGAAUUAUGUCUUCAGAGUCUUCGCUGAGAAUCAGUUCGGCGUUGGCCCCGCAGAAGAGCAUGCCCCAAUUACGGCCAGAUACUCCUUUGAUCCCCCUGGCCCUCCCUACAAGCUCGAGCCUUCUGACAUAGCAAAGGAUGCUGUGACUCUGACAUGGUAUGAGCCUGAUGAGGAUGGCGGUAGCCCCAUCACUGGGUACUGGGUGGAGAGGUUUGAGCCAGAUGCUGACAAAUGGAUGAGAUGCAACAAGAUUCCCAUCAGGGACACCACAUUCAGAGUGAAGGGAUUGCCUACAAGAAAAAAGUACAAGUUCCGUAUCUUGGCUGAAAAUCUUGCUGGACCUGGCAAACCAAGCAAAGAGACAGACCAGAUCCUCAUUAAGGAUCCAAUUGAUCCUCCCUGGGCUCCUGGUAAGCCUACUGUUAGAGAUCCUGCUAAGACAUCAGUCUUCCUUCUGUGGACCAAACCCGAGCACGAUGGCGGUGCCAAGAUCGAGUCCUAUAUCAUUGAGUUCCUCAAGAGUGGAAAUGUUGAAUGGAUCCGUGUUGCCGAUGGUAUUAUCAACCUGGAGCAUCGCCUGACGGGACUGAUGGAGAAGCAGGAGUACUCCUUCCGUGUUAGAGCCGUCAAUGCCGCAGGAGAAAGCGAACCCAGUGAACCAAGUGAUCCCGUGCUGUGCAAGGAGAGGCUCAAUCCUCCUACUCCUCCAAGAUGGCUUACAGUGGUGACUGUGACCAGAAACAGUGCUGAGCUGAAAUGGACAGCCCCAGAGAGGGAUGGCGGUUCACCCGUCAUCAACUACAUUGUGGAGAAGAGAGAUGCCAGGCGCAAAGGCUGGCAGGCUGUGGACACCACUGUCAAAGAGUGCAAGUACACCGUCUCACCUCUGAAUGAGGGCUCCCUCUACCUGUUCCGUGUGGCGGCUGAGAACGCAGUCGGACCCAGUGGAUACUGUGAACUCGCAGACUCGGUUCUGGCCAAGGAUACCUUCACUACUCCUGGACCUCCUUAUGCCUUGGCUGUUACUGACGUGUCCAAGCGUUACGUUGACUUAAUAUGGGAAGCCCCCAAGAAUGAUGGUGGAAGACCAGUCUUGAGAUAUCAGAUUGAGAAGAAAGAGAAACUUGGCACACGCUGGAUGAAGUCUGGAAAGACAUCUGGCCCUGACUGCAAGUACAGAGUUACCGAUGUAAUUGAGGGAACCGAUGUCCAGUUCCAAAUCCGUGCUGAGAAUGAGGCCGGUGCCGGCCAUGCAAGUGAACCAACUGAGAUUCUGACCAUUGAGGACCCAACAGGCCCACCAUCUCCUCCUCAGGAACUGCAAAUUACUGAAGCCACAAGAAACCACAUCACCUUCGCCUGGAAACCUCCAGAGAGACAUGGAGGAUGCCCAGUCUCUGGCUAUCACAUUGAGCUUUGUGAGGCCGGAACUGAGAAAUGGAUGAGAGUGAACUCCCGCCAAGUCAAGGAGCUGAAGUUCACAGCAGGAAAGGAGGAGGGAAUUGUUCCUGAAAAGGCGUACAUCAUAAGAGUGCGCGCCGUGAACUCUGUUGGUGUCAGCGAGCCCUCUGACAUUUCUGACAAAGUCUUUGCCAAGGACUCAGACUGCAUCCCAACGAUGGAAAUGGCAAGUCAGGACAUGGUUGUUGUGGAGCACGAGACCAUGCAUAUUCCCAUUAAAUUCAAAGCUGUACCAUUGCCUAAGGUGAUCUGGCACAAAGACGGCAAUGAAAUGAAGGCUGACGAGAGGGUCGGCUUCAGGGCUGAAUACACAGCUUGUCAUCUGGAGAUUCCUAGCUGUCUUCAUGCAGAUGCUGGCCAGUAUAAGGUCACCCUUGAGAACAGCCUUGGCACCACCAGUGGAACAAUCAAUGUUAAAGUCAUUGGUCUUCCUGCGCCAUGCAAGGACAUUGUUGCCAGUGCCAUCACUAAGAACACCUGCAAGAUAUCCUGGGAUCCUCCAAGCUAUGAUGGAGGCAGCCCCAUUAUUCACUAUGUUCUGCAGCGCAGAGAGGCAGGCAGGAGAACCUAUACGAAUGUCAUGUCCGGCGAAAACAAAGUCAGCUGGCCCGUGAAGGACCUGAUCCCCAAUGGGGAGUACUAUUUCCGUGUCAAGGCAGUGAACAAGAUUGGCGGUGGAGAGUUCCUUGAGCUCAAAAACCCGGUGAUUGCUGAGGAUCAAAAGCAGCGUCCAGAUCCACCUGUUGAUGUUGAAACCCACAAUCCAACUGCUCACACCAUUACUCUGACCUGGAAGCCACCCAUGUAUGAUGGUGGCUGUAAGAUCAUGGGUUACAUCCUGGAAAAGAUGAUAAAAGGCGAAGAGAAGUUUGAGCGAUGCAAUGACUUCCUUGUGCCAGUGCUGUCCUACACUGUGAAAGGUCUGCAUGAAGGAAAGCAAUACCAGUUCCGUGUGUCUGCUGAGAAUGCUGCCGGAGUCAGCGACCCAUCACGAAGCACUCCAGUGGUGAAAGCAUCUGAUGCUGUCGAAUCACCAAAGGUAUUCCUCAGUGGUAGUCUUCAGUCUGGCCUGCUUGUCAGGAGAGGCAAUGAGAUCAGGCUGGAUGCCCGCAUUUCUGGUGCCCCAUACCCAACAGUGACCUGGAUGAGAAACGACCAGGCCAUUUGGCCCCAGACACCGAAGAAGCGUGAAGAGAAGCCUAUUGUCAAGAAGAAGGAAAAGGAACCCAAGGAGAAGGAUGCCAAGGAGGCUAAAGAUGCUAAGGAAGAUGCAACUGAAGCAAAGGAGGGUCCAGAGAAGGAGGCCAAGGACAAGGAAGCUUCAGAGGCUAAAGACAAAGAAGCCGCCGAGGCCAAAGAUAAGGAGGCCGCCGAACCUAAAGAUAAGGAGGCCGGCCAGGCUAAAGACAAAGAAGCUAAAGAGAAAGCCCCAGAGGAGGAGGUCGAGGCACCCGAGGAGCCAGAUUACCCAUCCCUCCAGGAGCGUCUCACAAUCAACAACUCCAGGAAGGGUGAAUCAUUCAUCAUCAUCACAGACUCAGUCAGAACUGACUACGGAGUGUUCUCUGUCAGGGUGGAGAAUGAUCAUGGUAUUUGCACUGCAACCUGCGAGGUUAAUGUUCUCGACACACCAGGGCCUCCCGUUAACUUCAGAUUUGAGACGGUCAGAAAGAGCUCCGUCCUCUGUAAGUGGGACCCACCUAUUGAUGAUGGUGGCAGUGAAAUCCUGAACUACACCCUGGAAAGGAAAGACAACUCUAAGGUUGAUCUCGGAUGGACAACCGUCACAUCAACCUUGAUAGGAUGCAAAUACCCAGUGACAAAACUGCUCGAAGGCAAAGAGUACAUUUUCCGUGUGACUGCUGAGAACAAGUUCGGAGCUGGAAGACCAGCUAUCUCCAAACCUAUGAUUGCAAGGAAUCCUUUCGAUCCACCAGAGGCACCUGAAAAGCCAGAAAUUGAUGACGUCACAGCUCACAGUAUGGUUGUCAGCUGGGAACCACCCAAUGACAAAGGCAGUCCCAUCCUGGGAUACUGGCUGGAGAAGAGAGAAAUCAACAGCACUCGCUGGUCACGUGUCAAUCGCAACUUGCAUCCUGACACAGAGAUUAAUGUCGAAGGCCUUUUGGAGGGCCUAACAUACAUUUUCAGGGUUGCUGCUGAGAAUCAGGCUGGACCCGGAAAGUUCAGUCCCCCAUCAGAGCCCACAACAGCACAAGCUCCAAUAUUGCCACCUGGUCCACCAUUCCCAAGAAUUGUGGACACAACUGACCACUCCAUUGAAGUUGAGUGGGAUCCACCCCUGGACAAUGGAGGUGGAGAAAUCCAGGGAUACCAUGUUGACAAGUUGAUGGCUGGCACAAAGGACUGGUCUCGUAGCACAGAGAGACCAUGGAAACAGCGUACCUUCACAGUGUUUGGUGUCAGAGAGACUGCUAAAUACGUUGUCCGUGUGAUAGCAAUAAAUUCAGCGGGAGAGGGAGCACCUGGAAUGACAUCAGCUGUCAUUGUGAAAAAUCCUGCAGAGGUUCCAGUUCUUGAGCUGGACCUAUCUAUUAAGAAUGGCGUCAUUAUUCGAGCUGGUGAGACACUGAGGUUGCCUUGCCAUGUUCUGGGAAGACCGCAGCCAAGCAUUAAAUGGACAAAAGAUGACAAGGACCCUGACAAGGAACGUUCGGAAAUUGAAGAUGUGGGUCAGGAUAGCACUCUUAUCAUUAGGAAAGCACAGAGAAGUGAUGCUGGUAAAUACCAGAUCACUGCAGCCAAUCCCAGUGGAAUUAAGUCAGCAUCGACCAGAGUUGAGGUUAUGGAUGUUCCUGGGCCUAUUACUGAUCUGAAGCCUGUUGUUGUGACGAGGAAGUUGAUGAUGCUGAACUGGGGUGAUCCUGAUGAUGAUGGUGGUAGCGAUGUUAUUAGCUUCAUUAUUGAAAGAAAGGAACCUAAGUCACACACUUGGAAGCAGCCUAUGGAGACGCCUUCAUCCAAAUGUGAAAUUGUGGGCAUUAUGGAAGGACAAGAAUACUUAUUCCGUGUCGUGGCGAAGAAUAAAUAUGGUUGUGGUCCUCCAGUUGACCUUGGUCCUAUUCGGGCAGUGGAUCCCCUCUCUCCACCAUCGUCUCCUGAGAAGUUCCACUAUUCUGAAAGGACAAAGACAUCCCUUAGCCUCACUUGGAGGCCACCUCGUAAUGAUGGUGGCAGCCCGAUCUCUGGCUACAUUAUUGAGAAGAAGAGACAAGAUGAACCAGAAUUCGUGCCUGUCAAUAAGGAGCUCUGCACAGAUCUGUUCAUGACUGUGCCAGAGCUUGCAGAGAUGUUCGUGUAUGAAUUCCGUGCCAAAGCAGUCAAUUCUAUGGGUACCAGUGACCCAUCUAUCACAAUGACAGUUGUCAUUCAAGAUGAUGAAGUCGCCCCAACCUUGACCAUGUUGAAACACUUCAAGGCUGACACAAUCACUAUUAGGAAGGGGCAACCCAUUGACAUUCCUGCUGAGGUGACAGGCCUUCCACUGCCUACUAUUGAAUGGUUUAAAGAUGACGUUUUGAUUUCUGAACCACUUCCUGAGACUUCUGAACCACCUCCUGAGACUUCUGAACCACCUCCUGAGGCUUCUGAACCACCUCCUGAGACUCCUGAACCACCUCCUAAGACUUUUGUGAUUGAUACAGUGGAAGUCAACAGACUGACAGCUACAACAAAGCUGAGCAUUCCUGUUAUCGCCAGGAAAGAUAAGGGCUAUUAUACAGUGUCUGCAUCAAAUCGCCUUGGGACCGUAACUCAUAAUGUCCUGGUCUUCGUGCUGGAUCGCCCACUGCCUCCAAGAAAUCUUGACAUUUCAAAAAUCAAGGCAGAGUCCUGCUACCUCAAUUGGGAUGCCCCACUGGAUGAUGGAGGAAGUGAACUUACAAAUUACAUUAUUGAAAAGAAAGAGAUCAUUGAAAUCGACGAGGAUGAAGUUACUGAAUCUGGAGAGCCUGUUCCUAAGCCAGACUGGGUGAAGGUUACAAACACCAUUGUUGAGAAGAAAUACGGGGUGUGGGAUUUGAAAACCAAUGGCACAUACCAGUUCAGAGUCAAAGCUGAGAACAAGUUUGGGAUUAGCGAGGCAUGUGAGGCACAGGAGGUAAUGAUCAAGGAUCCGUUUGGCCUCCCUGGGCCACCAUUGAAGGUCAAAAUUGCAGAGCACUCAAAGGUUGCCAUGCUGGUGACAUGGGAACCUCCCAUGGACAGCGGUGGCUCAACCAUUAUCGGUUACUGGCUUGAGAAGAGAGAGAAGGGAGCAUCUUACUGGUCUCGUGUGAACAAAUCCCCCAUUACAAAGAGGGGCAGCAAGGGCUGGGAGUUCCAGGCGACCCGUCUCAUCGAGGGCGUUGAGUAUGAGUUCCGCUGCAUGGCCUACAAUUCUGCUGGAAUUGGACCACCCAGUGCCAUUUCCGAAUCUGCUUUCGCUGAUGAGCCAAUCACUAUUCCUGGCAUUCCAGCAGCGCCAGAAAUCGCAGACAAGAACAAGCACAGUGUCUCCCUUUCAUGGGUUCCACCAGCUAAAGAUGGUGGAAGCCCCAUUAAAGGCUACAUCAUUGAGGUUCAGGAUGAGGGUUCCUCCAGCUGGAUCCGUGUGAAUGAUCCAGAGAAUCCUCAUCCAACCACAGAGUUCACUGUGCCAAAUCUCAGAGAGCUGAAGAGGUACAAGUUCAGAAUCGUUGCCGUGAAUGACAUUGGAGAAUCACUGCCUAGCCCCCAAACUACUGAGGUUCUUCUUGAGGAUAUUCAAGAGGGACCAAAGAUCUGGGUGGAUAUUAUUGCACAUGACAUGUUGUCCAUUCGGGCUGGUUCUAUGUUCAAAAUCCCUGCUAGAAUCACCGGUCGCCCUGUACCCAAGGUUACGUGGGAGUUUAUUGGACCAGCUAAGACAGUAAAGAAGGAUCGCCUUCAUACAGUGCCCGUAGCGGCCCAGGUUGAAUCCACUGACACUACUUCUGUGAUCACAAUGCCUGUGAGUGAGAGGAGCCAUUCUGGCAGAUACACGAUCACAGCGAAGAACAAGUCUGGACAAAAACAUAUCAAUGUAAUGGUGAUCGUGCUUGAUGUGCCUGGCCCUCCAAAGGAGCUCAGAGUGACAGACAUCACUAGAGCCACAUGCAGACUCAUCUGGAAGCUGCCUGACAAUGAUGGUGGCGAGAGAAUCAAGAGCUACUUCAUUGAGAAGAAGGCUGUCACUGGAAAGGCGUGGACCGUAGUCCAUCAAGCUUGUUGCAGCCAGGCCUUUGUUGUGCCUAAACUUGUUGAAGGAAGUGAAUACUUCUUCCGCGUUCGUGCUGAAAAUCGCCUCGGCAUGGGCCCAUUAACAGAGACCAAGGAGCCUGCCAGGGCCAGAGAUCCUAUUUAUAUUCCUGAUCCUCCAACAAAUGUGAAGAUCAAUCUUGUCACCAAGGACACUGUGACCUUGACCUGGAAGCCCCCCAAGAACAAUGGCGGUGCUCCAGUGAAGCACUACAUCAUCGAGCGCCUGAGCUGGGACACCAGCGGCCCAACGAAAGAGACCUGGAAACAGUGCAACAAGCGUGAGGUGGAAGAGACCAUCUUCAUUGUUGAGGAGCUCAAAGAGGGUGGAGAGUAUGAAUUCCGUGUCAAGGCUGUGAACGAGGCUGGUCCUAGCAGACCAUCCGGCACAGCUGGACCCAUUGUGAUCAAAGACCAAACAUGUGCUCCAACUAUUGAACUCAAGGAGGCCGUGGAGGGUGCUGAAGGCUUUGAUGUCAACAUCGUAGCCAAAAUUCAGGGCUGCCCAUUCCCCUCUCUUGUUUGGCAGAAGGCUCCUUUGGACAAGCCCGAGGAAAAGGCCAUUGUGCAGUAUGGUCAGCACGUCAACAAAAUCGUUGGGAAUGAAAAAUGCACCCUACUGAUUCAACAGAGUAAGAGAGAUGACAGUGCUGUGUACACACUCACUGCCACCAACAGUAUUGGCAAGGCAUCCAAGGACCUCAAACUCACUGUACUAGGCCGACCUGGAAUACCCAUUGGACCAAUCAAGUUUGGAGAAAUCUUUGCUGAGAGGAUUUCAAUGACUUGGCAACCACCUACAGAUGAUGGUGGCUCAAAGAUCACAAACUAUGUUAUUGAGAAGCGUGAGGACAACAGGAAGACCUAUGUGCACGUCACCAGUGAUCCCAAAGAAUGCGCUUACACAGUGCAGAGACUCACAGAGGGCCAUGAAUAUGAGUUCCGCAUCAUGGCUCAGAACAAAUUUGGAGUCGGACCACCACUCUACAGUGAACCGGAGAAAGCCAGAAAUCUUUUCACUGUUCCUGGCCAAUGUGAGAAGCCUACUGUCACAGAUGUAACCAUUGAGUCAAUGACAGUCGAUUGGGAGCCGCCUGAAUACGAUGGUGGGUCCCCAGUCACAGGAUACUGGCUGGAACGCAAGGAGACAACAGGCAAGCGCUGGACUAAAGUCAACCGUGACCCCAUUAGAAUUAUGCCUUUGGGACAAACUGACGAUGUCAGUGGACUCCUGGAGGGGGCAAUGUACCAGUUCCGUGUCACUGCCAUAAAUUCUGCUGGAUGUGGACUGCCAAGUGUCCCAUCAGAUCCAAUGAUGUCAAGAGACCCCAUUGCUCCUCCUGGACCACCUACUCCCAAGGUUACAGACUGCACAAAGUCAACUGUCGACCUUGAAUGGAUUCCACCACUUGUGGAUGGUGGUUCUAAGAUCACUGGAUACUUUGUUGAGUACAAAGAGGAAGGACAGGAGGAAUGGGAGAAGGCUAAAGAUAAGGAAAUCAGAGGUACCAAGUUUGUUGUUCCUGGACUGAAGGAACUUGGACUCUACAGAUUCAGGGUCAGAGCAGUGAAUGCUGCUGGUGUUGGCGAACCUGGUGAUGUCGAGGAAGUAAUUGAAGUCAAGGACAGAACAAUUGCCCCUGAGGUCGAUCUGGACGCCACUGUAAAGGAGAAGAUUGUUGUCCAUGCCGGAGGGGUUAUCCGUAUCUUGGCCUAUGUAUCAGGGAAACCCGCCCCAGAGAUAAUCUGGACCAGGGAUGAUGCGCCCUUGCCCAAAGAGGCUGCUGUGGAAACUACUGCUAUCAGCUCAGCUUUGGUAAUCAAGGGAUGCAGGAGACACCAUCAAGGCAUUUACACCCUAACUGCCAAAAACGAAGGAGGAGAGAGAAGGAAGGCCGUCAUUGUUGAGGUCUUGGAUGUUCCUGGCCCUGUGGGUGAGCCCUUCUCUGGUGAGAAUCUCACAAAUGAUUCCUGCAAGUUGACCUGGUACACACCUGAAGAUGAUGGUGGCUCAGCGAUCACCAACUACGUCAUUGAGAAGAGAGAGUCUGACCGCAGAGGCUAUACCACAGUUUCAUACACUGUCACCAGAAACAAUGCUGUGGUACAGGGUCUGAUAGAUGGAAAGGGAUACUUCUUCAGAAUUGCAGCUGAAAACAUCAUUGGAAGAGGUCCUUUCAUCGACACAGCAAAACAAGUGACAAUCAAGGAUCCAAUUUCACUUCCUGAACGUCCAGAAGAUCUGCACAUUACAGCUGUCAGGAAAGACAAAAUCAGUGUAGCAUGGAAACCACCAAAGUAUAAUGGUGGCACAGAUAUCACAAGUUACGUUCUUGAGGCUCGUCUGAUCGGAAAGGACAACUUUACCCGCAUCUCUGAAGACACGUUGAUGGAAAGAAAAUUCACAUAUGAGGGUCUUAAAAAUAACUCCUCUUAUGAGUUCCGUGUCAGUGCUGUGAAUGCAGUUGGUCAGGGCAAGCCCUCUUUCAGCACGAAACCAGUAACUUGCAAAGAUGAACUUGCACCUCCAUCCCUCGACUUGGAUUUCCGUGAGAGGAUUACAGUGCGUGUUGGGGAACCAUGCCUCAUGCAAAGCCGGUACAAAGGAAAGCCAGAACCAACGGUUAAAUGGAUGAAGGAGGAAGAGGAGCUUAAGGCAGACGAUGUCCUCACAUUCUCACAUACCUCAAAGUCCCUGUGCUUGAACAUGACUAAGGCCAAGCGUGAGCACAGUGGAAAAUACACAGUCAUUCUGGAGAACUCCAUUGGUUCAUGCAAGGGAAUCUGCACAGUGACAGUUGUCGAUCGCCCACAACCUCCAGAGGGUCCAGUUGUCUUUGAUGAAAUCUACAGAAAUUACAUGGUCAUUUCUUGGAAUCCUCCACUGGAUGAUGGUGGAUGUGCAAUCUCCAACUACAUUGUAGAGAAGAGAGACUCAAACAGAGACCUCUGGAUGCCUGUCACAGAGGCCUGCACCAGGACAUCAUGCAAAGUUCCCAAACUCAUUGAGGGACGUGACUACAUCAUCAGAAUCUGUGCUCAGAACAUCCAUGGCAUUAGUGACCCAUUGCUGUCUGCUGAGACAAAAGCAAGGGAUGUGUUCAAGGUACCUGACCCACCCUCACAGCCCAUGGUGAAGGAGACCUACAAGGACACCGCUCUCAUCACCUGGGAACCACCAGCUGUUGAUGGCGGCAAGCCUGUCACCAACUAUGUAGUGGAGAGGAAAGAGACAAUGGCCAACAGAUGGGUACGGACAGGAAAGGAACGCAUCUUCCCCAGCACCGAGUACUGGGUUCCGGAUCUCCUGCCUGGCUGUGAAUACGAGUUCCGCGUCAGUGCCGAAAAUGUUGUUGGCGUGGGUGACCCAAGUGUUCCAUCAAAGCCCAUCUUUGCCAAGGAUCCCAUUGUUAUUCCAAGCCCACCUGUUAAAGUGGAGGCCAUUGACCAUACAAAGGACUCUGUCACUCUUGCCUGGAAGCCACCACUUGACUGUGGAAGAGGCAAAAUCUUCGGAUAUCUUCUUGAAUAUCAGAAAGCUGGAGAUGAAGAGUGGCUUCAGGUCAAUCAAACUCCUGACUCCUGCCAGGAGACACAGUUCAAGAUCAUCGACUUGGAGGAUGGCGAGCUGUACAGGUUCAGAGUGAAAGCUGUGAACGCUGCUGGUGAAUCUGAGCCUACUUCUGUCAAGGAACCUGUGAGAGCAACGGACAGACUUGAGCCACCAGAGCUUAUUCUGGAUGCUAGUAUGACAAGAGAGGUGAAGGCCAUGGCAGGAACACACAUCGCACUUAUUGCUGAAGUCAAGGGAAUACCCUUCCCAACAAUCACAUGGCAAAAGAAUGAGGCAGAAGUGCCUCCAAGAACUGAAAUGACCACAGCUGGAUCGACAACCAAGUUGGAGAUGCGUUUCUGUACCCGUGAAGACUGUGGUGAUUACACACUGACUGUGGAGAAUCCUGCUGGAUCUAAAACAGCCACAUGCACAGUGCUUGUCCUUGACAAACCUGGUCCUAUUCAGCACCUGAGGGUAUCUGAUGUCAGAUGUGACUCAGCUCAACUCUCUUGGAAAGACCCAGAGGAUAACGGUGGAGCUCGCAUCACUAACUUUGUGGUGGAAAAGAAGGAUGCAUCAGCAGCACAAUGGGUGCCAGUGUGCUCAACCUCCAAGAAGCGCAGCAUGAUGCUUAAGCACCUGAUGGAGGGCACUUCCUACUUGUUCCGUGUUGCUGCUGAGAAUCAGUUUGGCAGAAGUGAAUAUAUUGAGACAACCAAAGCUGCCAAAGCCAUGAAUCCUCUGUUCCCACCUGGACCACCAAAGGACUUGCAUCAUGUAGAUGUAGACAAAACAGAGGUGUGGCUUAAGUGGAAUUGGCCAGAUCGCACAGGUGGAAGUGAUAUCACUGGAUUCUUGGUUGAGUACCAAGAGGAGGGAGAGAGAGACUGGAUUAUCUUUAAUACAGUCAGUAUUCCUGAAUGCCAUGUGACAGGGCUUGAGGAAGGCAAGACCUAUAGGUUCCGUGUGAAGACUGAGAAUGCCAUUGGUCUUAGCCGACCAGAUACCACGGUUCCUGUCCUAUGCCAGGAAAAACUUGUGGCUCCUAUUGUUGAGGUUGAUGUGAAACUGAUUGAAGGAAUAAUUGUCAAAGCUGGAAGCACAAUUAGGAUGCCUGCCAUUAUGAGAGGCAUACCUACUCCCUCUGCAAAAUGGGCCAUUGAUGGCGAAGAAAUUGUGAGUGAAGGGAACAUCAAAUUGGACACUGACAACUACUCCUCCAUCCUCACCAUUUCAGAAUGUACAAGAGAUCACACUGGAAUUUAUCUUCUCACCGUCUCAAAUGCUGCUGGAAGCAAGACUGUAGCUUUGAAUAUUACAGUUCUUGAUGUCCCAGACGCACCAAUUGGCCCUGUCAAUAUCCUUGAGGUCACUCCAGAGUACAUGCUUAUUGACUGGCGUCCUCCUAAGAAUGAUGGUGGUAGCCCGGUCAUAAACUACAUUGUUGAGAAGAGAGAAGCCAAGAAAGAAACCUGGGGUGGAGUGAGCUCUGGCAGUACCAGCACCAAAUUAAAGAUUAGCCGUCUCCAGAAGGGUGUUGAGUAUGUUGUGCGUAUUCGUGCAGAAAACAAGAUUGGCAUCGGUCUUCCUCUUGAAAGUGCACCUACUGUUGCCGAGCACUCAUUUGAAGCACCUGCUCAUCCUGGUAAACCAACUGUGUCUGACCUGUCUGAAGAUUCUUUGACUCUUGGUUGGACCAUGCCCUUGUAUGAUGGUGGCAGUUCAAUUAGUGGAUACCUUAUUGAGCGUAGACAUGUUGGAGGAAAAUGGAUUAGAGUGAAUAAGACACCUUGCAAGGAUCUUAGGUACAAAGUGCUUGGACUUUAUGAGGGAACUAGCUAUGAGUUCAGAGUCUUUGCAGAAAACAUUGUUGGCUACAGUGGUCCUUCUCAAACUUCAGAUCCCGCUAAGCCCAGUCGACAAAUCACUGUGCCUGGACCCCCAGUCAAUCCGAAAGUGAAAGACUACAGUAAGUCACAUGCUGACCUGGUCUGGAUCAAGCCUACCAAGGACGGUGGCAGCCCUGUCUUGGGAUAUGUUCUGGAGAUGCAGAAGGCCGUUGGUGAAUGGGAGAACUGCAAAAAGGAUGACCUGAUUAAACUAUGUGCAUUCAUGGUCACAGGCCUUGAAGAGGGCAUUGAGUACAGGUUCCGUGUCAGAGCAGUGAACAUGAUUGGAGAUGGUGAAACUAGAGAAAUUCCAGAAUCUGUCAUCGCUCAGGACAUCUUGAUCCCUCCAGAGAUCGAGAUGGAUGCAACAUGCCGCACACAUUUAACUGUAAGGGUUGGGCAUAACAUUAACAUCAUAGGCUAUAUUAAGGCAAGACCUGACCCAGAAAUUACAUGGUCCAAGGGUGAGAACAUUUUGGAAAAAGACAAGCGUACCACAAUCACAGUUAACUUCCCAGUUGUUCACUUCCACAUCAAAGAGGCCAAGAGAGGAGAUCAUGGUCAGUAUGUUCUCAAAGCUGUCAAUGCCAGUGGUGAAGCAACAGCAACUGUUACCGUAAAUGUCUUAGACAGACCUGGACACUGUCAGAAUCUGAGAGUGACAUAUGUGAGCAGGCAUUCUUGCAUGGUAUGCUGGGAUACUCCUGAGGACAAUGGCGGCACUGAAAUCAGUCAUUACGUCAUUGAGAUGCGUGAACCCAAUGUGAGAGCAUGGGCUGUAAUUUCAUCUGUGUGCACAAACCGCAUGAUCAAGGCAAAACUAAUGGAAGGCCAUGAGUACUUCUUCCGCGUCUCUGCAGCAAACAAAUGCGGCCCUGGGCCAACAGCAGAGACAAAGGUACCAACCCUUGCCAUUGAUCGCAUGGAGAAGCCUGGCGAGCCAGAGAACUUCCGUGUCACUGACGUUGGUAAGAACACAGUCUCCCUUAGAUGGAGAAAACCAGACUAUGAUGGAGGAUGUCCAAAUCUAUUCUACAAUUUGGAGAGGAAAGCCAAAGGGGCUGAAGAGUGGGAGGAACUGAACAUUGAAACACUGCUCAAAGAUACAUUCUUCACUGUGGACAAAUGUGUUGAGAACCAAAUGUACGUUUUCAGGGUUCAAACUGUAAAUGAUGGAGGAGAAAGCAACUGGGUGAAGACAGGUGAGAUUCUUGUCAAAGAAGAUAUCCAGAAACCAGUUAUUGACUUGAAAUUUUCUGGCACCACUGUGGUAAAGGCAGGUGAAUCUGUCAGACUGGAAGCUAAUAUCAGAGGCAAACCAACACCAGAGGUUAAAUGGUUCAAAGACAGAUGUACAGCUGACAAUCCUAGGAUUUCUGUUGAAAAUGGCACUGAUUAUUCCAAAUUCCUCUUGUCCAAAUCCAAGCGUGGUGAUACUGGAAAGUAUGUGAUUACAGCCACAAAUCCAGCUGGCACCUUCACAGCCUAUGCCAACAUUAAUGUUCUGGACAUACCAGGCCCUGUGAGGGACUUGAAGAUUUCUGGCAUUUCAGUUGACAAGUGCAGAGUUGUUUGGGAUCCACCAGAGGAUGAUGGUGGCUGUGAGGUUGACAGCUACAUCCUGGAGAAAUGUGAAACCAGAAGAAUGGUUUGGUCCACUUACUCAGCCUCCGUUGUCACCAGCUACUGCAAUGUCACUCGUCUUGUAGAAGGAAAUGAGUACAUCUUCAGGGUCAGGGCUGAAAACAAAAUGGGCACAGGUCCUGCCAUUGAAAGCAAGGCCAUUACUGCCAGGAGCAUGUAUAACAAGCCUGGGCCACCAAAUAUCCCAGAGAUCACUAAGAUUGGCAAAGAGGAAAUGACCGUUGUAUGGGCUCCUCCAGAGAAUGACGGAGGAAAGUCUAUCACUGGCUACAUCCUGGAGAGGAAAGAGAAGCGUGCCGUCAAAUGGGUGCCAGUUACAAAGAGUGCAAUUUCAGAAAGACGUAUGAAGGUCACAAACUUGAUCCCCAACCAUGAAUAUCAAUUCCGUGUAAAGGCUGAAAAUGAAGUUGGUUUGGGAGAGCCCAGCAAACCCACAAGACCUGUUGCUGCCAAAGAUCCAAUUGAACCUCCUGGUCCUCCUGGCAGCUUGAAGGUGGCUGACAGCACAAAGACUAGCAUUUCACUUGGCUGGGUCAGGCCUGUAUAUGAUGGCGGUGCUCCAAUCAUUGGAUAUUCUGUGGAAAUGAGGGAAAAGGUUGAAGGAGAACCUGAACCUGAAAAGCCUGUGGCUGAAGUGGUUGAAAAGGUGGAAGGUGAACAGGUAGAAGGUGAACAAGUAGAAGGUGAAAAGCCCGAAGGUGAAAAGCCCGAAGGUGAAACGCCCGAAGGUGAAACGCCCGAAGGUGAAACGCCCGAAGGUGAAAAGCCUGAAGGUGAAGUUAAGGUGAAACCUGCAAAGGAUCCAAAGGCAGCUUGGAAGAAGUGUAACACUGGUGGAGCUCUGGUCCUCACAGAGUUUACCAUCCUAAAUCUGGAUGAGAAGAAGCAGUAUGAUUUCCGAGUUGCGGCUCAAAACCAGAUGGGCUGGGGUCGCCCGGCAAAACUGAAAGAGGCAGCGUCACCCAAGGAAAUACUUGAGGCCCCAGAGAUUGACUUGGAUGCUAGUCUCAGGAAGGGAUUUUCUGUCAGAGCGGGAUGCCCUAUUAGACUGUUUGCAACAAUAAGAGGAAGACCAGCUCCUAAAGUAACAUGGAAACGAAUAGGUGAAGACAACGUUCUUCGCAGAGGGCACGUGGAUCAGGUGGAUACCAUGUCCUUCCUUAUGAUACCUGAAAGUACCCGCGAGGAUUCAGGAAGAUACUCCCUGACACUGUCAAACUCUUCUGGGGAGAAGGCAGUGUUUGUGCGUGUGAAAGUUUUAGACACUCCUGGACCAGUUGGUGGAUUUGAAGCAUCAGAUGUCACAAAGACAUCAAGCCAGCUUGCUUGGCUACCUCCUGAUAAUGAUGGUGGCAGUCCAAUCUUGAAUUACAUUGUCGAGAAGCGUGAGGUUGAUAGGAAGACUUGGUCAAACUGCACCAAUGAAAUAAAGAAGACAAGCUUCAAGAUCACAAAUCUUUCACCAGGAAUUGAGUACUACUUCCGGGUCAUGGCAGUCAAUAAGUAUGGCAUUGGUGUACCUAAAGAUUCUCCUAAGUCAUACCUGGCAACUGAUCCUAUGAGUGAACCUGAUCCUCCUAAGAAAAUGGAUGUUUUGGAAAUUUCAAAGAACUGUGCAACCCUGGGAUGGUUGAAACCAUUGAGAGAUGGUGGAUCCAAAAUCAAUGGAUACCUUGUUGAUUACCAAGAGGAUGGUCAGCCUGAGGAUAAAUGGACACCAUAUUCAGUUGUUAAAGAUUUCACCAUUGUUGUUGUUGGACUGAAAGAAAAUACAAAGUACAGAUUCAGAGUGGCUGCAAGGAAUGCAAUUGGAUGCAGUCUUGCAAGAGAAGCUGAGGGAAUCUUUGAGGUCAAGGAACAGCUAAUGGCACCAAAGCUUAUAGUGCCAGAUGUAGUCACUGUGAAGGCAGGAACUAAGAUGAAAAUUGAGGCACUGUUUUCCGGUAAACCUCAACCCUCCAUAAAAUGGAAGAUUGGCAAUGAUGACCUGAUCACUUCAAACCGUGUGCUUGUGCAAAGAACCCAAAAUACCACCACCCUCUUCAUCAAAGAUGUUAACAGAAAGGACAGUGGUUACUACAGUCUUGCUGCUGUGAACAGUGUCUCAAAGGUCAACCAGAUCAUAAAAGUCAUUGUUAUGGACAUUCCUGGUCCACCUGUGGCUCCUCUUGAAAUAGUAGAAGUGGAUACUGACGCUUGCAGUUUGUCAUGGAAUCAACCACAAGAGGAUGGAGGAAGCAGUAUCACUAACUAUAUUAUUGAGAAAUGUGAUGUAUCCAGAGGUGACUGGGUCACAGCGUCCGCCUCUUGCACCCAGACCACCUGCAGAAUUGGAAAGCUCACUCAAGGAAAUGAAUAUGGUUUCCGUGUGCGUGCAGAGAACCGCUUUGGCAUUUCAGAGCCUAUUUACUCAGAGAAGAUGAUUGCAAGACAUCCCUUCGACACUCCUAGUGAGCCAAGAAAUCUCACUCUCGUGACGGUUAACCGAGACUCUGUGAUCCUCACCUGGGAGACACCAUCCAGUGAUGGUGGCAGCCCACUGUCUGGAUACUGUAUUGAACGCAAAGAGAGAAACAGCUUGCUCUGGGUUAAGGCUAAUGAGGCCUUAGUUCGUUCAACAGGAUACACUUGCUAUAGCUUAAUUGAAGGUCUUGAGUAUACCUUCAGGGUGUCUGCCCUCAACAAGGCAGGUCAGGGUAAACCAAGCAAGCAGACUGAUUUCAUCACAGCAAGGACUGCAGUUGAUCCACCUGGCAAACCAGAGGCCAUUGAUGUGACAAGGACUUCAGUGGCUCUUGUAUGGAACCGUCCAGAAAAUGAUGGAGGCAGCAAGCUCAUUGGAUAUUAUGCUGAAUCACAGAAGGUACCUGGAGAAACGUGGGUACGCCAUAAUGCCAACUGUCAGAAUGUGCCAAAGGAGAACUUCAUUGUUACUGGACUUGAGGAAGGUUCUCAGUACAAAUUCAGAAUAAUUGCAAAGACAGCAAUUAAUCAGAGUUUGCCCUCUGAGGAAUCAGACCCCAUUCCUGUGAUAGCAGAAACUGUUCCACCAAGACUUGAGAUCGGCCUUGACAUGAAGAACCUGAUCAUAGUGAAGGCUGGUGCAAAUGUGACACUUCAAGCUGAAGUCUAUGGAAAACCAUUCCCGAAGGUUUCAUGGAAAAGGAACGGCGAACCACUGAAGCUGAUUGAGGGAAUGAAGAUGAAACAGGACAGACACAUGUUCAGUCUGGAAAUGUUUGCUGUAGCCAGGAAGGAAACCGGAGACUAUACUAUUAUUGCUGAGAAUCCAAGUGGAAUGGCCAAAUCUAGCAACAUUAGACUCAAGGUUCUUGACAAACCCGGACCUCCAGCAUCAAUCAAGGUCAGCCACAUCUUUGCAGACCGCGUUAAAAUAAGAUGGGAACAACCUGUGGCAGAUGGUGGCUCUGAAAUAAUCAACUACAUUGUAGACAAACGUGAGACAAGCAGAGCCAACUGGGCUCAAGUCACAGCCAAUGUAAAUGGGCAGAUCACAAACUCUUCAGUGGAGAAACUGAUCGAGGGCCAUGAGUACGAGUUCCGUGUCAGUGCUGAAAACAAGUAUGGUGUUGGUGAUCCCAUUGUCACUGACAGUGUAAUUGCAAGGAAUCCAUUCGGUGUUCCCGGGCCUUCUGAUCCUCCAAUCAUUACAAACAUCAUGUGCAAUCAGAUGACUGUCACAUGGAAGGCACCCAAAGAUGAUGGCCGUGCACCCAUCAUUGGAUACAUAGUUGAAAAACGUGAAGCUGAAGAGCUCACCUGGACUAAAGUCAACCGCAAACCGGUGAUAGACAGAACCAUAAAGGCAAGCAGCCUCACAGAGGGAACAGAGUACGAGUUCAGAGUAACUGCCCUCAACAAAGCAGGCCUUGGGAAACCAAGUGAUCCAUGCAAUUCUGCAUGUGCACUGGAUCCUUUGUAUCCCCCUGGACCUCCUGCUUUCCCGAAGGUUGUCGACUCCACACACAGCAGCAUUAGCCUUUCUUGGACAAAACCAGCUUAUGAUGGUGGAUGUGAGAUCUUGGGCUAUCAAGUGGAGUUCAAGAGAGCAGAGUCUGAAGACUGGAUGAGGUGCAAUGUUCCAAAGGAUCUCCAGAUCACAAAGUUCGUGGUGACGGGUCUUAUGGAUAACACAGAGUACCAGUUCCGUGUCCUUGCAGUGAAUAAGAUUGGAUUUGGUGAACCCAGUGACGUUCCUGGAAAUCAUAUGGCCCAAGACAUCUUGAUUGCUCCUGAGGGUGAGCUUGAUGCAGAUCUUAGGAAGGUCCUUGUGCUCCGUGCUGGAGUUACAAUGAGACUCUAUGUGCCACUGAGGGGUCGCCCUGCACCCAAAGUGACUUGGACCAAAUUUAAUGCCAAUAUCAAGGAGCGAGAUGGGCUCAUGAUCAACUCAACAGAGUGGGACACAUAUGUGCAGUGUGAGAAUGUCAACCGAUAUGAUGCUGGCAAAUAUAUCCUUUCUCUUGAAAACAGCAGUGGAUCAAAGUCCUACAUCAUUAUUGUCAAGGUCCUUGAUACACCUGGACCACCUGUUGAUCUAAUUGUCAAGGAGACUUCAAAGAGCCAUGCAUUUAUAUCUUGGGCUCCUCCACCUAUUGAUGGUGGAAGCCCUGUAAAGAGUUAUGUUGUUGAGAAGCGCCUUGCAGAGAGAAAGGCAUGGACCUGUGUUGCCCCUGAAUGGCCUAAAACAUCGUUUAGAGUUCCAAACUUGGAAGAAGGAAUGGCUUACUGUUUCAGAGUGUCUGCUGAGAACACCUAUGGUGUUGGGGAGGGUUGUGAUACCGCCGGACCAGUCAAAGCUUCAGAACAACCUGGACCAGUAUUGGACUUCAAGCCUGCCGAUAUCACUAAGGAUUCAGUCACACUUGGCUGGAAGAAACCAGUUAGUGAUGGUGGAAGCCACAUUGUUGCCUAUGUUUUGCAAAUCAGUGAAGGGGAAGAAAAAUGGAAAGAACUGAUGAAAUCUAGGCUCUACCAGUUCACUGUCGGCAGCCUUGAAGAAGGAAAGGAGUACACUUUCAGAAUCAAAGCCGUCAAUGAAUCUUUAGAGGGUCCUCCAACCGAUGUCACUGUGCUUGCUAAAGAUCAGAUGGUUCUACCAAAUGCUGACCUCACACAUGUGCCAGAUGGUUGCUAUGUGGCAAAGGAGGGCAGCACUGUACGCAUUAACAUCCCUGUUAGUGGCAUGCCCGCCCCCGUUGCUAUCUGGAAGAAGGGUGGUAUUACUCUGUCAGACAGUGGAAGGAUGUCUGUUGAAUCUGCUCCUGGCAUCUCUACUUUGCUUAUCCGUGACAUCCAGCGGGGUGAUGCUGACAAAUUCGGUCUUGUUGUGAGGAACAGUGGUGGCACCAAAGAGGCAGUCAUUGACCUGAAGGUUGUUGGCAAGCCAGGACUGCCUACAGGUCCGAUCGUGUUUGAUGAAAUCACUGCAGAUGCAAUAACACUUGAAUGGGGUCCACCAAAGGAUGAUGGUGGCUCAGAGGUCUCCAACUACAUUGUGGAGAAGAGACACACCACAGCCAGUAAGUGGGUUACUGUUGCUUCAGCUCUCCAGAAGACUUCCAUGCGAGUGAUGAGACUCCAUGAUGGUACUGAGUACAUCUUCAGAGUGUUCGCGGAGAACAAAUAUGGAGUUGGCGAUUGGCUCAGAUCUGACCCAAUUAUUGCCAAGCAUCCAUUUGAUGUGCCUGAUGCUCCAGCUGCGCCAGAAAUCAUCAGCAUCCGUCAUGAGUCAGCUAUUCUGACUUGGUCAGAUCCAAAAGAAACGGGUGGCUCUCCAAUUACAGGAUAUCAUGUUGAGUUUAAGGAAAGAAACAGUUUGAUGUGGAAGAGAGCUUGCAAGAUCCCCCUCAGAGUGAAGGAGUACAGAGUGACCAGUUUGAUUGAAGGCCUGGAGUAUGAAUUUAGAGUUAUUGCCUUGAAUAGGGCGGGUCUUGGAAAACCAAGCAAAACUACAGAGCCUGUUGUUGCACUUGAUCCUAUUGAUCCUCCUGGUAAACCAGAUGUUAUCAAUGUUACAAGAAACUCAGUUACACUGGUCUGGACCGCACCCAAGUAUGAUGGUGGUCACAAACUGACUGGUUACUUUGUUGAGAAACUGGAACAGCCAGGAAAAGCAUGGAUGAAAGCCAAUCAUGUGAAUAUCCAGGAAUGUGCAUACACAGUGACUGAUCUGGCAGAGGGCUGCAAGGUUGAAUUCAGGAUUAGAGCAAAGAAUGCAGCCGGUGCAGUCAGUGUUCCAUCUGAGCAAACUGAUAGUCUUGUCUGCAAAGAUGAAUACGAGCCUCCUACCAUUGAAAUUGAUCCAGACAUGAAGGAUGGUGUCAGUGUUAGAGCUGGAGAAACCAUUGUAAUUACUGCCUCAAGCAUCCUUGGAAAACCACCCCCCACUAAUGUUUGGUCCAAGGGAGGCAGGGAAUUAAAAUCAUCAGAUACCGUCCAAAUUACGAGCACCCCAACUACCUCCACAAUUUCCAUCAAAUAUGCCAACAGGAAGAAUACUGGCGAGUAUAUUAUUACAGCAAGCAAUCCAUUUGGCAUCAAAGAACAACGUGUUAAGGUCAAGGUUCUGGAUAUCCCUGGACCUCCAGGUCCAAUUGAUUUCAGCAGUGUGUCUGCUGAGAAGUGCACACUGACUUGGCUGGCACCAGAAGAGGAGGGAGGCUGCACGAUCAAAUCUUACACUCUGGAGAAGAGGGAAACCAGCCGCCUUCUCUGGACAAAGGUUGCAGAGAAUAUCAUGGACUGCCGUUUUGUUGCAAGCAAACUCAUCAAAGGAAAUGAGUACAUCUUCCGUGUAUCAGCAGUGAAUCAGUAUGGUACUGGUGAUUCAACACUGUCUGGUUCAGUCAAGAUGAUUGACAGCUUCAGACCACCUGGACCACCAUCAAGGCCAGAAAUUGAUAAUGUCAGCAGAACCGCUGUCACCAUUUCCUGGAAGAGACCAGUUAUUGAUGGAGGAAGUGAUAUCAGAGGAUAUUGCGUGGAGAGGAGGGAAAAGAGAGGAAUGCGAUUUGUUAGAGCUUGCAAAAAAACAGUGUCUGACCUUCGUUACAAAGUACAGGGUCUGACAGAGGGCGUUGAGUAUGAAUUCCGUGUCACUGCUGAGAACAAGGCUGGCUUUGGAGAGCCAAGUGAAGCCUCACCAUUGGUGAUGACCAAGGAUAUUACAUAUCCCCCUGGACCUCCAUCCAACCCAAGAAUUUCUGAUACAACAAAAACCACAGCAACAUUCAACUGGGGCAGACCUUUCUAUGAUGGUGGGCUUGAAGUGGCAGGAUACAUUGUUGAACAUAAACGGGAAGGAUUUGAAGACUGGAUUGAAGAUGCAUCAGGCUUGAGAAUAAAUGAAUUUGUUGUUUCAAACCUACAAUCUGGUGGAAAAUACCACUUCAGAGUGAAGGCUACAAACUCAGAGGGAACCGGUGAAGCUGGUGAAGUUGAGGAAGUGAUUGAACUUGAGGACCGUGAAUCUGUUCCAGACUUUGAGCUUGAUGCAGAGCUCAGGAAAACACUUGUUGUUAGGUCAAGAGGCUCUAUCCGCAUAUUUGUACCAAUUAAGGGACGUCCAACCCCUGAGGUGAGCUGGACCAAAGACGGUAAACCCCUUAAAGGAAGAGCACACAUUGACACCACUGAGUCAUACACUCUUGUUGUGAUCCCUGACUGCACAAGAUAUGAUGCAGGAAAGUACGCCUUAAGUUUGGAAAAUGUUGCUGGCAAGAAGACUGGAUUUGUUAAUGUCAGAGUCAUUGAUACUCCUGGGCCUCCAGUUAACCUGCAACCUAGGGAAAUCACUAAAACUAGCAUCACACUUCAGUGGGAGUUUCCAAUAAUUGACGGUGGUUCCAAAAUUAUUAGAUAUGUCAUAGAGAAGCGUGACGCUACAAAGAAGGCCUAUACAUUGCUCACUGCUGAAUGGCAGAAGUGCUCCUACAAGUUUGCUAAUCUUGAAGAAGGAAAUGAAUACUACUUCAGAAUAUCUGCUGAAAAUGAAUAUGGUGUCGGUGAGCCAGCAGAAACUCCUGAAACUAUUAGAGCCUCUCAGGCACCAUCUACUCCAGAUAACCUUACUGUGACUGAUGUAUCAAAUGACACUGCAACUCUCGCAUGGACAAAGCCAAAACAUGAUGGUGGCAACCUAAUAACGGGAUAUGUUAUUGAGGCUCAGAAGGCUGAUCAGAAGGAUACCGAUCAGUGGACACAUGUGACAACAAUUAAAGCUCUUGACUAUGUUGCAACAGAUCUGGUAGAAAAUGCAGAGUAUGUGUUCAGAAUCAUGGCUGUGAACAAGUCCGGCAGGAGCAACCCACGUGAAAGUCGGCCUGUCAUAAUUAGAGAACAAACCUCAGCACCUCAGUUUGACCUCAAAUCAGUCUAUCAGAAGACAGUGGUCAUCAGGGCAGGAGAUAACUUGAAGGUUGAUAUUCCUGUGCUGGGUCGUCCAAGACCCGCAAUUGUAUGGAAGAAGGAGGGCGAAGAAAUUAAACAGACACAGAGAAUUAACAUUGACAACACAGCAACCUCAACUAUCUUGAACAUCAGAGAGGUCAAGAGGAGAGACGGUGGAGAGUACUCUAUGAUUGGAAAGAACAUCAUUGGCACAGUCACUGAGAUAAUCACAGUUAAAAUACAUGAUAUUCCUGGACCCCCAACAGGACCAAUUAAGUUGGAAGAAGUUUCUUGUGAUUACGUUCUAUUUUCCUGGGAGGCCCCAGAAAUUGAUGGUGGAGUUCCAAUCAACAAUUACAUUGUUGAGAUGAGAGAGACCACAGGAACAUCAUGGGGGGAGUUGGCUGCAACAGUCAUUCGUACAACAUUCAAGGCUGCCCGCCUGACAACAGGAAUUCAAUAUCAAUUCCGUGUUAAAGCCCAGAACAGGUAUGGCGUUGGCCCCUACAUAACAUCAGAGGCUGUGAUUGCAGCUUAUCCAUUUGAUGUCCCAGGUCAGCCGGGAAUUCCCCAAGUUGUUGCCUUUACUAAAGAUGCCAUGACCAUCAGCUGGAAUGAACCUCCUUCCGAUGGUGGAAGCCCUAUUUUGGGUUAUCACAUUGAGAGAAAAGAGAAAAACAGCAUCCUCUGGCAGAAGAUCAGCAAGGCCCUCAUGGUAGGAAACCUGUACAAAUCAUCAGGUCUCAUGGAUGGAAUUGCAUAUGAGUUCCGUGUCAUAGCUGAGAACAUGGCUGGUCUGAGCAGACCAAGCAAACCAUCAGAGAUGGCAUUUGCCCUAGACCCAGUGGAUCCUCCAAGUCAACCACUGGCUAUUAAUGUUACCAGACAUGAAGUGACUCUUCGCUGGGUAAAACCUGAAGGCGAUGGUGGUUUCUCAAUCACUGGCUAUACAGUAGAAAAGAAACAGUUGCCAGAUGGUCGCUGGCUUAAAGCUAACUUCAGCAACAUCUUGGAAACAAUGUUCACUGUCAGUGGACUCAUAGAGGAUGCAUCCUAUGAAUUCCGUGUUCUGGCAAGGAAUUCCGCUGGUGCUGUCAGCAAGCCAUCUCAAACAUCUGAGAUCAUCACCUGCAGAGAUGAUAUUGAAGAGCCUAGAAUUGAUAUUGAAGCGGCUUAUAAUAAUCUGAUUGUGGUAAGAGCAGGAGAUGUCUUUACUUUGGCUGCCGAUGUCACAGGAAGACCCAUACCAUCUUUGGUCUGGACCAAGGAUGGAAAAGAGUUGUUGGAGGACACAGCAAAAAUAGAAAUCAAAAGCACAGACUUUGCCACCACACUGGUUAGCAAAGACUCUCUGAGAAGAGAUGGUGGUGUUUUUACUCUGACGGCCAGUAACCCUGGAGGCUUUGCUAAGCAAGUGUUCAAUGUUAAAGUUCUCGACAGACCAGGACCUCCUGAUGGGCUCACGGUUUCUCAUGUGACUAUUGAUAAAUGUGUCUUGACCUGGUUACCUCCUUCACAUGAUGGUGGAGGCAAGAUAGAGCACUACAUAAUUGAGAAGCGUGAAACAAGCAGACUUGCAUGGACAAAUGUGGCAUCAGAUCUGAAGGUAAACCGUUUUAAGGUACUUAAACUGCUAAAAGGCAACGAGUACAUUUUCAGAGUGAUGGCUGUGAACAAGUAUGGAGUUGGAGAGCCCAUUGAAUCAGUGCCAACACUUGCUACCAAUCCAUAUGUACCAGCUGAUCCUCCACAACAACCUGAGGUGACUACCAUUACUAGAGAUUCAAUGGUUGUCUGCUGGGGACACCCAGAGAACAAUGGCGGAAGCAGUAUCUCAACCUACGUAGUUGAAAGAAGAGAUAAGACUGGUCUUCGUUGGGUCAAAUGCAACAAGAGGAGUGUGACUGAUUUACGAUUCAAAGUCUCUGGACUUACUCCAGGGCAUGAAUAUGAGUUCAGAAUUCUGGCAGAGAAUGCUGCAGGGUUAAGUUUGCCAAGUCCAGAUAGUCUUUUCUAUAAGGCAUGCGACACAGUGUUCCAGCCUGGACCAGUUGGCAAUCCAAGAGUGCUGGAUACAACAAAGUCCUCCAUUACACUUGCUUGGAACAAACCUGUCUAUGACGGUGGCUCUGACAUUACAGGAUAUAUGGUGGAAACCUGCUUACCUGAGGAAGACGAAUGGACUAUUGUUUCUCCAAAGCAUGGAUUAACUGCAACCUCAUUUACAAUUAUUGGCCUUCAGGAAAAUCAGGAUUACAAAAUCAACAUUGCAGCACUUAACAGUGAAGGAGUGGGUGAGCCUACUUCCGUGCCAGGAACACCCAUAGCUGAGGACAGGCUGAUUCCUCCUGAAAUUGAGCUUGGUGCAGAUCUCAGAAAGGUUGUUUGCCUCCGUGCUUGCAGCACACUAAGACUGUUUGUUCCCAUUAGGGGAAGACCCGCUCCUGAGAUCAAAUGGUCCAGAGAGAAUGGUGAGCCACUGGAGAGAGCCAAUAUUGAAAACACACCAUCAUUUACAUCAGUCAUGGUUGAAAAUGUUGACCGUUUUGACAGUGGAAAAUACAUGUUGACAGUGGAAAACAGCACUGGAGUCAAAACAGCAUAUGUAAAUGUCCGAGUCCAUGACACUCCUGGUGCCCCUCAGAAUCUUACAAUUAAGGACAUUACAAAGGAUUCCGUCUCCCUUAUAUGGGACCCUCCCAUUAUUGAUGGUGGAUCCAGGACAAGACACUACAUUGUGGAAAAACGUGAAUCUGCCAGGAAAGCAUACUCUACUGUAAAUGCUGGCUGUCCCAAGACAAGUUGGAAAAUUGGAGAUCUCACAGAAGGUUGCAGCUACUUCUUCAGAGUGUUGGCAGAGAAUGAAUUUGGCAUUGGUCUGCCAGUGGAAACUACAGAUUCUAUUAGGGUGUCUGAAAAACCACUUCCACCAGGCAAAGUUACUCUCAAAGCGGUCACAGGCACCAGCGUUACCUUAUCUUGGGAGAAGCCUGACCAUGAUGGAGGAAGCCGUAUCACAGGAUACAUUGUUGAGAUGCAAGGCAAAGGCAGUGAAAAAUGGACACAGUGCGCAGUUGUAAAAUCAACAGGAGCUGUAGUAGCUGGAUUGACACAAGGGGAGGAAUACACUUUCCGUGUUUCAGCAACCAAUGAGAAAGGAUUAAGUGAUCCUCGCCUAUUAGGUGUUCCUGUAGUGGCUAAAGAUACUGUUAUCACACCAACAUUCAAACUUUCAUUCAGCACAUUCAGUGUUUUAGCUGGCGAUGACCUUAAAAUUGAUGUGCCUUAUGCUGCUGAACCAAAGGCUUCUGUCACCUGGCACAAAGAUGGUGUCGCUUUGAAAGAAACCACAAGAGUCAAUGCAGAAGUCACUGACGGGCAUUUACAUCUUGUAAUCAAGGAGGCCACUAGAGAUGAUGUUGGCAAGUACACCAUUAAACUUACAAACACAGCAGGUGAGGCUACAACAGACAUUUCUGUCAUUGUACUGGACAAACCUGGUCCCCCAACCGGUCCUAUCAAGAUUGAUGAAGUCACAGCUGACAGCAUGAUACUGACAUGGCAAAUUCCAGAAUAUGACGGUUGCUGCUCUAUCAAUAACUACAUUGUGGAAAAGAGAGACACCUCAACAACAAACUGGCAGAUUGUAUCUGCAACUGUAGCAAGAACAACAAUUAAAGCAGCUAGGCUCAAGACUGGCUGUGAGUAUCAGUUCAGAAUUGCAUCAGAAAACAGGUAUGGAAAGAGUACCGUACUGUUGUCUGAAGCAAUUGUUGCUCAGUAUCCAUUUGAAGUCCCAAGUACUCCUGGCACUCCAUCUGUACAAUCUGCAACAAAGGAGAACAUGCUUGUUGUAUGGAACAUACCAGGCAGUGAUGGUGGAAGCAAGAUUCUUGGAUAUCACCUUGAAAGUAAGGAGAGAAACAGCAUCCUUUGGACGAAACAGAACAAGCAAAUCAUUCCCGAAGCAAAAUUCAAAGUUGCUGGCCUUGAAGAAGGCAUUGAAUAUGAAUUUAGAGUGUAUGCAGAAAAUAUUGUUGGUCUUAGUAAAGCCAGCAAACUGUCACAAAUACAAGUUGCCAGAGACCCUUGUGACCCUCCAGGCAAGCCUGAAGCAGUCAUUGUUACCAGAAGUGCGGUGACCCUCAGGUGGACCAAGCCAGAACUUGAUGGUGGUAGCAAAGUCACUGGCUACUUGGUUGAGAAGAAAGAGUGUCCUGACGGUCGCUGGAUGAAAGCCAGCUUCGCUAACGUAAUGAAUACUGAAUUUGUGGUCACCGGCCUGGUUGAGGAGCAGAAAUAUGAAUUCCGUGUCAUUGCAAGAAAUGCCGCUGGAGUGUCUAGCGUGCCAUCUGGAAGCACUGGAGAAAUCACUGCUAAAGAUGAAGUUGAACCACCUCAGAUAGAGAUUGACUCUAAAUACGCUGCAGUCCUUGUGGUAAAUGCUGGUGAAUCUUUCAGAAUUGAUGCUGGUAUUCAAGGCAAACCUGUGCCCACAGCCCACUGGCUAAAGGGUGGUGAAGAGAUCACAAAUGCAGCAGCACGGCUUGAGAUUAAAAACACAGACUUUACAGCCUCUCUGAGCGUAAAAGAGGCCAUUCGUGUGGAUGGAGGUCAAUACACCCUUCUUUUGAAGAAUGUUGGCGGAGAGAAGUCUGUGAAUAUCAACGUAAAAGUUUUAGACAGACCUGGUCCACCUGAAGGACCAAUUGAAAUCUAUGGAGUGACAAAUGAAAAAUGCAGCAUUUCUUGGAAACCACCACAACAAGACGGAGGUGCUGAUGUAUCCCAUUUCAUUGUUGAGAGAAGAGAGACAAGCAGAUUAGUUUGGACUAGAGUAGAAUCUAAGGUUGCAACUCUAAAUCUGAAGAUCACAAAACUUCUCCCUGGCAAUGAGUAUAUAUUCAGAGUGAUUCCUGUGAACAAAUAUGGAAUUGGUGAACCCCUGGAAUCGGAUGCCGUGAUUGCUACUAAUCCGUUUGUUGCACCAAGUGCACCAACAGGUGUUGAGGUGUCCAAUAUCACAAAAGAUACCAUGGUUGUCACCUGGGAAAGACCGACUAAUGAUGGUGGCAACAGCAUUGCAGGAUUUGUUAUUGAAAAACGUGACAAAGAGGGGGUUCGCUGGACAAGAUGCAACAAGCGUAUUGUGAGUGAACUGCGCUUCAGAGUUUCAGGGCUGACUGAGAGCCGCAGCUAUGAAUUCAGAGUGUCAGCUGAAAAUGCGGCUGGAGUUGGAGCACCUAGUGCCGUGACUCCUUACCAUAAGGCACUUGAUCCCAUUUUCAAACCAGGCCCACCAAAUAAUCCCAAAGUUAUCGACAUUUCUCGAUCAUCUGUAGUCCUUUCAUGGGGCAAACCCAUCUAUGAUGGUGGUUGUGAUGUUCAAGCAUACAUUGUGGAAGCCUGUGAGGUGGUAGCUGAUGAAUGGACAAUGUGCACCCCACCUACAGGAAUCACAAAGACAAGAUUUGAAGUGAAGAAACUUCUAGAAAAGCAUGAAUACAAAUUCAGAAUCUGUGCCAUAAAUAAGAUGGGGGUUGGUGAGAGUGCUGAUCUGGCUGCACCUGUCCUCCUUGAGGAAAAACUAGAGGCACCAGACCUUGACAUUGACGCUGACCUCAGAAAGAUGAUUAAUGUCAGAGCUGGAAACACCUUGCGAUUGUUCGUUCCAAUCAGAGGACGCCCUGCACCAGAAGUCAAAUGGGGAAAAGCUGAUGGUGAAAUGAAAGAAACCGCUCAAAUCGACACGACAAGCAGUUAUACUUCACUUGUUAUUGAAAAUGUUGAUAGAUUCGACAGUGGAAAAUACACUGUGACUGCUGAGAAUGCAAGUGGAGUCAAAUCUGCUUUCAUCAGUGUGCGAGUGCUUGACACACCUAGUUCUCCUCAGAACUUCACUAUCAAGGAGAUCACCAGGAACUCAAUCACUCUUACUUGGGAGCCACCUGCUUUGGAUGGUGGUGCUAAGAUAAAGCAUUACAUUGUAGAGAAGAGGGAGACCACAAGGAAGGCCUACUCUCCAGUUGUGACUUGCAACAGGAUGUCAUGGAGGAUAGAUAAACUCCAAGAGGGACAGAACUAUUUCUUCAGAGUUCUUGCUGAAACUGAACAUGGUACUGGAUUACCAGCUGAAACUCUUGAGCCUGUCAAGAUCUCAGAGGUCCCACAACCACCUGGUCGAAUGUCCGUUGUGGAUGUUACAAGGAAGACUAUUUCUCUUGCUUGGGAGAAACCUGAUUAUGAUGGAGGUAGCAAAAUAAGCCACUAUGAAGUUGAGAUGCAAGUAAAGGACACUGACAACUGGUCUUUAUGUGUUCAAAUAAAGGCACUUGAAACUGUAGUUACUAAUUUAGCCAAGGGUCAGUCAUACACAUUUAGGGUCAUUGCUGUUAACGAUAAAGGCAAGAGUGACCCCAGAAUCCUUGGCAGUUUUGUCGAAGCAAAGGACCUGGUUAUUCUACCUGCUGCUCGUCCAAGAUUGAGCACGUACAGUGUACAAGUUGGCUAUGAUCUCAAAAUAGAAGUUCCAGUAGCUGGACACCCAAAACCAACCAUCGCCUGGACUAAAGAUGGUGCAGCUCUGAAACAGACCACAAGAGUAAAUGUUGCAGACAGUGCACACAACACCAUUCUCACCCUUAAAGAGGCAACAAGAGAUGAUGGUGGCAUGUACAACAUUUCUGUAGUCAAUACUCUGGGACAGGCUGAUGUCGGUAUUGAAAUCAUAACACUUGACAAACCCGGUCCACCAACAGGCCCAGUGAGGCUAGAAGAUAUCAGUGCUGAAAGCAUUACCCUAUCUUGGGAGCCACCAGAGUACACUGGAGGUUGCCAAAUUUCAAAUUAUGUUGUUGAGAAGAGAGACACAACCACCGUUAACUGGAUUACAGUGUCUGCCACAGUUGCAAGAACAACACUGAAGGUAGCAAAUCUGAAAACUGGUGCUGAAUAUCAAUUCAGAAUCUGUGCUGAAAACAAAUUUGGCAAAAGUCAUGCUAUUGAUUCUGAACCUGUUCUUGCCCAGUACCCAUUCAAAGAGCCUGGACCUCCAGGUACUCCAUAUGUGUCUGCACACACAAAGGAGUCUAUGGCUGUAGAAUGGCACAAACCAAUCUCAGACGGUGGCAGUGUUAUUUUUGGCUAUCAUCUUGAAAGAAAGGAGAAGAACAGCAUUCUGUGGACAAAGAUGAACAAGAUCCUCAUACAAGACACUAGAUACAAAACAUCCCCAUUAGAAGAGGGCAUUGAAUAUGAAUACAGAGUUUCUGCUGAGAACAUUGUUGGUAUUGGUCAAUACAGCAAAGUCUCAGAGGGCUGUGUAGCCCGUGACCCUUGUGAUCCACCUGGUACACCGUUGGCCAUUGUUGUGUCUAGACACUCAGUGAGACUGCGCUGGACCCCUCCUCAGUAUGAUGGUGGCAGCAUGGUCACUGGAUAUGUUGUGGAGAGACGAGACCUUCCAGAUGGUCGAUGGAUGAAGGCAAGUUUCGCAAACGUCAAAGAAACUGAAUUUUCUGUCGAAGGACUAAAAGAAGACUCUAAGUAUGACUUCAGGAUAAUUGCCAGAAAUGCAGCUGGUGCUAUCAGCAAACCAUCUGAGAGCACUGGAUCCAUUACAGCAAAGGAUGAGGUUGAACCACCAACAUGUGAAAUUGAGUCCAAGUUUAGCCAGGUCACGGUUGUGAAUGCAGGGGACACAUUCAUACUUGAAGCUGAUGUGCAAGGCAAGCCCUUGCCCACAAUUCAGUGGUUCAAGGGUGAUGUGGAAGUUGAAAUGUCUGCCAGAUGUGAAACCAAGAACACAGACUUUAAAGCAGUACUUGUGGUUAAGGAUGCCAUUCGAAUUGAUGGUGGACAAUACACUCUCCAAAUUACCAAUGUAGCUGGAACUAAAACUGCAACCUACAAUACGAAAGUGCUUGACAGACCAGGACCUCCAAAAGGACCUCUGACUGUCUCUAAUGUAACAUGUGAAAAAUGUUCACUGUCUUGGCUUCCUCCACAACAUGAUGGUGGCAGCAGCGUUUCUCACUAUAUCAUCCAAAAGAGAGAAACCAGUCGUCUUGCAUGGACUCUGGUUUCUGGUGAGUGUGGAGCAACUAUGUUCAAAGUAACAAAGCUCCUCCAAGGAAAUGAAUACAUUUUCCGUAUCAUGGCUGUUAACAAGUAUGGUGAUGGAGAACCUCUGGAAUCUACACCAGUAAUUAUGAGAAAUCCAUUUGUCGCUCCUGACGCACCAAAAGAUAUAGAAAUCGUCAACAUCUCAAGAGAAUCCAUGACUGUGUGCUGGAGCCGAUCAGAGAAUAAUGGUGGCAGUGAGAUUGCCGGGUACAUUGUGGAGAAGAGAGACAGAGCUGGAGUUAGAUGGACAAAAUGUAACAAACGCAGAGUAACAGAUCUACGUUUUAGAGUGACAGGACUCACAGAAGAUCAUGAGUAUGAGUUCAGGGUCUCAGCAGAAAAUGCAGCUGGCCCUGGACAACCAAGCCCAGAAACUAUUUACUUCAAGGCAUGUGACCCCACAUUUAAUCCUGGCCCACCCACAAAUGUUCACGUUCUGGAUACGACCAAAAAUUCAGUCUCACUGGCAUGGGGAAGACCAAUCUAUGAUGGUGGCUGUGAUAUUCAGGGAUAUGCUGUGGAGAUCUGCAAAGUAGAUGAGGAGGAUUGGACUGUUUGCACACCAGCAACUGGACUGAUUGCCACUAAAUUUACUAUCACUAAGCUCAUAGAGUACCAGGAAUAUAUGGUUCAGGUAUGUGCUAUUAACAAAGAAGGAGUUGGUGAACCACUUGCCCUACCUGGAACAGUCAAACCUGUAGAUAACAUGUUUGCUCCAGAGAUUGAGCUUGAUGGAGAUCUGAGAAAGGGUAUUGUUGUUCGUGCUGGUGGAUCUAUGAAAAUCAGGAUACCCUUCAAAGGACGUCCUGCUCCAGAAAUUAACUGGACCAAAGAUGAUGGAGACAUUCCUGAGAGGGCGCAAGUUGAAAAAGCCCUUGAUUACACUGUGGUAUCAGUUGACAUCUGUGACAGAUAUGAUGCCGGAAAAUAUGCCCUGAAUUUGGAAAAUAACAAUGGAUCCAAGUCCGCAUUUGUUAACGUUAAAGUGCUGGACACUCCAGGACCACCACUGAAUCUUACUGUGAAAGACAUAACAAGGAGUUAUGUCACUCUGAGUUGGGAGCCCCCAGCUAUUGAUGGUGGUGCCAAAAUCAAGAACUAUGUUGUGGACAAGCGUGACUCAACCAGACAGGGCUAUACCAAUAUCAACCCCAAGUGCACUAAGACAACUAUCCGUAUUGGAGAUCUUGUUGAGGGUGGCAUUUAUUACUUUAGAGUCAUGGCUGAGAAUGAAUUUGGAGUUGGCUUACCUGCUGAAACAGAAGAUGCAGUCAAGACAUCAGAGGUCCCUCUGUCUGUGGGUAAGGUCACCCUAACUGAUGUCACAAAAACUACAGCCUCGCUGUCAUGGGAGAAACCAGACUUUGAUGGUGGCAGUAGGAUUCUAGGAUACUACAUUGAAAUGCAGCCUAAAGAAUCAGAGGAAUGGAUUGUGGCAACAACAACUAAGACUUGUGAGGGAACCGUCGCUGGGCUUAGUACAGGUCAGGAAUAUCUCCUCAGAGUUUCAGCCUUUAAUGAAAAAGGAAGAAGUGAUCCAAGAACAUUACUUAACCCUGUAGUAGUUAAAGAUGUCACCAUGAAACCCCAUCUCAAGAUGACUGUUAACACAUUCAGUGUUCAGGCGGGUAACGAUUUGAAAGUAGAGAUACCAGUAUUUGGCCGUCCAGCACCAAAGAUCAUAUGGGCUAAAGGUGGACAAGCUCUCAAAGAAACAACCAGAUUGAAUGUCUCUACCACAGCAACAACAACUGUUCUUCAUCUCAAAGAUGCUAAUAGAGAGGACUCUGGUAAAUACACCAUCACAGCUGCUAACACUGCAGGAACAGUUACAGAGGAAAUUGGAAUAAUAAUUCUGGACAAGCCUGGCCCCCCAGUUGGACCUGUCAAAAUUGAGGAGGUCAGUGCUGAUUAUGUCAACCUCUCUUGGGAGCCACCUGUGUAUACUGGUGGUUGUCAAAUCAAUAACUACAUUGUGCAAAAACGUGACACAACCACCGUCAACUGGCAGAUUGUGUCUGCAACUAUUGCACGUACAACAAUCAAAGUAACUAAGCUGAAAACUGGCACAGAGUAUCAGUUUAGAAUUUCAGCUGAAAACAGAUAUGGAAAGAGUCCAGCAAUUGAUUCAACCGCUGUUGUUGUACAAUAUCCCUUCACUGAGCCAUUAGCCACUGGCACUCCUGAAAUCACAUCAGUGACUAAGGAUUACAUGGUCGUUGAAUGGAAGCCCCCUGCUAACAACGGAGGCAGCCCAAUUCUUGGCUACCAUGUAGAACGUAAAGAGAAAAACAGUAUCCUGUGGACUAAGCUGAACAAACUUUUGAUCCCUGACACUAGACUGAGAACAAACGGUCUUGAAGAGGGUAUUGAGUAUGAAUACAGAGUCUAUGCUGAAAAUAUUGCUGGACUUAGUCCUGUAAGCAAAGUGUCUGCGACCACAGUUGCUCGUGACCAAUGUGAUGCACCCGGUACCCCUGAAGCUAUUGAUAUCACAAGAAACCAUGUGACACUUACCUGGACAAAGCCACAAUAUAAUGGUGGUAGUGCAAUUACAGGAUAUAUUGUUGAGAGAAAGAAGCAUCCUGAUACUCUCUGGAUGAAGGCAAGUUUCGCUAAUAUCAUUGACACUCAGUUUACAAACACAGGUCUCACAGAAGAAAGAAUAUAUGAAUUUAGAAUAAUUGCAAGAAACGCAGCUGGUAUUUUCAGUAAACCCUCUGGAAGCACUGGACCAAUCACAGCUAAAGAUGAAAUUGAAGCACCAACCAUUUCAAUGGAUACAACUACAAUUACUGUCCAUGCUGAUGAAAAUUUUGCAAUUGAGGCUGACAUUGCUGGAAAACCAGUUCCUGAAGUUAUGUGGACACGGGAUGGUAAAGAAGUCGAUAAUGCUACACCAAGAGUGGAGAUAAAUACUACUCUGCAACGCAGUAUUCUCACAGUUAAGGACUGCAUUAGGGUAGAUGGGGGACAUUUUGUGCUGAAUCUUACUAAUGUUGGAGGCACAAAAGCGGUUCCAAUAACUGUUAAAGUCCUUGAUAGACCUGGACCAGCUGAGGGCCCUUUGAGAGUUACUGGUGUCACAGCAGAGAAAUGCUAUCUCCACUGGGACCAUCCACCACAUGAUGGUGGUGCAAGCAUAUCCCAUUAUAUUAUUGAGAAGAGGGAGACCAGUCGUCUCUCUUGGACUGUUGUGGAACCCAAAAUCCAAGCCAUUAGUUACAAAGUGACCAAGCUCCUGCCAGGAAAUGAGUACAUCUUUAGAGUUAUGGCAGUGAAUAAAUAUGGAGUUGGUGAGCCUCUGGAGUCUGAGCCUGUGAUUGCACGCAAUCCAUUCAAGCCACCUGGUCCACCAUCAACACCUGAGGCAGGUGCCAUAACAAGGGAUUCAAUUGUUCUGACAUGGGAACGCCCUGAGGAUGAUGGAGGUUCAAUGAUCGACGGUUACGUCCUGGAAAAACGUGACAAGGAAGGCAUCCGCUGGACAAAGUGCAACCGCAAAAGACUUACUGAUUUGCGUUUCAGGGCUGCCGGAUUAAACGAGGGACAUUCCUAUGAAUUCAGAGUAUCUGCUGAGAAUGCAGGUGGUGUUGGAACACCAAGUAAGUCAUCAGAAUUAUACAAAGCUUGUGAUGCAACAUACCCCCCUGGUCCUCCAAAUAAUCCCAAAGUGACUGACCACUCAAGUGCUACUGUUUCCCUUGCAUGGAGCAGACCUAUUUAUGAUGGUGGUGCAUCAGUCUCUGGGUACAUGGUUGAAGUGAAAGAAGCCUCAGAAGAUGAAUGGACCAUUGCCACCCCACAUUGCGGUGUGCAAGUAGCCCAUUACACGGUAAAGAAACUGAGGGAGAAUGCAGAGUACAAUUUCCGUAUCUCUGCUAUAAAUAUUGAAGGAGUUGGUGAGGCUAUUGAUCUUCCAGGUACUGUGACUGCUGCAGAAAAACUUGAGAUCCCUGAGAUUGAACUCGGCGCAGACCUUAGAAAGAUGGUCACUGUCCGUGCAAGUGCAUCAUUGAGGCUUUUUGUCACCAUCAGAGGAAAACCUGAACCUGAGGUCAAGUGGAGCAAGGCUGAUGGUACUUUGACAGAGCGUGCACAAAUUGAAGUUACCAGCUCCUACACAAUGCUUGUCAUUGACAGUGUUGACAGAUUUGAUACUGGUAAAUAUGUUUUGACUCUCGAAAAUAACAGUGGCAAAAAAUCAGCCUUUAUCAAUGUGAAAGUAUUGGAUUCACCAAGUGCACCUGAAAACUUUGAAAUCAAGGAUAUCAAAACAAAUUCCGUGCAACUAUCCUGGGAACCACCUCUCAUUGAUGGCGGAUCUAAAAUAACCCAUUACAUGGUGGAGAAGAAGGAGUCUCAAAGACUGUCAUUUACAUCUGUAACAAACAAUUGUGUGAGGAAUUCUAUCCUCGUUCCUGAUCUCCAAGAGGGAGGUGUUUACCACUUCCGUGUGUUGGCUGUCAAUGAGCUCGGUGUUGGUUUGCCAGCAGCAACUAUUGAGCCCAUCAAAGUCUCCCAAGCACCUUUACCUCCAGGAAAAGUCACACUUGUUGAUGUAACACGUCACACUGUAAUGCUUGCAUGGGAUAAACCAGACCAUGAUGGAGGCAGUAAAAUUACAGGCUACACUGUGGAAAUGCUUGCCAAAGGAGCUGAUAAAUGGACUGUGUGUGCCACAGUAAAAGCACUGGAGGUAACCAUUGAAGGACUCACUUCAGGAGAGGAGUAUUCAUUCAGAGUCACAGCUUUGAAUGACAAAGGCAAAAGUGAUCCUAAACCACUCGGUGAACCCGUGAUUGCAAAAGACAUUACUACCGAGCCUACCAUAAACCUGCUUUUCAGCACUUACAGUGUGAAGGCCGGCGAUGACCUCAAAAUUGAUAUUCCAUUCAGGGGCAGACCUCAACCAGAAGUCUCAUGGAAAAAGGAUGGUCACUCACUCAAGCAGACGACUAGAGUGAAUGUUUUAUCAUCUGCUACCUCAUCCAAAAUUACAAUCAAAGAUUCCACAAGGGAGGAUAAGGGCAAAUAUGAAAUCACAUUGACAAACUCAAUUGGUACUAAAUCAGCCAAAAUAACAGUAGUUAUCCUGGAUAAACCAGGUCCACCUGGUCCCAUACAAGUCGAUGAAAUCAGUGCUGACAGUCUAGUAUUGUCAUGGGACCCACCAAUGUAUGAUGGAGGUUGCCAGAUCAACAAUUAUGUUGUUGAGAAGAGAGAUACCACCUCUACAAACUGGCAAAUCGUAUCAGCCACAGUUGCCAGAACAUCAAUUAAGGUUGCUCGUUUGACACAAGGAAAUGAGUAUCAGUUCCGUGUUGCUGCAGAAAACCGGUAUGGCAAGAGUCAUGCAGUGGAUUCAGCUCCUAUUGUUGCACAAUACUCCUUUACACCUCCUGGUCCUCCAACCAACCUCGAAGUUGCUCAUGCCACCAAGUCAGGCAUGCUGGUCAAAUGGGAUACACCUGCAAGUGAUGGUGGUAGUGCAAUAAUUGGAUAUCAUUUGGAAGGAAAAGAACACAACAGUAUUCUGUGGACAAAACUGAACAGAGGUCUUAUCACUGAAACUGAGUUCAAGGUAACUGGCAUUGAAGAGGCCUUGACAUACCAGUACCGUGUCUAUGCUCAGAAUUUUGCUGGCAUUGGACCUUGCACCAAAGCUUGUGAACCCGUUGCUGCUAGAGACCCAUGUGAUCCACCAGGUCAGCCUGAGGUCAUCAACAUCACAAGAACAUCUGUUUCCCUGACAUGGACCCCACCUGAGUACAAUGGUGGAGCUAUGUUGACCGGUUACAUUGUUGAGCGCAGGGAAUUACCUGAUGGUCGCUGGCUCAAGUGCAAUUUCGCAAACCUCCAGGAAGUAUUCUUUGAUGUAACAGGCCUUACAGAGGAUGUAAGCUAUGACUUCCAUGUUAUUGCCAAGAAUGCUGCCGGACUGCUCAGUCAACCAUCAAAGGCCACGGGAUCUAUCACUGUUAGAGAUGAUGUUGAUGCACCAUGCAUCGAAAUGGAGGACAAAUACAGACAGCUGGUGGUUGUGAAAGCUGGGGAUCUUCUAAGAAUUGAUGCCAGUUUCACUGGACGUCCCAUCCCAGUGAUAUCAUGGGCAAAGGAUGGUAAGGAAAUUGAAGCUAAGGCUAGAUGUGAGAUUUCUGCAACACAUAAUCUGACAACAUUAAUUGUCAGAGACAGCAUCAGAAGGGACUCUGGUCAAUAUGUCCUAACUCUACAAAAUGUUGCUGGCGCUAGAUCAAUAGCAGUAAAUUGUAAGGUACUUGACCGCCCAGGGCCAUCUGCAGGACCGCUGGCAGUCAAUGGCAUGAGAGCAGAUAAAUGCACACUGUCAUGGGGACAUCCUCAAGAAAAUGGUGGUGCAGAAAUCCAGUAUUUCAUUGUGGAGAAACGCGAAACAAGUCGCCUGGCCUGGACAUUGGUUUAUGCUGACAUGAAAGCUACAACAUGCAAAGUUACUAAACUGCUUAAAGGAAAUGAGUACAUUUUCAGAGUGAGAGGAGUAAACAAGUAUGGAAUUGGUGAGGCUUUGGAAAGUGAUCCUGCCAAGGCACUCGAUCCAUUUACAGUGGCAGCCGCACCAACAAAUGUGGAAGUCACCAGUGUCACAAGUGGGGCCAUGACCAUUUGCUGGGAGAGGCCAGACGCUGAUGGAGGAAGCACCAUUGCUGGAUAUGUGAUUGAGAAACGUGAGAAGACCGGUCUGCGCUGGUGUCGUGUGAACAAAAAACCUGUGUAUGACUUGAGAGUCAAAGCAUCCAAUCUCCGUGAAGGAGCUGAAUAUGAGUACCGUGUCUUUGCUGAAAAUGCUGCAGGCUUAAGUCUCCCAAGUACACCUUGCCCCUUGACAAAGGCAGCAGAUCCAUUGUUCCUGCCAUCUCCACCAGCUAAACCCAGAAUUAUUGACUCAACCAAAACUACAAUGACUCUUGCCUGGAAUAAACCAUUGUUUGAUGGUGGAUCUCCAAUCACAGGGUACUCUGUAGAAUACCAGAAAUCAGAUGAUGAUGAUGAUGAAUGGAUUGUUGGUGUUCAAAACACAAAGAACACUGAGUUCACUGUUGUGGGACUUACAUUUGGAGUUGAAUAUAUCUUCACGGUCAGAUCCAUUAACAAGAUUGGCCUGAGUGAACAAAGCCAGCCAACAGAUAUUCAGGUGGCUAAAGAGAGAGAGGAUGAACCUGUUUUCCUGAUUGGUAAUGAAAUGAGGAAGACCCUGGUUGUGAGAGAUGGUGGAUCCUUUACUAUGAGAGUACCCUUCAAAGGCAAACCUGUCCCACAUGUGAUGUGGAACAAGGCUGAUGUUGACCUUAGAGUAAGGGCAACCAUUGAUACCACAGACACUUGCACAGCUAUAACAGUUGAACAAGCAACAAGAAAUGACUCAGGAAAAUAUGUUGUGACACUACAAAAUGUAGCUGGAUCUGCAAUACUGAACUUGAACGUCAAAGUUCUUGACUCCCCUGGUCCACCAAAACAUAUUGAAAUCAAGGAUGUCACCCGAACCUCUGCAACAAUCACAUGGGACACGCCUGACAAUGAAGGUGGAGGUCCUGUGAAGAACUAUCUUGUUGAUAUCAGAGAAGCCAGCAAAAAGGGAUGGACUAGGCUUACAGACAGUUGCCCACGGAUGACAUACAAGGUGUCUGAACUGAUAGAGGGAGGUGUAUACUAUUUCAGAAUCACUGGUGAAAAUGAGUAUGGUGCUGGGGUUCCAUCUGAGACCAAGGAAGGAACUAAGAUGUCUGAAAAACCAAGCCCACCAGAAAAACUAGGAGUGACUGAAGUCACUAAGGACAGUGUUGCUCUUGCAUGGAGCAAAUCGGAACAUGACGGAGGAAGCCGAAUCACUGGAUAUCAUGUAGAAACACUUGAAAAAGGACAGGAGAAGUGGGUGAAGUGUGUUGUUACCAAAGCCGCCUGCUUUGUUGUCAGCGGUCUAAGAGAAAAUGUAGAAUACUUCUUCAGAGUCCGUGCUGAAAACCAUGCUGGCCUGAGUGAGGCCAAGGAUAUGCUCCUGCCUGUCCUUGUGAAAGAUCAGCAUGAAUCCCCGGAGAUCAACAUGAACAAUGUCCCUCACAAUACUGUUUAUGUUAAAGCUAGAUCAAACAUUAAGUUGGAGAUCCCACUAACUGGUAAACCAAUGCCAAAGGUGACUCUCACCAAAGAUGAUGUUGAGCUAAAAUCAACUUUGAGAUUCAACUCUGAAGUGACUCCAGAUACCCUCAUCAUCACACUACGGGAGAGCAUUGCUGUUGAUGCAGGAAGAUAUAACAUCACUGCCUCAAAUUCAAGUGGAACCACAAAGUCCUUUGUCAAUAUUGUGGUCCUUGAUAGGCCAAGUGUUCCACUUGGACCAGUUGAGUUGUAUGACACCACAGAAGACAGCGUUAGCCUGAAAUGGCUUCCACCUGCAUAUGAGGGUGGCAGCCCAAUCACCAACUACAUCGUUCAGAAACGUGAAACAACCAAUGCCAACUGGGUUGAUGUGUCAUCAGCAUGUGCAAGAUCCACAAUUAAGAUUAUGAAACUGACCACUGGAGUUGAGUAUCAGUUCAGAAUGCGUGCUGAGAAUCGACUUGGCAUCAGUGAACACCUUGACUCUCCAACUGUCACCGUAAAUCUCCCUUACACUCUUCCUGGAGCACCACUGCCACCAUUUGUGUCACAUGUCACAAGAGAGACCAUCACCGUUGACUGGAAAGAGCCCUCAUCUGAUGGUGGAAGCAAUGUAUUUGGAUACCACCUCCAGAUGAAAGACAAAAACAGCAUUCUUUGGCAGAAGGUUAACAAGUCUGUCAUCCGUGCCACUCACUUCAAAGUGAUCGAUAUUAAUCCUGGCCUGAUCUAUGAGUUCAAGGUUGCUGCUGAAAAUGCAGCUGGCAUUGGUGAAGUGAGCAAAAUAUCAGAUGCUGUCCUGGCAAUUGAUGCCUGUGAGCCACCAACUGAUGUUCGUGUCACUGACAUUACAAAGAACUCAAUAACCCUGGGCUGGCAGAAGCCUUCCUAUGAUGGUGGUAGCAAAAUCACUGGGUACAUCAUUGAGAAGAGAGAUGGACCAAACAGUAGAUGGUCUAAAGCCAACUUGGCAAAUGUGUCUAGUCGCAGGUUCACUGUGCAAGGCCUUACUCAGGAUGAGUCCUAUGAAUUCAGAGUCAUGGCUAAGAAUGCAGUUGGUUCAAUCAGCAAUCCUUCAAGUGUUAUUGGACCAGUUACAUGUGUUGACACAUUCGGUGCUCCAGAGAUCAUGAUUCCCUCAGAAUAUAUGGAGACUGUGAAACAUAAGGCAGGGGCCACAGUUGAGCUUAAGGUUGGACUCAUUGCAAAGCCUCAGCCAACAAUUGAAUGGUUCAAAGAUGGCAAAGAGCUGGAGUCUAGUGCCCAGAUCAUUAUCAAACACACCUUUGAGUCUACAAGUGUCAUAAUGAGGGAUGUCACUCGUCUCAACUCUGGAACAUAUGACGUCAAAAUAAAAAAUUCUUUGGGAUCUGCAUGGGGUUCCAUCAGAGUGCAAAUUCAAGACAAACCUGGACCUCCAGUCGGAACUAUUCAGUUCAAGAAAAUCACUGCUAGCAUGAUGACCAUAAUGUGGGAUCCUCCAGAAGAUGAAGGUGGCGCAAUGGUCACCCACUACAUCGUAGAGAAACGGGAGUCAAGCAGGAUUAUGUGGUCGAUUAUAUCUGAGACACUGGUGGACUGCAUUGUAUCUGUACAGAGACUGAUUAAAGGCAAUGAGUAUAUAUUCCGUGUCAGAGGUGUAAACAAAUUCGGAAUUGGAGAUGCUUUGGAAUCUGAUCCUGCUAUUGCACGUAACUCAUUCGUUCCUCCAAGCCAACCAUCCAAACCUCAGGUCACUAUGAUUACUAAAUCAACAAUGACUGUGGUAUGGGAAAGACCAACUCUUGAUGGUGGAAGUGACAUUGACGGAUAUUACCUGGAGAAACGGGAGAUAAAGAGUCUGCAGUGGUUUAAGGUCAUCAAAGAUCAGAUUCGAGAUACCAGACAAAAGGUCAGCAACCUCACAGAUGGAAACGAAUACCAGUACCGCGUCUGUGCAAUCAACAAAGCCGGAGCUGGUGCCUACUCUGAAGUAUCCCCAUUCUACAAAGCUUAUGAUCCAAUUCACCCACCAAGUGAGCCAACCAAGCUUAAGAUCGUUGACUCCACUAAGACUUCUAUAACACUGGGAUGGGUAAAGCCUGUGUAUGAUGGUGGCAGUGAAAUCACCAGCUAUGUUGUUGAACAAAUGGACACUGAAGAAAGGGAAUGGAAUGUGAUUAGCUCCAAGGGUGAAGUGAGGACAACAGAAUUUGUUGCAUCUCACCUGAAACCUGGAAUCUGGUACUUCUUCCGUGUCUCUGCUGCUAACUGUGUUGGAGCUGGACGUUCAAUUGCGAUUGUUCAACCAGUCCAGGCAAAGGAUAUCCUUGAGGAAGCUGAUGUUAACCUUGAUAUCUCUAUGUCAACUCAGUAUACUGCAAAGGCAGGCAGGGAUGUGGAAAUAAUGAUUCCUCUCAAGGGCAGACCUGCACCAAAUGUCACCUGGAGGAGAGGAGAUAAGAACAUUGCUGCUGAUACAAGAUACACUAUUAAAAACACCGAAUAUUCAACAACUCUGAUUAUAUCCAAAGUAACCCGAGAUGAUUGUGGAAAAUAUCUUCUUGAAAUUGAAAAUGGUGUUGGUGAGCCCAAGACGAUAAUUGUCUCAGUUAAAGUACUAGACUCUCCAUCAGCUUGCCAUUCGCUGAUUGUUAAGAAUGUCAGUCGAGGCAAGCUCACACUGAGCUGGGAGCCUCCUCACAUAGAUGGUGGCUCUCCAAUUACCAAUUACAUUGUGGAGAAGAAAGAUGCCUUGAUGAAGGCAUUCACCGUUAUCACCACAGUGUGUCCCAACUCCACAUACAAGGUUGAUGGUCUCGCUGAGGACAUAGCCUACUUCUUCCGUGUUUCUGCAGAGAAUGAGAAUGGAAUCGGAGAUACAUGUGAAACUGCAGAGCCAGUUAGAGCCACCGAGACACCUGGUCCUAUCAAAAACCUGGUAAUGACGGAUUCUACUAGCACAUCUGUAACUCUGGCAUGGAUCAAGCCUGAUCAUGAUGGCGGCAGUCAUAUCGGAGAGUACAUAAUUGAGAAGAAAGCCAAAGAUGAAACAACUUGGUCGCUUGCUGCAACAUGCAGACGUUGCAAGUGUGAGGUUAAAAAUCUGAAAGCGUUUUCAGUGUUGGACUUCAAAGUAUUUGCAAAGAAUGAGAAGGGUCGUAGUGACUUCUCACAAAUCGGCCCCAUUACUGUGAAGGAGUGUGUUAUUUCACCUGAGGCAAACCUCAUAGACUAUGCAGGAGGUGAACUAUUUGUUCGUAUUGGACAAAACAUUGUCAUCGAUUUGCCAUUCAAGGGUAAACCAAAACCAGUAAUUUCAUGGAUGAAAGAAGACCAUCCCCUCAGAGAAAGUGAACAAGUUCGCUUCAGGGAAUCAGAAAACAAAGCUACCCUGACAGUGAGGAAUGCAAGAAAGGAAAAUGCCGGAAAAUACACACUUGUUCUGGACAACAAACAAGUCAAGAACUACUUUGACAUCAAAGUAUCUACUCUUGGAUCACCUUCUGCACCAGUUGGACCGAUACAAUUUGAUGAAAUCAAAGCACAGAGUAUAAUCAUUUCUUGGAAUGAGCCAAAGGAAAACGGAGGAGGAGAAGUUACAUGCUACAUUGUUGAGAAACGUGAAACAUCCCAGGCAGAAUGGAAGAUAGUUUGCGCCAGUGUGGUGAGGACCUCGUUUAAGAUUCCAAACUUGGUUAAAGAAACACAUUACCAGUUCAGAGUGCGUGCAGAAAACAAGUAUGGUGUGAGCGAGGCACUGAAUUCUGAGGAAGUGGUUGCCCAGCACCAGUACAAACCACCAGGUGCACCAGCCAAACCAGUUGUUCUCAAUGUGACAAGUGAUGGUAUGACCAUACAGUGGGAUGCACCAAGCUUCGAUGGAGGCUCUCCAAUCACUGGCUACCAUCUUGAAAAGAAGGACAGAAAUAGCCUUUUGUGGAUGAAGGUUAACUCCUCAGUUAUUUCAUCAAGAGAAUACAGAGCCAUUGGUCUAAUUGAGGGUCUGGAAUACUCCUUCAGAGUUUAUGCUGAGAACAAUGCAGGCCUCAGUCCUGUCAGUGAUCAAAGCAAACACAGACUGGCCAUCUCCCCUGUUGAUCCACCUGGCACCCCCAACUGCAUUGAUGUCACAAGAGACUCUGUCACAAUUCGAUGGGAACCACCCCAGCGCGAUGGUGGCAGUAGGAUUGUCGCAUACAGUGUUGAGAGGCGCCAAGGAAGAAACAAGUGGCUCAGGUGUAACUUCAUUGACAUCUGUGAAUGCCAGUUCACCGUCACAGCGCUUUCAGCUGGUGAUCGCUUUGAAUUCAGAGUGAUUGCAAGAAAUGCUGUUGGCACUGUCAGUCCGCCCUCGCAGUCUUCUGGCUACAUCAUGACAAGGGAUGAAAGUGUUAUACCUGAAAUUGUCUUCAGCACAGAGAAGAGCCUAACUAUCAAAGCAGGAGAAAACAUCAAGAUUCAGUGCAGCAUCAGUGGAAGGCCCUUGCCUCAGGUUGCAUGGUACAAAGAUGGAAAGGAGCUUGACAAGAUGCUGGUUGAAAUUAUAACUAAUGUUGGAUCAAGCAGCCUCUUUCUCAGAGAUGCUGACCGCAAUGAUCGUGGUGUUUACACUGUUGAGGCUAAGAAUAGCUCUGGCACAAUGAAGGAGGAUGUUCUUGUUAGAGUACAAGACACCCCUGGAUCUCCUGAAGGACCUCUAAGAUUCACCAAUAUUGGGGCUGAGAAAGCUACACUCUGGUGGAGCCCACCAGACAAUGAUGGCUGUGCAGGUAUCACACACUACGUGGUUGAGAAGAGAGAAACUUCAAGGAUCUCUUGGGCUCUCGUCGCAUCCAAAGUUGAAGCUUGCUCAUUCAACGCCACAAAGUUGAUCAAGGGCAAUGAAUAUCAGUUCCGUGUCUCUGCUGUCAACAAAUUUGGUGUCGGCAAAACUCUUGAAUCUGAUGCCAUCGUUGCAAAGAUGCAAUUCACUGUUCCUGAAGCACCUGGAACACCUGACUGUACGCAUGUCACAGGAAACAGCAUCACACUGGUCUGGACCAGACCCCGAUCAGAUGGAGGAAAUGAGAUCAAGCACUAUGUUCUCGAGAGACGUGAAAAGAAGAGCUUACAGUGGGUUAAGGUGUCAGCCAAGAGAUCAAUCACAGAGGUCAGGCACAGAGUCAUCAACCUGACGGAAGGAAAUGAAUACGAAUUCCGUGUGAUGGCUGAAAAUACUGCUGGCGUUGGACCACCAAGCAGCACCUCAAGACUGUUCAAGUGCAGAGAACCAACAAGUUCACCAAGCGCACCAUCUGUGGUCAAGGUGGCAGACUCCACAAAGUCAUCUGUAACUUUGGAAUGGAUGAAGCCUGUCUUUGAUGGUGGAUUGGACGUCAUUGGUUAUGUCAUUGAGAUGUGCAAGGCAAGUCUUGGGGAGUGGCACAGGGUGAAUAACGAAACUUGUAUCAACACUAAAUACACAGCAAAGGACUUGGAACCAGGCGAGGAGUACAACUUCCGUGUGUCUGCUCUGAACGGAGCAGGAAAGGGAGAACCUGGUGAGAUACCCAAUCCUGUAAGAGCUGUUGACAGACUCACAUCACCAGAGAUGGACAUCGGUGCAGACUUUAAGCAGACACACAUUGUGAGAAACGGAGGCACAGUUUCACUUCAUGUUGCCUUCCGUGGAAAACCUGCACCACUUGCUACCUGGACAAAGGUUGAUGGUGAAAUUGGUUUGAUGGUUGACAUCAAUACAACUGACUGUUUCAGCACUCUGACCAUGGAGAACUGCACUAGGUAUGAUGCCGGAAAAUACACACUGUCUUUGGAGAACAACAGUGGCCGCAAAAAUGUUACAUUCACUGUUAAGAUAUUGGACAGUCCUGGACCACCUGGACCUGUCUCAUUCAAGGAUGUGACAAGAGGAGCCCUCACUCUCAUGUGGGACGCUCCAAGCAAUGAUGGAGGCUCUCGCAUCACUCAUUACGUUGUAGAUAAGCGUGAAGCCAGUCGCCUGAGCUGGCAGGAAUGCAGCCCCAAGUGCAAUCGCCAGAUCCUUAAAGUGAACAACCUUGGAGUGGGUGUGGCAUACGUUUUCAGAAUUAUUGCCCACAACCAGUAUGGUGCCGGUGAACCUUACGAAAUGACAGAACCAAUUAUUGCCACUGAAGAGCCUGCUGCACCAAAGAGGCUUGAUGUCAUUGACACCACCAGCACAACUGCCUACUUGGCCUGGCUAAAACCUGAGCAUGAUGGUGGAAGCCGCAUCACAGGCUACAUCGUUGAGAUGAGAGUCAAGGGCACAGUCAACUGGCUGGUUGCUGGUCAAACUAAAUCUCUGAAAAUGGUGGUUGAAGGCUUGAUAGAGAACACUGAAUAUCAGUUCCGUGUCAAAGCCCAGAAUGAUUCUGGCAUCAGUUACCCAAAAGAUGCUCUAACCUCUGUUGUUAUUAAAGAGCCUCGUAUCGAGCCCACUGCAGAUCUCAGUGGCAUCACCAAACAGCUCAUCUCUUGCAAGGCUGGAGAUGCAUUCACUAUUGAUAUUCCAAUCAGUGGUAGACCAUCUCCUAAAGUAACAUGGAAACUUGAAGAGAUGAAGCUCAAAGAAACAGACAGAGUCUCAAUCAGAACUUCCCAGGAGAGGACCACCCUGGUGGUAAGAGACAGCAGGAGAGGAGACAGUGGCAAGUAUUAUCUCAUCCUGGACAAUGCUGCUGGAACCAAGACCUUCACCGUCAAUGUCAUUGUAACUGGCAGACCAACUCCAAUUACAGGCCCUAUUGAAAUUUCAGCUGUCACAUCUGAGUCUUGUGUGUUGACAUGGGCAGAACCUACCGAUGAUGGUGGAACAGACAUCACAAAUUACAUUGUUGAGAAACGUGAGUCUGGCAAUACCUCUUGGCAGGUGGUGAACUCCAGUGUUAAGCGCACCACAAUCAAAGUCUCUCACCUGACUAAGUACAUGGAGUACACCUUCCGUGUCUGUGCUGAGAACAAACUUGGUGUAAGCAAGUCCGUUGAGUCUACACCCAUGAUUGCUGAGCAUCCAUUUGUUCCACCAAGUCCACCUGGUAGACCAGAUGUGGUGUCAGUGUCUGCCGCUGCCAUUUGCAUUAAGUGGGAUUUGGCCUACAAUGAUGGUGGAAGUGCAGUCACUGGAUACUGGAUUGAGAAGAAAGAGAGAAACACCAUCUUGUGGGUGAGGGAGAACAAGCUUCCUUGCCUUGAUUGCCAAUACAAGAUCUCCACUCUCAUUGAAGGCCUUGAGUACCAGUUCAGAGUGUAUGCAAUGAACAUUGCUGGUCUCAGCAAAGCCAGUGAGGCAUCGAGACCAGUGCUGGCUUUGAAUCCAGUUGAUCCUCCUGGUAAACCAGAGGUUUAUGAUGUCACAAGAUCCUCAGUUUCCAUCCAGUGGACCAUUCCAUUCAAUGACGGUGGUAGCAAAAUUGUGGGAUACGUUGUUGAGCGCAAGAUAUUCUCUGAAGAUGAAUACAGCGAUGAACGCUGGUUGAAGUGCAACUACACCACUAUCACAGAAACCUGCUUUACCAUCUCAUCACUCAGUGAGGGAGAGGUGUAUGAGUUCCGUGUGCUUGCCAGAAAUGGUGCUGGUGUCCAUAGUAUGCCAUCUGAAACAACAGGACCGGUCACAUGCAAGGAUGAAUACACACCACCCAAGGCUGAGCUUGACAGCAAACUCAUUGGAGAGCAUGUCACUGUUCGGGCUGGAUCUGAUCUUGUACUUGAUGCAGCUGUUGGUGGCAAACCUGAACCCAAGGUAUUCUGGGCUAAGGGCGAAAAGGAACUGGAGCUUGGUGAAAAAUAUUCUUUGACAUACACCACCACCAGAGCCAUGGCCAUCAUAAAGAGCUGUGACAGAAACGACACAGGAAAAUAUGUGCUUACAGUGAAGAAUGCCAGUGGUAUCAAGACAAGUGCAGUUCAUGUCAAAGUACUUGAUACUCCUGGAGCACCUGACGGCUCCGUCACAAUCAGCAGGGUGACUGAAGAGAAGUGUUCCGUUGCUUGGAAGAUACCUCUGGAGGAUGGUGGUGACUCAGUGACCCACUACAUUGUUGAGAGGCGUGAAACUAGCAGACUAAACUGGGUAAUAAUGGAGACAGAGUGUAAGACUCUGGCGUGCGUCAGCAGUAAACUGAUCAAGAAUAAUGAGUACGUCUUCAGAGUCAGAGGUGUCAACAAGUAUGGACCUGGUGUGCCGCUGGAGUCUGAGCCUGUCAUUGCAAGAAACGCUUACACCAUUCCAUCACCACCUGGAUCACCAGAGAUUACUGCUGUUGGAAAGGAGCAUGUCAUCUUUGAAUGGAUGAAGCCAGAGAGUGAUGGUGGUAGUGAGAUCAAGAAUUACAUUGUGGAAAAGAGAGAGAAGAGCAGUGUCAGAUGGACAAGAGUAAACAGAACAUUCACCAUCUAUGACACAAGACUCAAGAUUAGUGGUCUGCUGGAAGGCAGUGAAUACCAAUUCCGUGUAACUGCUGAGAACGCUGCUGGACCCGGUUUGGCUAGUGACGCAUCUCCAUACAUCCUCUGCAAGGACCCAACAUAUACUCCUGCUCCUCCAUCCGUUCCACGCAUCACUGAUACUACCAAGCACAGUAUCAGCAUGAAAUGGACAAGGCCCAUGUAUGACGGUGGCUCUGAUGUCAUUGGUUACAUUAUUGAGAUCCUUGAGGAAGGAACAGAACAAUGGUACAGGGCUUCACUAAAGACCCUGAGCACAACAACAUUCAUUGCAGCUGGCCUAGCAAGUAACAAGAACUACUCAUUCAGAGUGGCAGCUUUAAAUGCAAUGGGUGUUGGAGAAUUCAGUGAAGGCAGUGUGCAAACGUCACCCUCAGAGAGAGUUGAAAUGCCUGACUUUGAGCUUCCUGAUGACCUCAAGAAGACUGUCUGCCUGAGAGCAGGAAGUACUCUGCGCCUGUUUGUAAAAAUACUUGGAAGACCAGCACCAGUGGUCACCUGGAGAAAACCUGGUGUGGAACUGACUAGUCGUGGAUAUAUUGAGACAACUGACCAUUUCACAAGCCUAACUGUUGAAAAAGUGCAUCGUUAUGAUGCUGGAAAAUACAUUGUUGAGGCUGAGAAUCCAUCUGGCAAGAAGACAUCUACCAUUAUUGUCAAAGUUUAUGAUACUCCUGGACCUCCUGGCGCCGUCAAAGUCAAGGACUACACUAAAGAAUCUGUGGUAAUCACAUGGGAUGUGCCAAGUAUUGAUGGUGGUGCACAUAUCAGCAAUUACAUCAUUGAGAAACGUGAAGCUUCCAUGAAAUCAUACAAAACUGUUACAACCGAGUGCAGGAAGACAUUGUACAGAAUCACAGGUCUUGAUGAAGGAACACAUUACUUCUUCAGGGUGCUGCCAGAGAAUAUUUAUGGUAUUGGAGAACCUCGCGAAAUCAGUGAAUCAGUUUUGCUCUGCGAAGUUCCAUCAAUUCCAGUUGAUCUUCAAGUUGUUGACAUUUACAAGUCAUCUGUCGCCCUUCGUUGGGAGAAGCCAUUCAAUGAUGGAGGCAGUAGAAUCACUGGUUUUGUCAUUGAAGCCUGCAAGCUGGGAACUGACCGCUGGGUGACAUGUGCUACUGUAAAAUCUUCAAUUCUGCACACCACUAUUGACUCUCUGACUGAGAAAGACCAGUAUAUCUUCAGAGUGAGAGCCAUGAACAGCAGGGGUACCAGUGAGCCAAGAGAACUCACAUCAUCUGUUACAAUUGAGGAACAGAAAGAUGUGCCCAGGAUUGAUCUCUCUGGCAUUCCCUCAAAGAUUGUCAAUGUGCAUGCUGGCAAAGCAAUUGUGCUCACCAUUCCUAUCAAAGGAAAACCUGCUCCAGUUUGUUCAUGGUUCUUCAUGGGUGUCCAGAUGAAGGCUAAUCUGGAACGUAUCAAGAUGGAAACAACCGCCACAUACACCAAACUCACUGUGCGUGAAACAACAAUUCAUGACACUGGAAAUUACACACUCAAGGUGAAGAAUGACUUAGGAAUGGCAACGGAGACCAUCAAAGUCAUUAUUCUUGACAAGCCUGGAAUACCCAUUGGUCCUCUCAGAAUGGAUGAGACUGAUGGUGUAUCAGUCACUGUCAGCUGGGAACCACCAGAGAAAGAUGGAGGUGCCAAUAUCAGUUGUUAUAUCGUUGAACAGCGUGAGGCUCACACCCCGGGAUGGUCAACAGUAUCCGAAUCAGUCACAAGAACCACGUUUAAAUUUACCAGAUUAACUGAGGAAAAAGAGUAUGUGUUCCGUGUUGCUGCAUCCAACCGAUUCGGCAUGGGAGGUUUCUUGCAAUCAGAAGUUGUUGAGUGCAAGAGUGCCAAGACCUUACCUGGACCACCAAGCACACCAGACAUAUUGGAUGUGUCUCAUGAUGGUAUGACUUUGACCUGGCAACCACCAGAAGAUAAUGGAGGUUCCACAAUUGCUGGCUACAUCAUUGAACGCAAGGAAACCAGAUCAGACAGAUGGUUGUGCAUCAAUAAGAACCCUAUAACAAUGACCAGAUACAGAUCUACUGGUCUGGUGGAAGGUCUUGAGUAUGAGUACAGAGUAUUUGCCAUCAACUCCAGAGGCAAUGGCAAACCCAGUAUAUGCUCUAAACCUAUUAUUGCAAUGGAUCCUAUUGAACCACCUGGACCACCAAUAAGUCCAAAGGUUACAGAUACCACCAGAACAUCUGUCUCCCUUGCUUGGCAAACUCCUGAGGAAGAGGGAGGUUCUGUGGUGUCUGGAUAUCUGGUUGAGAUGCAGAAGGUUGACCAGGUUGAAUGGACAAAGUGCAACACAACACCAACAAAGGUCUGCGAGUAUACUCUGACGCAUAUGCCACAAGGUGCUGAAUACAAAUUCCGUGUGAUGGCAUGCAAUGCUGGCGGAGCUGGAGAACCUGUUGAGGUUCCAGGAAUUGUCAAGGUCACAGAAAUGCUUGAAUAUCCUGAUUAUGAACUCGACAAGAAGUACCAAGAAGGAUACAUUGUCAGACAGGGUGGAGUCGUCAGUCUGUCUGUACCAAUUAAAGGCAAACCUCUCCCAAAUUGCAAGUGGACAAAAGAAGGCCGUGAUAUUUCUUACAGGGCAAUGAUUGCCACUGGUGAAGAGCGCACUGAGCUUGUUAUUAAGGAUGCCCACAGAGAUGACACCGGCACUUAUGACCUUGUGCUAGAGAACAAAUGUGGCAAAAAGACCGUUUACAUCAAUGUUAAAGUCAUCGGACGUCCAGACACACCUGAAGGUCCUCUUGAAUUCGAUGAUAUCCAGGCUCGUUCUGUGAGAGUGAGCUGGAGACCUCCUUCCAAUGAUGGUGGCUCCGAUAUUCUCGGCUACAUUGUGGAGAGACGUGAAGUUCCAAAAGCAGCUUGGUGUACUGUGGACUCAAGGGUGAUCGACACAUCCCUUGUGGUUAAAGGACUCAAGGAAAAUGUUGAGUAUCACUUUAGAGUGUAUGCUGAAAAUCAGUUUGGUGUCAGCAGAUCCCUGAAAUCAGAUGAGACUGUCACACCCAAAACACCCCUCAGUCCACCAGAGCCUCCCCUCAAUCCUCCAGAGAUCAUGGAUGCCACAAAGACUACUAUUUGUAUCUCUUGGGCGAAGCCCAAAGACGAUGGUGGCUCUCGUGUCACAGGAUACUAUGUUGAGAGAAGGGAGGUGUCUACAGAGAAGUGGGUGCGUCACAACAAGACUCACAUCACCACGACAAUGUACACCCUCACCGGACUUAUCCCUGAUGCAGAGUAUGUGUUCCGUGUGGUUGCCCAAAGUGAUAUUGGUCAGAGUGAACCUGGAGCUGUUUCUGAAUCAGUAGUGUGCAAAGAUCCAUUCGACAAACCAAGCCAGCCAGGGGAAAUCGACAUUGUCUCCAUUACAAAAGACAGUAUUACCAUUCACUGGCUCCGUCCAGAAUCUGAUGGUAACAAAGAGAUCCUGGGAUACAUGGUUGAAUUCAGACAGGCAGGUGAAAGUGCCUGGAAGAAAUGUGCAAAGGAACGCUCUAAAGACCGUCAGUUUACUAUGGGUGGUCUUGAGGAGGCAACUGAAUACGAGUUCAGAGUGAUCGCUGAAAAUGAAACUGGUUUGAGCAGACCACGAAGAACUGCCAUGGGAAUAAAGACCAAAUUGAGCGUUGGAGAGACUCCAGCCCUCAAGGAGGAUAUAAAAGAUGUUACGACUAACCUGGGAGAACCAGGCACGUUGACAUGCCAGAUUAUUGGCAGACCUCUUCCUGAAAUCAAAUGGUACAGAUUUGGAAAGGAACUGAUCCAGAGCCGCAAAUACAAGAUGAGCUCUGAUGGCCGUAACCACUCCAUCACAGUGGUCACAGAUGAGCAGGAAGAUGAGGGCAUGUACACCUGCAGAGCCAUAAAUGAGGCUGGUGAAAUUGAGACCAGUGGGAAGCUCCGUUUGCAGGCAGCACCUGCAUUCCAUUCUGGAUUCCCUUUGAAAGAAAAGUACUAUGCUGGAUCUGGAACAAGCCUUCGCCUUCACGUCGUAUACAUUGGACGACCAAUCCCACAAAUCAUGUGGUUCUAUGGCAAAAAGCCUCUGAAUGCAUCCGAGAGUGUCAUCAUUGAGAACACAGAGAGUUACACUCACCUUGUGAUCAGAAAUGUCCAGCGUAAGGAAAAUGCUGGAAGAUACAAGGUGCAGCUGAGCAACAAAUAUGGCACAGUUGACACAACUCUACGUGUUGAAAUCCAAGAUAAACCAGCCAUCCCUGAAGGACCAAUUGUCGUUGAAUCCCUGCGUAAAAACUAUGUGAUUAUCAGCUGGAAACCACCAAAGGAUGAUGGUGGUGCAGCGAUUACCAACUACAUUGUGGAGAAGCGUGAAGCCAAAGAGGGCGAGAAGUGGAAUCUUGUGUCAUCCUCAAUUUCAGGAACAUCAUGCCGUGUUCCAAAUCUGAAUGAGAGUUCUGGAUAUUACUUCCGUGUGUCUGCACAGAACCAGUAUGGUAUCAGUGAGUCACUUGAGAUUCCAGCAGUCCUCAUGCUCAAGAGUCCAUAUGAAAAACCUGGAAUUCCUCAACAACCUGUUGUUUCAGACCUCACAAAGGACUCUUGUAUUGUGACUUGGAAGGCUCCAUCCAGCGAUGGUGGUGCCAGGGUCAAGAAUUACUUCCUUGAAAAGAGGGAGAAGAAACAGAAUAAAUGGAUUGCUGUUACAACUAAAGAAAUCCAUGAGACCCAUUAUGAGGUUAUAGGACUCAUUGAAGGCUUUGAAUAUGAAUUCCGUGUCAAAUGUGAAAACAUUGGAGGUGAGAGUGACUGGAGUGAGUUGUCAGAGCCCAUCAUUCCAAAGUCAGAACAGAAACCUCGUGCUCCAGUCUUCAGGGAAGAACUGAGAGACAUGAUCGUCAAAUAUAAAGCACAUGCUACCUUUGUUACAAAGAUUGUUGGAUAUCCCAAACCAGUCAUUAAAUGGUACAAGGGUGGCAAAGAAAUUCUCCCAGAUGGACAAAAGAUCAAGGGGCACGAAUUCAAAGGAGGAUACUACCAACUUGUUGUCUCUGACGCGGAUGAGAGUGAUGCUGCCACUUACCAGAUCAGAGCAACAAACCGAAUGGGGUCAAUUUCGACAACUGUGAAUUUGGAUGUUGAAAUACCUGCAAAGAUUUACCUGCCCAAGCAUCUCCAAGGCUUUGGAGCUGUUCAUGCUGUUUGUGGUGAAGUCGUCUCAAUCAAGAUUCCAAUCAGUGGCAAACCUGAGCCUGCAAUCACAUGGCAGAAAGGAAAAGAUAUAAUUGACAACACUGUAUAUCAUCAAGUGAUUGUGACUAGAUCCUUUACUUCUCUUGUAUUCCCUAAGGGAGUUCAAAGGAAGAGUUCUGGUUACUACAUAAUUACAGCAAAGAACAGAUUUGGUGUUGACAAACAAACAGUUGAACUGGAUGUUGCUGAUGUACCCAGUCCACCCAAAGACUUGGUUAUCAGUGAUGUAUCAAGAGAUUCCAUCACUUUCACAUGGAGUCCUCCAGAAGAUGACGGUGGCACCCCAAUAAUUAAUUACAUUGUGGAGAAGUGUCCCACGACAGGUGAUAGAUGGAUCCGUGCUGCUACGACAACUGAACCGACAUUAACUUUAAUCAAUCUCUUUGGCAAGACCAAGUACCAGUUCCGUGUCAUUGCUGAAAACAGAUUUGGUGUGAGUGAACCAUCCAAGCCUACAGAGCCUGUGACAACAAAGGAAGAAAAAUCAAUCCUCAGAAAUUAUGAUGAUGAGGUGGAUGAGGCUAGAGACGUUGCUAAGGAGGAAGCUCCUCAUUCAAAGGUGAAGCUUGUGCCUAAAAAGUACGACAUUGCUGAGGAGUUUGCUCGUUCAGGACACUUUGGCACUGUUUGUCGCGCUGUUGAAUUAAGUUCUAAGAAGACUUUCUUGGCCAAAUUCAUUAAAGUCAAAGGUGCGGAUCGUGAGCUGGUGGUCAGAGAGGUUGAGACACUUAACCUGGCCAGACACAAGAACAUUCUGUAUCUGCACGAGACAUUUGAUAGCUUGGAGGAAUACGUCUUGAUCUAUGAAUUUUUGUCUGGCGUUGACAUAUUUGAUCGUCUUGGCACAGGCAACUUUGAACUAACAGAACAGGAAAUUUCACGCUACAUGAGACAGGUGUGCCAGGCUCUUAAGUUCUUGCAUAGUCACAACUAUGGACACUUUGACAUUAGACCUGAAAACAUCAUCUAUGCCACAAAAAGAAGCUCAACUAUCAAGAUCAUUGAGAUGGGCCAGGCUAGACAUCUGACUCCUGGAGAAAAUAUUAGGAUCCAGUUCACUGCAGCUGAGUACUAUGCACCUGAAGUCCACAAGCACGAUUUGGUUACCACAGCAACAGACAUGUGGUCAGUCGGUGUUCUGGCCUACGUGCUCCUCAGUGGCAUUAAUCCAUUUGGCGCUGAGUCUCAGCACAAGAUGAUUGAAAAUAUCACAAAUGUUGAGUACAUCUUUGACAAUGAGGCAUUCAGAGACAUCAGCAUUGAAGGUAUGGACUUUGUUGACAGACUGCUCGUUAAGCAGCGGAGGAACCGUAUGACUGCCUCUGAGGCACUUGAACAUCCUUGGCUCAAGAUGAAGAUUGAAAAUGUCAGCAACAAAGUCAUCAAAACGUUGAGACACAGAAGGUACUACCAGUCAUUGGUGAAGAAAGAAUGGAGUACUGUGGUCACAGUAGCCCGUGUUGCCUAUGGUGGUGCCUACAGAAACCAGAAGGGUCUUACAGUUGAAAGAGUGAAGGUUGGAACUCCUGAGCAAGGCUUGAGACCAGGGCCUGUCAUGCAUGGCUCUGCUGAGGAAGGUGGUCAUGUGAGAUUCAUGUGCGCCAUUGCAAACUACGAAAGAAACACAGAGGUGACAUGGUACCACGGCUCUCGCAAACUAGUAGCAAGUCAUAAGUAUGAAAUCAGCUAUGCUAAUGGAUUUGCCAGUAUCUAUGUGAAGGACAUUGAGGAUUCAGAUGAUGGUUUAUACAGAUGCAAAGUUGUUAAUGAGGAGAGAGAGGAGAAUUCCUAUGCAGAGAUAUUUGUGGAAAGUGUAAGAUCUCAUCGUGAGUACUACCUGGGACGCACAGUUAAGAAAUUGAGGAGGGGAAUUGAUAAAUCUAAACUUCUUCAGAGGCCUCCUGAGUUUACACUGCCUUUGUACAACCGUACAGCAUACAUUGGUGAAGAUGUACGAUAUGGAGUGACAAUUACAGUCCAUCCAGAGCCACAGGUCACUUGGUUGAAGGCUGGACACAGAAUCAAACCUGAUGACAGCAAGUACACCUUUACAAGUGACAAGGGUCUCUAUCAGUUGCUUAUUCACAAUGUUGGAUUUGAUGAUGAUGCUGAGUACACUGUCAUGGCUCACAACAAGUUUGGUGAGGACAGCUGCACGGCCCGCCUUACAGUAACACACCAUCCUGUUGUUGAAGAGACAAUGAGGCCCAUGUUCAAGCGCCUUUUGGCAAAUGUGGAAUGUGUUGAAGGAGAGAGCGUCCGCUUUGACUUGAGGGUGUCUGGAAUUCCAGCACCAACCCUGAAGUGGGAGAAGAAUGGAAAGCCUCUGGAAUUCAGACCACAAGUUGCAGUUGUUCAAGAAGAUGCAGACUACCAUGUUCUGCACCUUCGCGAAACUCUUAUUGAGGACACUGGCACAUACAGAGUCACUGCAACAAACUCUGCAGGAUCAACAAGCUGCCAGGCGACACUUAGGGUUGACCGUCUUACCUACACCAGGAGAGAAUUUAAGAGCGAGGAUGAAAAACAGAAAUACGUUCAGAACCAAAUCAAAAAGACACUGAAGAUGGCACAGCACUUCUCAAGAACAGAGGUUGAUACAACACUCAAUCUUGCCGCACAAGAAGCUUUGAAAGAAGCUUCAGAAUUAUACAAACCAGCAUUCAGCACAAAGAAUGUCCAGGGUGAAUUUGACAUUACAGUGGAGAAGAGACCAAAGAUAUUAACGGAGGAGAGGAGAAUCCGUAUGCCCUAUGAAAUUCCAGAACGUCAGGCUCAUGAUCCAACUGUCCUUGAGGAGGACAUGGGUAUCAAACUCUUUGUUCCCCUGUCUGAAAUGAAGUGGUACAAGAAGCUGCGUGAUCAGUAUGAGAUACCUGAACGCAUGGAGAGAAUUGUGCAGAAGAGACAACCUCGCAUCCGUCUUUCCAGAUGGGAGCAGUUCUAUGUGAUGCCACUUCCAAGAAUAACAGAUCAGUACAGGCCAAGGUUCCGUAUUCCUCAGCUCUCUCAAGACGAUCUUGAAACUGUAAGACCAGCAAGGAGAUCACCUUCUCCCGAAUCAGUGGCAUCCUUCAGACAGAGAAGAAGGUCCCUUGGAGACCUGUCUGAGGACGAACUUCUGCAGCCUGUGGAUGAAUACCUGAAGUCGAAGAGAACUGAGGAGCAGCAGUUGCUUGAGGAGGAGCUUGAACUUGGCUUCUCUGCCUCCCCACUAAGUGGCAGUCCAGUACGCUUUGAACUGUCUUCACUACGCCGUGCAUCACCAAGGCCUGUGGCAAUGGCUGAGGUGAAGCAUGAGGAAAAGAAAAAGCGCACCACCGUUGCACAAUUCAUGAAAAGAAGAAGGUCACUGUCACCAACUUACAUUGAGCUGAUGCGUCCAGUGUCUGAAUUGAUAAGACCUCCUCGAGCUCGUCCCCCAGUGGAGGUUGAGGGAGUGGCUAUAGAAAGAAGAUCACCCACCCCUGAGAGGACACGUCCUCGCUCUCCUAGCCCGGUUUCCACAGAGAGGUCCAGAUCAUCUAGGUCAUCCUCCAGGUUCGAAAGGUCUGCCAGAUUUGACAUCAUGUCAAGAUAUGAAUCAAAGAAAGCAGCUCUUAAAUCUGAGAGGAAAUACCAGGUUGUUACUCAGACACCAUUCAGCCUUGACCAUGUUCCACGUAUUACUGUUAGAAUGCGUUCUCAUCGUGUGCCAUGUGGUCAGGACACAAAGUUCACAUUAAAUGUCCAAGCCAAGCCAGCGGCAGAAAUCAAAUGGUAUCAUAAUGGACAGGAAAUUCAAGAGAGCAGCAAAUACCAGUUCACAAAUAUGAGUGGAGUUCUGUCUAUAAAGGUCUCAGAGUGCAAUGCAGAGGACAGUGGAACAUACCGUGUUGUCUGCACAAAUUCAAAGGGAGAUGCAUCCGACUAUGCCACCCUUGAUGUUUCAGGUGGAGAAUUUUCCACAUAUACCUCCCGCCGUAAAGAUGAGGAGACCCCUGUAACUUUUGUUCCAGACAUCACAAAAACUGACUACUACCAUACAUCAUCAGUUAGAGCUUCUUCCUCUUCGAGAACUCACCUUGAGAUUAAAGAAACCUCAACAAAGUACAUGGAAAGACGUGAGGUAUCAGCAUCAGAAUAUGCUGCAGCUGAGAGGGUGGCAUCAUCACCUAUAAGAUAUGCUUCAACUGAAUACUUGUCUUCAGCAUCUUAUUCCUCAUCAGAAAAAUUUGCUGCUACUUCAAAGUCAAAAACAGUUGAAGAGGUCAAAAAAGUUAAGGCCACUUUAUCUGCAAGAAUCCUCACAAAGCCCCAGUCAACUACAGUUUCUCUCGGGGAGACUGCAAGAUUUACAUGUGAUAUUGAUGGUGAACCAGCACCAAGUGUGACAUGGCUGCAUGAAGGAACCACUAUUGUAUCAUCUCACCAUUACCAGGUGACUACAACACAGUACAAGUCUACAUUUGAAAUCUCCUCUGUUGAGCUUUCUGAUGAGGGCACCUACACACUGAUAGUGGAGAAUUCAGAGGGCAAACAAGAGGCAAGAUUUACCUUGACCAUCCGUAAACCACCACCUAAAGAGGAGGUCAUUGCCCCACCUCCAAGUGUGAAGUCCCCUGAGCCUGAGGUAAAAUCCCCAGAGCCAAUUCAAGUAGCCUCACCAGAGCCCAGAGUCAAAUCACCUGAGAGUGUGAAGUCCCCAGAACCAGUUACCGCACCCGAGAGGGUGGCAUCCCCCCCAAUGGUCAAAUCUCCAGAGCCCAUUACAUCACCUCCAAGGGUCAAAUCCCCAACACCAAUUAAGUCCCCAGAGCCGGUGACUUCACCACUAAGGGUGAAAUCUCCAACUCCAGUAAAAUCUCCAGAACCAAUCACAUCACCACUAAGGAUGAAAUCUCCAACUCCAGUCAAAUCGCCUGAACCAAUUGCUUCACCACCAAGGGUGAAAUCUCCAACUCGAGUCAAAUCUCCAGAACCAAUCACAUCACCACUAAGAGUGAAAUCUCCAACUCCAGUCAAAUCUCCAGAACCAAUCACAUCACCCCUAAGGAUGAAAUCUCCAACUCCAGUCAAAUCUCCAGAACCAAUCACAUCACCCCUAAGGAUGAAAUCUCCAACUCCAGUCAAAUCUCCAGAACCAAUCACAUCACCCCUAAGGGUGAAAUCUCCAACUCCAGUCAAAUCUCCAGAACCAAUCACAUCACCCCUAAGGGUGAAAUCUCCAACUCCAAUUACUUCACCACUAAGGAUGAAAUCUCCUACACCUGUGAAAUCUCCAGAGCCAAUUGCCUCACCUCCAAGAAUCAAGUCUCCAGUGCCAAUUGCUUCGCCACCAAGAAUCAAGUCUCCAGUGCCAAUUACAUCACCCCUAAGGGUGAAAUCUCCAACUCCAGUCAAAUCACCAGAGCCCAUCACUUCACCUAAACGGGUAAAAUCCCCAACACCAGUUAAGUCUGCCCCACCAAAGAUGGUUCAGCAGCUUAAAGCAGAGGCCUCUGAAGACAAAGUGAAAAUGUACUGUGUUGCUGAAAGCAUGGUGAAGGAAGUUGUGUGGUACAAAGGGAGCAAGAAAUUGACACAAGGCAGCCACUAUCAAAUUCAAACCUCUGCUGAUGGAACCUGCUGCCUGUUUAUCUAUGACGUCUCUGAGAGUGACCAAGGUGAAUACACCUGCGAGAUUACUACAGAAGGAGGAAUGUCCAAAACAUCAUUCUCCUUCACUGGCCAAGUGUUCCAGAGCAUAUACUCAAAAGUGACAGCUUUUGUAGCAACGCACAUGGCAAUUCAACAAUCUGUAAAGACUUCUGAGGUCAUGACCCAUGGAUUCCAAGAGUCAUCUGAAAUGAUGGUCAUGAAAGAAAGUUCCGCUUUCUCAUCCAAGUCUGUCCACAUGGAGAGCUCUGUGCAAGAGGCCUCGUUCAGCAGUGCCAGCAUGGCUGAAAUGAAGUUUGAAACAAUGUCUCAAUCCAGCAUGUCCUCAAUGACAUCCGAGUCAGUUUACGCAAUGAGUUCAAGCAGUAUAUUGUCAAGUCACUCGCAUCUAGAAGGGACCUCCAUGAGAUCCAUGCUGCAAAGUGGGCAAGGCUCAGCACCUAGAAUUGAAGCCCUCCCUGAGGAUAUCAGCAUUGAAACAGGGAAGGUUCUUACUGUUACCUGUGCUUUCUCUGGAGAGCCCAUCCCUCACAUUGAGUGGUCCCGCUCAGGAAAGAAACUGCCUGGUGAGGAGGAAAGUGGCAGAUUCCACAUUGACACCACAGAAGACCUCACCACACUCAUCAUCACCAGUGUCAAAGAGAGUGAUGCUGGCGCAUACACCCUCAAACUUUCCAAUGAGCAUGGAUCUGACACAGCAACUGUCACCAUUAGUAUUCGAUCAGUGUAAAAGCAAUACGAUUAUUUCUAAUCCCCCUCCCUCUUUAAGUGCCUUUUUAUUUAUUAAAUGAGCAAAGAAAUCUUUACUUGAUAAAUACCUGGAUUACUGUUCCUGUAAAUAUGAACUAUUUUUAUACCAAACUUGACAUUAAUUUAUGCCAAACUAGACUAAAGUCUAAAGUUGUUAUAAAAUGUGCCAUAUUGGAUAAUUAUGACUUAGGAUUUUUGGAUCCAUUUUUCUGUGACAUGUACAUAAUGUAUAUAGCCGAAUUUAACGGUUAUGGGAAAUGUAUGAAUUGUUAUUUAUGACAAUAUAAACUGAAACACAAGGAACUAAAUGUUUAACAGGAGAAAGUUUCGCAUGAAACGAAUACCCUGAAAAACUAGAAACGAAACUAUGUGCCUCAACAAAAAGUUGAAGUCUUAAGAUUGCCUCAACAGGUAGAGAGGCUCCCUGUUGAAGUUGAAACUAAAUCUGAGAGACAAUAUAAUAAUCACUGUAUGCCCACGCAUGCAGUGCUUUUACCGUACUCUUAUGAAAUGUUACUUGACCAUAAGACCUUGAGUGCUGUUUGCAUAUUACCCUCAUGUAAGCAGGACAACUAGGCCUUGUGUUCAGACUGACUAUGUCAUACCACCAUUUUAAUGACAUGCUCAAAGUGCGAGCGGCCUGCACUAGAGCAAAAGUUUUUAUGUGCUCUGUUUCUGGCAAAGGACUGCCUGCAUAUGCUUUAAAAAACAUCACCUGGCCAUAAAUCAAGAAAGUAUAUCUUGUACUUCUUUGCAGAAACAGAGCCUUCUCUCGGAGGAUUGCUUUUGUGCAUCAUGUGUGUUUGUGUGUUAGCUUUAGUAUUUCACCCUGUCAGUCGUUGGGGCAACUAUCAAGAAAGUGUACCACAGUAACAACACCUGCUGUGCAAAGAAGACUUAACAAAAGUAAUAUGCCCUACACUUUGGUUUGAUUGAAUGUAGUAUUGUAGUAUUACUUAUAUAUGCAACCUCCUUGAGUUUUAUUAUUAUUGAUUCAAUAAAGCAUGAUUUCAGCACAUACA
Messenger RNA from Clupea harengus (Atlantic herring), 94015 nucleotides. RefSeq names its product titin, tandem duplicate 2 (gene ttn.2). The coding region runs from base 268 to 92973 and encodes 30901 amino acids. Gene Ontology annotation, cellular component: M band. The record is from RefSeq and is a predicted model, not a curated record. Gene Ontology annotation, molecular function: protein kinase activity; structural constituent of muscle; protein binding. Lineage: Eukaryota; Metazoa; Chordata; Actinopteri; Clupeiformes; Clupeidae. Gene Ontology annotation, biological process: protein phosphorylation; sarcomere organization; cardiac muscle tissue development. The transcript has 237 exons.